AAAUGCGCACUGAGCGCUCCCGCUUCCUGGAGGCGAUAUAUAUAUACUCGGGUUUCGGAUACCCCUCAAAAUGGCCCUAACCCCCAUAUAGUCACCUAUAUAGGGGUUAGGGAUCCAUUUCGGACACAGCCAUAUUUAUUUUUGUAGGAUGGUUGGGGAAAGUCCUGCCUCCUUCGCCUCUGAUUUGCUAGAUAAGCUUGAAGCAUCAUCACACGCUCGAGCCAAACGCACGCUGUCGGCUCAGUGCAUUUAACAGAACAUUAUUGCACUUCUGAAUCUCCUAACCCUAACCCUAAUCCGACAAACGAUGACAUUUCACAGCCAUUGGGAAUAACCAAUAGGAGCCCAGCACUUCUGGCCAAUCAGAGACGAAGGAAGGCGGGACCUUCCUCUACCGUCCUCCAAAAAAAGAGAAAAAAAAUCUCUUCCUGGAGUUUGUUUGUUUACGGAAGCAAAUUCAACUUACUCGCAAGCAGCAUGGUCCUAUUGGAUUACUAUGGUUACGAGAGUGCAGACUGACGUGCGGCAACACGGUAAGCAAAUGUAGCUUACAUACAUUGGAUGGGUGAAAGUUUGCGUACUGGCUGUAAACAGCUGAUUAUGUACCGCUGAGUACCUGCUUACUUUCACCCCUGCCGAGGGGUCUACAGGCGGCUGUCUUCCCUCCAUUCAGGACAUGUUUAGGACAUACUGUGCAUGCAGAGCCUCUGCAAUCGUCAAAAAGAAAAAAGUCACCCCACACCUCACUCAGACUUUCUAUCAGGCAAAAGGUUUAACAACAUCAGGACCAGCACAACAGCUUUUUCUCCGGGCUGUCAGACUCUUAAAUAUCCUGCUGUCAUUCACAUCCACCUCUACACCCCCAACAAUCUCUGACUGACCCCCUUUAUACAGCCCCACAUACAUAUUGUACAGUCAACAUGCACUGACAUUUUUGAUCUGGACAAAUCCUCACUGUCACUUUGUACUGGACAGUAAUCUCUGUCACCUGUGCCUUAUAUCACCACUUUGCCCGCACUGAAUUCAGAGAUUUAGACAUUUGUUACUGCCCACUUAUUUAUUUUGACAUUUUUUUCGAGGUGUUCUCAUGCACUGGCACUUUGAGCUUUGACUUGUUCCAGUAUUUCACUUUCUUUUUUAAGGCUACUUUAACAAAAGCCAAAUGCUACUAUAAAAAGUCAUUUGGGAGCAGAAAGAGUUGUUUGUUGUUGCUUCGAUGAGCUAAAUCAUGUGGAUCACAGAUAAGAGCCAGAACCUCUAAGAAAGGUUUUUUGAGGCAUUUUCCUUUGAAGACUUGAGGAGGCAAGCAACUGCUUUGUGAGUCUGUUUGGCAGCUUUUCUCUCUCACUAGUGAUUGUGUCUAAUAAGUGUUGUUGAAGGCUGGGUGGAUUAUAAAGACCCCCCUUAGUUUAAGACAGCAAAUGACCAGCAGAGGAGUACAUCAUAGGCAGGCCCAGUACUACCGCUGGAAAUUCUAUUUGCACCCUGUUUGGUGUUUUUGUGAUUGUUUCAUUAAAGCUUCUGUCAAGAUCAUGUGUAUCUGAGUGGAAAUCAUGACAGAAACUUCCUAUCAAAUGAAAGACAAGUUGCCAUGCCAAGUUCUAUUUCAGACAGAGACACUAUCUAAUUACUGAGAUGUGUCAGGAGGUUGAUGAUGCCUUCAGUCUGUGUAAAGCUGAAGCUGAUGGGAGGUGGUAGAUUCACCUGACUCCUGUCAGAAUAGCACACAUCAAAUCAGCUCAUAGAUUCCUGAAGGUGCCUGUUGUGUUUUUGUUGUUGAUUUGCCUGCAGCGCUUCCUAACACAGUGACUCAGCAGUGUGACUGAAACCAGAGGAAAGAGAGGAGGGAAAAUGUUUUUGUCCUAGGAGUGAAAUAUGAGUGAAUGAAAUAUGAUACGUUUUUAAACCCUUCCAUUUACUAUUACAGAGAAUUAUCAACAGUGUACAAAGAAAAACUUAAAUAUACCACACCUUUAUGUGCAGACCUUCAACAAAAAACCAUCCAUAUUAACAGAAAUUUAGAAACAACAUUAUUUCACUUGUUUUUCUACAAUUUAGGAUUUUGUACAAUGAAGGUCACUAAUCUUUGAAACCCCUCAUUAAUUUUCGUUUUCAUUUUAGUUACUUUCCAGCUGCGUUAAUUACUCGAUUCCGUCUGGUCACAACACAAUAACCACAUAAAUCACAAUAAUCAUAUAACUGUUGAGUACAAAACUUUACAUUUUUGGUUGAUGGCCCACCAGUCACCAGAGAAGAGAGAAACAGCAGCAACACUGAAGGAACAGCAUGACAGAGACAUUGAACAAAGUGAAGACAGCAGAUAUGAAGCAACCACAAACCGCAACUCAAUAUGGCCUAAAGCAGUAAGGACUGGCUGAGUGAAAAGAAGAACUACAAGGGAAAAUACAUGACGCAAAUACUGCUUUUAUUUCCUACAUACAGACAAAUGUUUCGACUUCACUGUCAGAAAAUGAUAAAUGUUAAUUUGACUCAGAAGAAAGCUGACAAGAACGACAUCGCCACGAAAAGGCUAUCAAUUGCAGGCCUCGACAGAGCAACCAUUUCACUCCCAGGUGCAACUAAAAUGUUCGAUGGACAUUCGCUGCAGAGCUACAGGUGUCUUCUCACUCUCCAUAAUCGGGAAUAGCAACAGCAGCGCGGUUAAAUCUACUCAAGCAACCUCGCUGUCAACAUAAUAGCUGCGUCCGAAUUGCCAAGUAGUAGUCGAAGUAGUAUCUAGCAUGUCCGAAUUGGCCACCGGAGCGAGUAGCAUGCUACUUCAGAUACUACUUCAGAUGCUAGACACGCCCACAUUGUAGGUUGGUCUCGGUGCAUCCUACGGGCAUGCUACUGACCCAAAAUGCACCGCGGGCUUCUUCUUCGUCCUCUUAAAAGUUGUAGAAGCGCAUGUGAUGCUAGCGCCACCAGCUGCUGCCUAUUUAGAUGCGUCGCAAACGCCGGCUGGCCACAGCAGCGCGCACCAUGUCGGAGCAGCAGCAGCAGCAGGCGGGACCGCAGCAGUACAGAUGUAAGUUUCAUGUAACUUCACUAGGGCUGAAACGAUUACUCGAGUAACUCGAGUAACUCGAUUAAUAAAAUUCCUCGAGGCAAAUUAUAUGCCUCGAGGAAUCGUUUAAAUCCGGAACCAUGUGCAGCGCACGGUGUUUGACACGGACGGUUAUUUCUGUUGCGCAGAAGCGUGCUCUUUCCGCUCCUUCCGCUGCCGCGCGUUUGGUUCAAUCAUGGAGGGAAACGAGGACAGACAGAAGCUGUGUCCGAAAUGGCAUACUGCCUGCUAUCUACUUACCUACUCAAGCAGUAGCUACUGCCUACUGACUACUCAAAGAUGAUUUGAGUAUGCCGCGGCUGCCCGAGCGUUUACACACAUACAUACUAAAUACCCCAGAAUGCAUUUCGUGCCGGCCGGACGCAGCGCCGGGAAAAUUUAAAUAGUCCUACCACAAGCUACAUAGAACGACUGCAUACCGGACAAAUUAUAUAAAUUCAUUCAAUAAUAAUAUUUUUUCUAGCGAGAAAGUAAGUGUUUACAUCACGAUUAUGAGCCCAGUUGUUUGAAAUAGUGGCUGUUUGUAAAUUUGUCUCGGCGUUUUCGGAGACCGAAGCGUCCACUUGGUCGGUGUUUGCGUCUAUUUACCGUAAACACCGGGCAGCAGCAGCUCCCCCUUCACGUUUCCAAAUUAUUGCGAAGUGUUUUCAUAAUCAACAUCUACACGACACAAACCGGGCGGCAGUGGAUGAAAAAAAUCACACAAACAUCCGUGUAUCCAUGGUGAUAAUGCUAUACACCACCUGCUAGGCGUGUGAUGAGCAGCAGAGGGCUGCAAAAUGACCAACACACAACAACAUGUAAAUAAAAAUGUAACACUUUUAUAUAUUGAAUAAAUGUACAUUUGCUUGUCAAAUUAUGUUAGUAUCCAAGAAUUAUAUUAUUUCAGCCUAUUAAUUAAACAAGUAAAAUUAGAUCCAAAGCCUGGAAAUAGUUGUGACUGGUUUAGUGAAAACUGCAAAGAUCAUUACCAUAGCAAUUAAAAGACCAUCUGCAGACCUUGCCUUCAGUAGUUUCAUGUGAACUACAUGGUAAAAUGUAAAACUUUUGGUUCCUGAUUUAUGCAGUAAAAUAUUCAUUUGAAAGACCUGGCCUAUUUCAGUUUUGUGUGUUACUGAUGGUUUUUAAUGAGGCAAACGUGAUUCAAUGCAAAGUAUUACAGUGAGAGCAAAACAUUUCUUAUCCGAUUACUCGAUUAAUCGACAGAUUAAUCGAUAGAGUACUCGAUUACUAAAAUAAUCGAUAGCUGCAGCCCUAAACUUCACACACUGUCCUAAAAAUGUGCGGUUGUAUCUCUUUGUCAUGUCAUGGUGUCAUAUUUGCCCAAGUAAUCAUUUUAUGAGCAAGUGGCGACAUCAUGGAGGUAAAGCUCACUUAUUCCAUAAUUAAACUGCACAGCUGCAGUACUACAGCCAGGCCCGCAGAUGAGGGGCUUCAGUUACCACUGUCUGCACGGGCGCAGUACCUACUCUCUGCCUGCGGGGGUCGUCUUUCCCCACCGCUCGUCUAGUGUGUCCGAAUUGGGCCAAGGUUUUUAGUAUGUAGGAGUAGGAUCUAGCAGUAGCACGUAGCAGCAGCAUGUAGUAUCCGAGCGGGCAGUUCGGACGCAGCACAGGUGUUGAAUAAGGGACCAUCAAUAAAUUAACGGUUGAAAAAAAAGGCAGUUUUCCUUUAAUAGCUUUCAUGUCAUGUGACCAAAUGACCUAAAAUUGAUUUCAAACAACAAUACUUAUGUCAAUAAGACACACCUCUUUAUUUCCCUAAUUUGUCCUCUUUACAUUUUUGUGUUAAAUUUAAAGGCAAAUUUUGAACAUUUUCUUCAAUAGCUUCCAUGUCAUGUGACCAACCGACCUAAAAUUUAUUUCAAACAAAAAUUUGUGUCGACCAAUAAGACACACAUUAUAUGAUCAAUUUUCAUUGUGUCCCUUAAGUUCUCUGUGUGCUCCUCACUUUUUCAACUUAGGAGCACAUGUGCACCUUGUGAAAAAAAAGUUAGUAUCAAGCCCUGAACUGUGAAAUCUGAGUUUCUCAAGCUGCAUAAAAAUUUAUGAAUCAAUUAAACCAUAUUUAGAUCAUUAAUGAUAAGUGUCAACUCUUUUUAAUUGUUUGAUAAUAAGUAGGAUAAAUGGAUAAUAAGUGGGUAGACAUGCAUAUUAUAACCCCAAUGGGACCAGACCUUCUGCUUCACAAUGAGGACCAGCUGAUAACUCACUUAAAAUCACCUGUGCUUUUAUGUUUUAGGUGUUUUUGAUUACAACAGAGUGGGGCAUUUAGAGGAAAUCUGCGAAUUUUCUGCAUCAGAAAAGAAAAAAAACAUGAUUUUCUGAUUCAAACUGAUACUAAAAGGUGUUCCAGAUACACACCACUGAGUUUUUCUGCAUUAGUGUGAGGCUGUGUGUAUCUGCACUUUGGUUUCGCUUUAUGCACUGGGUUUAAUUUGGAAAAGGUCAGUGACUGUGUAAUGGCAGCCUCCAGGUCCGACACCACGCUGCCCUCUGAGUGAACAGAGGGGGAUCCUGCAGGGUGUUGGAUGAUGAUACACUCAGAGAAAGAAAAGGAUGAAGGCAGCAGAUAAUGGGGUCAGACCAGCGUGCACAGCUGCAGUGAAAUGGUGCAAAUGAAUUAAACAGGGUUGAUGUCACGGGGUUAAACAUCUGGAAGCAGGAACAAACUACGUCCUCAUAAUCUUCUCCACUGAGUCUUUACUUUUACUAUUUGGAGACUACAUGAAGCCAAGUAAAGAUGUGUAUGUACUAUAUUAACAAAAACCUUACAUUUACCUCUCACUGCUGUCUGAUCCUUAAAAAAGAAACUAUCUUUUCCAUUGCUUUCCACUUGACUACACUUCCAACUAUGAGAAUGUUGGCUGUCUGGGAUCUUGCUGUCUCAUCUUACGGUUAGUUCCCCAUUCAGAUGUUGAUCUGCACCAUCAGCUCCUUGGAGUUUUAACCUGUCCUUUUUCUCCCCUCUCCCUUGUUUGUAGGUUAUCCUGUCUGCCUGUCUCUUUUUUUUCUCUCUCUUAUCUGUGUGAGUGAUUUGCUUCCCUCUACUUUGUUUGUGUUGUCUGACCUUGGUUAAGGUCUCCCAGAGGGAAGGAGAGGAUGUGUCACUUUGUUGAUGAAAUCUAAAGUUGCUAAAUGUUGCUCCUUAUCUCUCAGUUUUUUUUUAACGCCACAAACUGAAACAAAUCUUUAAGACUUCACAAAGUUUCAUCCAGUGCAUAGCUGUCAAGUAUCCUGUUUUGGCCAGGAAACUGUAUUUUACCCCUCUUUCCCGCCGUCUUCCCAUACUAGCAUUCACCCGUAAAUCUCCCAUGUUAAAAUAUAUGUAAAAAAAACAUUGUUCCGCCUCUCCAAACUGAACUCUGUCACUGGUUCGCACUAAGUACCCACCAACAAAACUUGACAAGUAUGAUCCAGUGAUCACUGAGGAACUAUCUAACAAUGGCUGCAAUAAUAUCAACAUUGUGUCAAUUUCAUGGAUUCCACCACCUACUUGUUGUCUGGCGAACUAAACCACACAAUAUUUUCAUGCAACAUGUGCUAUUAUGGUAAUUGUUCUACCAGGGGAUGUAGCAUCUUUUUAAAAUCCCGGUCGACUGACAUGUUGCUUAUCCUCUGGGCCAAGAUGUGGCCUGUUUGGGCCAUUACAAAGUUUACUUUGUUUCACAAGUUUAAAUGAAUAAAUCACCUCAAAAAUCAUUAGCCUGAUUUACACUUCUGUAUCGACUUUAUUUUAUAGCUAUGUCAUAGUGGUCAACAUUUGGACAAGCGCAGCGUUGUCUGAAUUCGCUAAAACAACCGCAGAGGCAGGGUUGUAUUUACGCCUGUGCUGUCAACAAACCAACAAACGCAGUAGUGGCUCACUCAUCCAAUUCAGGAGUUUUCCCCUUGUUAAAUGUUGUCACUAGAUGGGUGACCUUGCAUACUUAUUUUACUGUUCUGUCAAAGGUUGUACUGUGCGUGUAGAUGUAACAUCAUUACCCUGUGUGUACGCCUUGUUAUGUUAUCGGAGGAGCAGACACGGCACCUGCGGUUGUGUUUUAUUUAUAUUUAGCGUCAUAUUUACAUGACGCUUUUUUUUUCCAAUCGGGCACUUAUUACGAUUAUUUAUGCACAUGUAAACCCAGCUAGUGUUGCUUUGCGAUUUUUGCCUAAAGGCAGUUUAUCAGUGUCAUGUCUGUGUUCUGCAGAUCACCAGUUUCCAGUCCUGCAACAUUUUUUCUUUGUUGGUGCACAGGAAGCCACAGGGCCUGAAUCUGAACGUGAAAUGUUGAAGUUGGAGCUUGUGUUUGUUGUGCUGCAGUGAUCAUGAUGAAAUUACAGCAGUGAAGCAGAAAGAGAGAGAGAGGUCAAUCACAGGGCUCUGCGUUGUUCUGGUGAGUGGUUACAUUUUCAGCUUACGCUUAUAGACUUCUAUAAGUACAGGGCUAUGCAGACCUGUAGCUUUUGCUAUGGCCAAGAGCUGCAGACAGAUUUUUUUUUGUUCAUGCUCCACAUUUCAGGAGCAGGUUUCAUUUGCUGAGGUUGUAGCCAGUUUUCUCAUACUCUCCCUUAUUGUGUUCCUUUUAAUAUUCACUUUUUCUUUUUCUUCAGCUCUCUCCUCUUUCACUCAUACCUCAAACUGGACUGGAUUUCAUUUUGUGUCUGCUGUCAGUAUGCUUAUCUGUCCAAACUGUCCACGGUAUGAAUAAAUUAAACUUGUAAAACCCUUAUUUUGACAUUACUGUCUUCACAGUCUUGCACAUCAGCACCUGAUAUCAUUCACACAAUUCUUCUAAGUUGGUCACCUGUAAAAUGCACAUCGAUAAAACAUGCAAUUCAGUGCUCAUGUAGUAUAUAAUUAAAUCAAACCAUUAUCCUUUUCAUUUGUACCCUUUAAUACUGGAAACACCAGUGAGAUGCCAGAUGUCAGUACAUUAAUGAAAUCAUUUUCAUUCAGCAGUUUCAGGACCACAGGUAACAUACUGUAUAUGUGGCCUGUGUAAACCUUUGGUAUGAUUUUCACAAUAUUAAAAAUAAAGCAAAAACAAACAAAAGACGAGAUUUUGUUAAAAAAAAAAAAACGUUAUUUUUUUUACUGCAUAUCAUAAUUUCUGCUGAUAAAUUUAUACAUCUGUUAAGGGUCAUUUGUCUCAUUAUUUUGCAGAUGAUGAUGACCGCGAUCAGGACACUUAUGACAAUACUGUAUCAGACUAAGUAAAUAUAAUUCAACAGACCACUGCAAGACAGCAGCUUGUUUCACCAUCUGAAAUUUGCCAUCUUAGAUAAACUUUUCUGCUGAUGCGCCUGGUUCAUACCUUAACAAAGUAUGAGUGCACCCUGACUGUUUGUGUGUCUGUGAGUGUGUUUAAAUUAAUGUGUGUGUGUGUGUGUGUGUGUGUGGAUCUCCGCUUCAGAUGCAGCACUGCGUAGCUUCCUGCUGGUCUCAUGGUGCCCCCUGAUAAGCCGGUACUGCAGAGGGUUCAGAAUGGCGCUAGUGGCAGUGGAAUUAGCUUCUAUUGUCAUGAUAAUGACAGUGAUACUCUUGCCCCAUCCCCGACUCAGACCAGCCAUUGUAUGGAAACAGGAAUGCAAUUUCUCCUGCAGCAGCAACUGACAAUCCUCUGUGAGAGUGAAAGGUCUCUAAAUGACUCUCCAUUCAGGCGAGGCUGCGGGGCCAGCAGCCAAUUAAAGUGGGAGCAGCAGCACAGCGCCAUCCUGAAGACCUAAAGCUGUCUCUAAACACACACAUUAAGCAAUACAAAAACACACGUACAUACAUACACACACACAUCCAUUAGUUGCUGUAUUUUCCUUUUACAAAGAACGUCUAAUCCCCUAAACUAUCUUUCUCCUCACUGCCUUAAUUCUCUGGGGAGCACAGGCGGUGUGUGCGAACUAACAGCGAGCUUUGUUCAACACAAUGUGUAUACAGACCCCGAAACAUGAGUUAUUGAUUUGAAAACACUUAAAUAUUGGAGUGGGGAGACAGAGUUCCUGUGCAAAGUGGACUCCGUCUUCACCUCCAUCCGUCAUGGUUAGACUCUCCGCUGGUGUUUAUGGUAUCAGACAGUCUCCUCUGGGCGUUUAUCUGGCAGCUGAGGCACAGUCUCCAUGCAGGGCCAAGGGUUUAAAAAGUGUUCACGCUACCGAGCUGUGAGUUAAGUAGAUGUGAGCUUUGGGCCUCUGAGAGCUGAGAAGAGGCCCGUCCAGCCAGAUGAGUUUGUUAUAAGACUCACCAUAAAUACCUAUGACUUAUAGAGCCGCUCCUUUGACUGAAAAAGAAAAUAUUUCUCUUGAAUGCCAUGUGUAUUUCGCAGCCGCCUUUCCAUGGGAAUUUUCAAAGUUUUUUAAACUUUCAAAAAGAAUUUCUCUAUUCAAGAAAGUCAUACUAACUUUUUUCACCACCAUCUUUAUUUACAGAAACCCUCUGGUUGUCAGUAUUAACUGUGACCGACCUUACAUGCCUUAAGAGGUUGGAGACUAGAUGUACAAAUGUGCUAAUAUGCAAAAAUAAAGGUCAGUAACUAGCUCUCCUGUAAACACACAGAUGCUUUUACUUUUGCCCAUCUAGUUUACUUUCUCUGAGGAGGUCUCAGACAAGGAUCAGAGACUCUGAUCAUUGCUCAGUUGCUCCAUCAUUGCUCCUUUACAGUUUGCUCUUCCUGAACUCAGAAGUGCAGAGCCUCCCAACCAUUUGUCUUUGUGGCUGUCUGGACUUGAGUGAAAUAGGUCUUUUUCAAGCUUCAUGUUGGACAGUCUUAGAUGGGGCAUAAAUCUACUGAAGCAGCGCUCCUGUGUUGUCGUCUUUUAAAACCCCGCCCUGUAAAAUAAUGGAUCACGAUUGGGUUGAUAUAUCUGACAUUGAGGGGAAACUGUUUAAAAUGACAGCACUUCCAGAUCCGCCUGCCUGCUAAGUUGAACUUGAACUGUCCUACUGUGACUUUAUGAUGAAAUUUUACUGGAGAAAAAUUGGUGCAUGGAUUUUUAUUGGUCGUAUUCACACAUGCAGCUCAUCCUGAAAAAUCUGGCAAGUUUCUGUAGUUUUCUGCAUAAAACAUAAAAACUGCUUUUGUUGAAUGGUUAAAGGGAUAUUCCAGUGUAGAAUUAAGUUAAGGUCAAACACACCAUAACACCGAGUUAGACACCCCCUCGAGAGAUGAAUGUUGCCGAUCGCUUUCUUCUCUAGUUAUACCAACUUCAGCAAAGACUGCAGGAUAGCAAUACACAGCGGUCCCAGGAGCCACACACAAACCUCAACCAAAAACCCACUCCAUAGUCACAAAUAAUGCUCAGAACAGCACCUAACUUCAUCAACAGUACAUAUAAGGUCCCAGCCAUAGUACUAGUAGCCACCAAAAAUCUUUUCAGCUUUGCCUAAUUUCUUUAGCAAAGAGACUUAACACAACUCACCUACUCUCUUCCAGCAGCUGCUUGUUUGUAGGGAGAGCUUGGACAAGUCCAUCGACUGCAGUGGGAUGACGCAGCUCAAGGAAGAACAUUUAUGAUCAUUACUUUGUCAUUUCCUUAAAGUAAUAAUCAUCAUAAUCAUUUUGCACUGCAGACGCGGUAGUUCUUCUGCCUUAGCGUCUCAGUCUGAUUCCACGAAGAAAUGAUCCUCCUUGAGCUGUGUCACCCCGCUGCAGUCGUCGAUGGACUUUAAGAUGAUUCAAGCAAACACCAGCAGUGAUAUGUUCAGUUAUAUGAAGUUUCAUCUUUUUGUACUUCAUACAACCUCACUGCUUCAAAAACCCAGUGUUACUACUUUGACGGGGACUUCUUGAAAACAGAAUAACAAGUGUUCGUUUUGUUGGCUUCCAGCAGUUUGCUGGCCAUCACAGAGGAUAAUAUGCAUUUUGAAGCAGCAGCAGCAGACAUGAAGUAGAAAAUAUCCAUCAGAUGAUAUUACAAGCUGGUGUUUAGAUGAAAGCUCUCAUCAGACAGCAGGGUUUUUUUCUUGAUGUAAAUGGGGCUCUUAUGUGUUGAAGCGUCUUGUGAUAGUCGUUGAAGGCUGCAAUCAGUCUCCAAUUAUCGCUCUUUACAUCUCAAUGAGGAAAAUCCAGCUGCACAGUGGGAUCUGAUGAUACAGGAGGAGGACUAACUAUGUGUGUGUUUAUGAUGAGAGGUGGAUGAUACUUACAGACAGAAUUACAGGGUGAUUUCCAAUCAUGUGAACAAAUAAAGUAAGGAUUGCACUAAGUACUCCCUUCAUGUCUCCACCCACUUGUGUCCUUCGUUUGCUGGAAACUGAAUGUUUUCCUGUCUUGCGUGCUCCUUGUAGUCACUUUGCAUAUUGGCAAUUUUGUUUUUAGGUUGUAUUAAAAGCACAGGUAUUCAAAGAGUCUCUUUUGUGUUAGUAAGAUUGAAUUACGAUUAGAAAUUCAAUUCAUUUGUCCGAGCCAGUUAUGCUACUCUACUUACUUUUUUAGUCCUAGAAAACUAAAAAGCGAGUAUUGGUUUAAUGAAAAAAACAUACUUAUCAGGGUUGCAGAUAUGAACACAGUUUAAUUUGACAUCAAACCAAUAUUCAGUCUAGUCAGGGGACCGCUGUGAUUAUUCUGCUCACCCUCAAUCACCAUUAAACCAUUAUUUCUGUCCUUUAUCUACAUCGUGCCCCCCUCCCUCGCCCCGUCCUUCUGUGCCUCUCGUGCUUGCUUUGUCUUUUUCAUUUUCUCUUUUCACCGUCGACGGUAUUGAGCGGUCCACAGCAUUCAGAUGCAAGAUGAACUUUGAUAAGAGUUAAUGAGAACACAGCAUUGUACGGGCAAAGAAUGGCUCGGGCUGCACUCAAGAGCCUCCUCACCAGGAAAUGGACCAUAAAGAGCAUCAGAAACACACUCCUCCGGGUUUGGAGGAGGAAGAGAUGAGAGUCAGAGGAAGACAAUAGAGGAGGCAGAGGAAAGACGGGAGAGAAAUUAUGUGAAGGGUAAAGAAUAGGAAGGUUUUGUGUGAGGCGUAGGAAUGUGGUACAAACAUAAUGAGACAUAAUCAUGGCCAUUUAUAGAGUACUACUCAGUUUUUAUCUGUGGUUAGUAACUGAAUGUUUCACUGUGUGGAUUUAACACGAAAAUUAUGUCCAUUUUAAAAUAACAGUAAAUGUGUCAGUAUUACAGUAAAGCCUUGUUGUCACUGAGAGCCUCAUGUAGGCUCAAUUUUGUGUUAUUUGCUGCAUUCAAAUGUGUCAGCUGUGCCUUGUUGAAAUUGACCUUGUUAAAGGUCUUCAUACGAUGUUAAAUUACGUAACUGAGUCACUAAGCCUAAGAAAACAAGUGACACUGGCUGGCAGCGCUUGCAGUGGAAGAAGACGUCUACAUAUUAUGAAUGCAAAUAAUGCGAAAGGUGAAAUGCCCUCUGGUGGCAAAGUGCAGAAAAUUUUGUUAAUAGAUCGUACAUUUAAAUUGGGAUAAAUUCUUGGCUUUUGAUCUCUCAAGACAUGUAAAAUUGCAUGACAGAUACAGCCCCAUCUGGGGGGUAGGAAACUGUAGCCUAGCUUGUGUGCAGGUUCUCGCUGCAGUUUUUCAUUACAAGGGUAGAGCUGACUGGCAUCCACUGUGGCUGACACACAUGUAACUCAUACAAUCACACUUGAAAAAUAGUGAAACAUCUCUUUAAAACCCAACCUAUAAAGUAAGUAUGUUUGUAUGCUGCUCAAAUAAUCAACUUACUGCAUUAAUUUGAUUAAAACUGGACUUUUGGAGUACAUGUAAACUCAUUGGUUGUUGCUGUUGCUGUCGUUUCUGCUGUUCCCUGUCUCUCUCUCAGCCUCGUUCUCUCUUCUCUCUCCCUCCCCCUCCCUCUCCUUACUCAUUCUCUCUCUCUCUCCCCCCUGCCCUCUCCCCUCUUCUCUCUCUCUCUCUCCCUCUCUUCCUCUCUCCCUCCAUCUCUCUACAUUCCUCCCCAACCCAGCAGCGGCAUGGUGGCUGUCUGGCAUGAGUCUGGUCCUGCUCAAGGUUUCUGCCUGUUAAAAGGAAGUUUUUCCUUGCCACUGCUACUCAUGUUAGAUGAGAUGGGCCAAAACCCAUCUUAGGUUGGUUCUUGGUCUUCAAACAAUGAGCGUGGUCUAGACCUGCUCUUGUUCUUUGAAAAGCAUCUUGAGAUGACGACUGUUGUGAAUUGGCGCUAUGUAAAUAAAAUUUGAUUGAUUGAUUGAUUGAUUAGUCUGACUGAAAUCACACUAAAUCUGACUACUUGUAAAUGGACUAACAUACCCAAAUUAUGUGGUUGGGGAUCGAUUUUUCCUUCAUGUUUAUGCUUCUAUUGGAUUGAAGCAGGCCUGAGUGUUCUACAUAUGCUCUAGAGUUUAGAGCUAGGAUUAGAUUUGUUGAAGAGCAGAAAUGUGUUGGUAGAAGUCAGCUAGAGAACAAAACCUUGACAGAGGAAGAAAGGGCAUUGAUUCUUACCUGGUGCUUGUAAACUGGGACAAAGGCAGUUGUUGCCUAUUCGAGCUAGAACUGCAUCGUGACAUAACUGUGCAUGCAAACGUACUGAACGAAACAGUCCAAAUACCAUCAGCACUUUUGUUGGGCUCGAAUUUGCGACUUAAGUACUUGGCGACAAUGAUCUCUUCUGUGGUUUCUUUAAACCGUUGCCAAAAAAAAAAAAAAAAGAAAGAAAUAUUGAAGCUACGAAAUAAUUCAUUCUGGGAAGUCAGCUAAAAUAUCCCUCAAGACAUCAAGUGAUAAGAACUCAGUUUUGUUUUUUUACAAAUACAAGCAACAAAUGUGGGUUUAAUUAACUACAGAUAAAAAUAUGACUUUAGUCCAUCAUGAGAGCCACAAGGUUGGAUUUCAGGGCCAUUUUGACUCUGGAUUAAUGAAAGUUUCAGAGUAAGAUUCUCAUUUCUUUGUCUUAUACUGGUUUGGCUUUGGGAUUUCUACAGCACACGUUCUUGUAUGAAAACAGCCUUAAUUACAGCAGUUUUGUUUUUCUAAGUACAGACAAAAUUUCAUUUUUUUUUAUCACUGGAAGCUCUGUGAUAUCUGAGUCAUCCAAGGAAAUUGUUGCAGUGGUUAAGAUUUUUUAACUAAAUAUCUUGGUUUGACUGCUGAAGUCUUAAAAUAUAUGACCUCUUGUCUUUUAUAUUGCAUAUCCAGUACAUAAUCUACCACUGAAAAUACAGUAUUUCAAACCACGUCUUUUUUAUUAUGAAGCUGAAUCUAUAGUGGAGGAAACCUCUUAAUCCCUGUUAAUCAUUUUGUUGGUAAUGUGUAAAUAAUUGCCCAUUUGUUGUCAUAUGCUUGACAUAGCAAUUUCUUGUGCGCUGACACUCAUUAAACAAGCUGUGGUUUUGAGAUCCACCAUUUUACUUUGUGUUUUAAAGGGAACUGUCCUACUUUAAUCCAGACAUUGGUUUGUUUUUAUUUAGAAAACACUUCUGGGCCAAAUUAGCCCUCACACUUUGUCUGUCUUAACCUUGUGGAUGCAAAACCUAAUCUUUAUUCUCUGAAAGUCCAAAUUUAUCAGGACAGAGAGUUCAGGAUUUUCGUCUCCUAACAUACAAAACAAUCUACAGACUUGUCUUAAACCUCAGGACUUUGUAAACCUGAGAAUUGUUGUAUCACUGGUGAAAUCUCCAGAGUUUGGGUCAUACGUGGAUAAGAAGUUUAUCCGUCAUUUGAAAGAGAUUUAGCAGCUUGUUUCUUGUGGAAACUUUAUGAUGAUGCUCUUCAUGGAUAGCGGUGCAUUGUUCAGUGGUUUGAGCUGUGUGUAACAGCAGUAAGGUUUCUGGUUCAAUUCCCGCAGCUUGCAUAUGUGGGUCUUCCACAGUUUCCUUACACCGUCCAAAGACAUUCUCGAUGGGUUUACUGGUGACUUUAACUUCUUGUAUUGAUGUGAAUGUGUCUGGUAGUAUAUCUCUAUACAACCAGCCCAGGAUAUACUCACCCAGCUGUGAUCAGCUCCUGUGACCCCUGACCUGUUAGAAUUACAGAUAAAGGUUGGACAAGUGAUUGUAAUGGUUCAACUCAUCAAAUAUCGAGAUAGAAUAAAAAUUAUGUUGCAGGUUGUGUUCACCUUUGAGUGCACAAUCUAUCGGCUGACCUGCAUGGUACUCAGAGGUGAGGAGUAUGCUCAGUCAUCAUCCAUGUGUUUACACAGAUGCUUCAGUAGUUUCUGAGUUAUAUAUUAAAGGGAUAUUCUGGCUUAAGUUUAAUCCAUGGUCAAACACUAAGACUGAGACGCUAAAGCAGAAGAACUGCUGCGUCUGCAGAACACAUACAAGAUACACAAGAACUCUGAUUGCAUUUCCAUGAAGUGAUAAUCAUAAAUGUUCUUCUUUCAGCUGUGGAACUCCAUUGCACUCGGUGAUCGACUCGUCAGGACUUCCCCACAAACAAGUGGCUGCUGGAAGAGAGUGGGUGAGUUGUGUUUAGUCUCUUUGCUUAAGAAACCAGGCAAAGCUAAAAAGAUGUUUGUUGGCUAGUACUGUGGCCUGGACCCUAUAUGUACUGUUGAUGAAGGUAGGUGCUGUUCUGAGGAUUAUUUGUGGCUAUAGAGUGGCGUUAUGGUUGAGGUUUGCGCAUGGAGACGGAGAUGGCUGUGUAUUGCUAUUGUGCGCUCCUUGCUGAAGUUGGUAUUGCAAGCAGUCGGCAACAUUUAUCUCUCAAGGGGGUGUCCACUUUUGGGUGUGUUUGACCCUAACUUAAUUUCACACCGGAAUAUCCCUUUAAGCAUGACAUUUCUUGCAAUGCGGAAAAUGUGACAGAAUUUAAACUUUGAUUGACCAAAAGUGGAUUUUGGAAAUAUUCAUAUUUGUUUUGCACAUUUGUAUUCGUUUCAGCACUUAAAAAUAGAUAUUGUGUCGUUCCCACUGACAGCUGGUUAAAGAACCAAUAGUUUAUUGUCUUUUUUCCAGUCUAACAUUGUUUCUGACAGUUUAUGUGCUUUUGGGGUUGAUCGAGCUGUUCUACUUUCAAACAAAACCCUGCUCCCUGUGCAUGCUGACUGCCUGCAGCAAAGUCCCUGCAUUAAUCCCUGUUAAAAGUGCACAGUCUUGUGCAUUUGCAUUUUGCUCCUAUUUUAAUGCUCCUAAUCUGUGAUUAUAAGGUCAUGGCCCAUGGCUGACUGAAUAACAUGAAAGAUUUAUAGUUCACAGUUCAGUGCUUAAAAGGAUGUAAAAGACUUUUCUGAAAAGCAAAUUAUAAAAGAAAUGUUGAAUCAGAAGCUAUCUUUCAGAAUCCACCCAGACAUUUCAUAUUUCAGGCCUUAUGAAACAAAAUGUGUGGCAGUAUAUCUCGAAAGCCUGUCAUAAUGAAUGUGUUGCAGCUUUAAUAUCUCAGGGCAGAUUCACUGUCAUAGUCUCUGUCUGCAGCUCAGUGUGGUUAUUCUGCUGCCAAACCUGGGGGAGAAACAGGUUUUACACAAAAACACAAAGGAAGCUCAUCCUAGAUGUAUUUUGUGGCAGUCCAACUGAAUUUAGAGUAACAUGAUGCAGCUUUUUUUUGCAUGAGCUGUGCAGAGUUGCUAACUUUCCCCAUCUGGCUUUGCAGAAUAGACCAUUCACAACAACACAAAGGGCUGCAAAAUCGCCGGAUAUUCCCAGGUGACUCUUCCUUCAAUCUAUAAAACUUGCCUUUGGCAAAAAAAGUUUGAACAUCAUAAGGAGAAAUCUCAUCCAGACAAAAAAAAAACUCCCUCUGAGGAGAAAUCUUCUGGGAGAAGAUUAAGACAACUUUGAUUCAAAAUGUAUUGAUUUUAGAGAAGCUCGUUUCCCACAGUUCUUCUUCCGCUGAAUGAGAAACUAUAGCUUUUUUUUUUUUACAAGCUUGUAUUUUAUCAUCACUUUAUCUGAUAUCUUUGAUAUAUUUCCUACUUUACGUUGUUUUUAUAAACCUUUUUAUGCUGAAUCACAUCAAUGGUUUCUCAAGAGAUAUAAUGUUUUACACUUUGGUUGAAGCUAUAAGUAAAUGCAUCCAUAAAGCAAAUGUACCCACACAUUUCUAUUUAAUUACGACAACACUGAUUCAAUUCUUACAGGACAAGGUUAUUAUCUUUUGUACCUUUUGUACCUGUAUUCAAAAUUUCUACAAGGUUAGGAAUUAUGGCAAAAGUAACAACAAAAGGAAAUUACAAUAUUAAAGAAAAUAGCUGUAGAUAAUGGUGAAAUCUGAAGUGGGUAGAAGUAAAAUAUCAACAACAACAUGUUGUAAAGCAGCAGAGAUACUUGACAGCUCCAGACAAGAGGCGCCUGUAACAGCAAAAGAGGAGAAAGAGAUGAGGAGGAGGAAAAACGAGAGGAACAUCUUGAGAACUCCGCUGAUAAAUGAAGAAAUAAAGAGUGGCGAGAGGAGAGGGCUGCUCAAGGAUGUCAUAUCUUAAUUGAAAAUGACAGCUUCAAUUAAAAAUGUAAUCAUUCUGUCCGUUUUCUAAUUAAAAGCGAAACGACUGAUAGUUUUGACUCAUUAACUUCAAAGCGUGAUGCAGCCUGACAGAGCGGGGGAAGUGGAUCAUUUUCUGAGUGGAGAGGGGAGCCAGCAGAUGAGAGGCGGCGCACUUCAUGGUAAAUGGAUGAGCGGUUAAAUGACAAAACCAGGAAGCAGGAAGCACUGAGUUUUGUUGUGACGGGUGUUACAAGAAGCAAAACACUCUAAGCGAUGAAUGAAAAGGAGCAGCUUAACCUAAGGUUGCAGUGGCGGGUAAAGAAACCCAGAAUGAGCAGGAAUUUGUUCAGAAUUUUCAAAUGAAAUGAUAAUGACGAUAAACAUCACCUUCACACUGCUCAUUGUUAACACAUGAGCCAACAGCUCAACAUAUCCUGAAAUGAUCUCCGAGUAUUUAGUCCUGGAGAGGAACUGUAUCAUGAGACCAUCAGGCUCACAAUGCUGCUAUGUUAGAUAAGUAGCCCCUGACCUUCAACUGCCAUAAACAUACAGCUUUAGAGGAGGGAGAAAAGAGAGAGGACAAAUAACAGUAAUAUUCAAUAAUUAUCUCGUUUAGUGUCAGUUGUAGGACACAGAUAAUAACUGGGAUCUGAAUGCUCACACGGCCAUUAAGUCAUUAUUUAUCCUCAUCUGAAUGACAGAGUGGGAGGUGAUCUGCCUGAACACUCAAACAACUGGUUGAUGUUUGUGUCUGGUCGAGAAUUGUGACUGGAUGAAUUAAAACACGUUCAAAUUAACAGAUCAUAAACUUUACUCUACUGUUUUCAUACUGAUUUUUAUAACAUCAUUUAUUGAUGUAAAUUAUAGACUGCUGCUUUCAGGAAAACUAAACCAAGACAGAUUUAUUGGCAGACUCUGUCAUUUUCCUCUUCAAUAAGAGGCUUUUAACUUUUUAUUUUUUUAAUCUUCGUACUGUUUUGGUCCAAUCUCAGCACCCGGCUUAACUUCUUUCACUUGGAAAGUAUGCAGCUGUUUUCAAUUAAAAUAAAAAAAUCUCUGAAACCUGCUGUACUCUGUCCAUCUGCCCUGCCGUCAUCAAAGAGCUGGAGAUGAAUUAAAUCUGAAGCUAGCUGAGGAUCUUUGACUUACAAAACAGAUAAUUGUCACAGGAGUCAAUACAGACUAUCCAAAUAAAUGAUAACGUUGCUUCAUAUUGGCUGAAAUGCCACAACACAAAAGAAACUGUGUGCUCAUGGGUUUCUCAGAUCGAAUCGAGUCCUGGUUUACGUAAAUCAAUUGUCAUUUGUUCAAGUCUCAAUUUACAUGAAAGUAUUGGUAAAUUUUUAGCUCUUCCUUUUCUUCCAGUUGAUUAAAGUAUCGACAGAAGUUGAUAUUUUAAUAUCUGACUUCCUGCUUUAGACUUCAGAAUUCAGAAUGAAGGGCUUUUGCACUGUGCUUUUUCAGUCACAUGGAUAUGGUUUUAUUCCUCUAAACAGAGUACUGAAUACACAUGAAUGUAUGCUAAUGGAUACAUAGAGAUAUGCAUUUAAAUUAGGUAAGACAAAUAUCACUCAAAUGUAUUAGGAACCCCAUUGACCAGAAAAUAAGACCAAGAUUUUGCCUUAAAAUACAUCUGAAAAAAGCAGGAUAGUUAUACACUCAGAGUUUAAAAAGGAAUGGGUUGAGACUGUUGUAUGAGCUGUAAAAACAAAAUAGUACAACAUUGAGAUCUUGCUGUAAAAUCCACUUGCUUUGUGAGACCAGUGUCUUUCAAAGAAGAUCAUUGUAUUUUCAGUCUGACCAGGUCCAACCCUUCAAAAAUGAAGGUUAUCUGUGAUGAUUUAUGCACAAAUUUUAGUAAAAAGUGUGUUUUUUUUUUUUUUUUUGUAUGUUAUCACAGCUCUGAAUUUUGUCUGCCUCCGGAUGAUUAAAAAAAAAGCGUGUGACCAGUUGAGAAGUUCUUUUCUGUCUGAGCAGGGCAGUCUGGGUGAACAAAGCUGUCCCUGACACAGUGAGAUAGGGCUGAGGGGGAUGAUGAAUGGGGCUGUUUGAGAAUGCGACUCAGAUCGGCCGCUCUCUAUUGUGUCUGUCUCAUAGUAUGAAGCAGGGGGAAGAGGUGCUGAUGCAAAGUUAACUGAGUUCUCCGCUCUCACUAUCUAUCAGCAUAAUUGAAUCCUUCUAAUUGCUGCUCAGAGGCUGGCCAAUAAUAAAUUGGAUUAUCCUCUGAGGAACACACUCUGUACGAUGUGAAGUCAGGUUUUCUUUGUUCAAAACAAAACAAGUUUGGAUCAAACAUAUAGUCGGUCUGUGUGUGUGUGUUCUGUGUUACAAAGUGCUCUGUGGAGAGAGAGGGCCUCGUCCAAACAGGAGAUCAAACUAGACAGAGGAGACAGUUAUCAAUGUCAAAGAGCCCAGCUUUAAAACCAAAUCCCACCAUCAGAGACACUGUCAAAAUGUGGUAGUUUACAGCUCUGUUUAUAGGACAUUUCUUAAUUAAAAACAAAAGAAGAAACGAGUUUCAUGUAUUUUCUUAGAUAAUCCAUCAUUUGGAUGUGAUGGAGAUGUUCAAGUGUUCUGACCCACGGUUUAGACUCUGACUAAUAUUUUGUCGUUCUUUGGUGCUUGAACUACAGGAAAAGGAAGGCAGUCCACUGUAGGGCUGGGCGACGUAUGUAAUAGUCAUAUCGCAUCAUAUGUGCAACCUGUGUCAGUUAACCUGUAAAGUAUCAUGCUGUCAUUUCCCCCUUGUUGUCCAGGAUUAAACUAUGACAAACAUCUAUCUGAGGUCACUUUAAUAUAGUCUGUUAUCUAAACAUAUAGAGAUAUUGACCACUUUGUAGGCAGUGUCUGUAUCUGCCUACCAAUCCAAAGGCUCAAAAUGACCAAGCCAUUGUAGUGAAAGGGGAUUCAGUCCUCUAUUAGAAAUGUUUUACAGCAUCAAACUGUGCAAUUCGAUCAAGGGGGAUUCACUGAUCACCAGCAAGUAUUGAACAUAGAAAUCUUUUACUCUGAACCAGCACUGUGGGGAGCUGGUGUCUGUCUGUCUGUGUGGCUUUUUUAGCUGAACACCCUGAACCUCAAUAUGGAGCUCAUGGUGAGAACAAACCUACAGCAACCCCUAAUUUGCACGAUCAAAGAACAGAAACAGCUGAAAGUUCCCUCAUUAACCUGUCUUUAUAAAUAUUUGUAGGUUUCAGUCUUUCACCGGAUCUGAAAAUCAGACUCACUGAACCAUUGAAAUGCAAUGCAACAUGUUUAUUAUUUUGACUGUCACAUAAAACACCAUAUACGAACUCCCGUCUGUGUAUCAUUCAUGUAGAUGAGAAAUACCUCCUGGUUAUGGAUCUAUCAGUAACACAGAACAAUCUGAUGGUCAGUCCCUGAUCCAUGUGAACCCCAACAGGACUUUCAACUGCUAACUCUGUCUAACGGUAACAGCACAGCAUUAAGGAACAUAGUUUACUUUAUUAAACACGAGUAAACCUGCAAAAGCCAAAACUGUAAAAUCAUGUUACUUUUUCACAUACAGUACAAGCUCAACAGUCACUGAAUUAUAUCCAAAUUAGCAGGAAAUUGACCGCAGAAAGGCAAAAUAAGUUGUUGUUGUUUCCUCUAUACUGAACCCAGCUGACCGGGGCUGCACUACGCUGCUGUCAUGCUCCAAAUACGCAUCCUGUGUGCGAUAGACAGCCCCUGCUCAAUGGGGCAGAUACGCAAACGCGCUCAAUACAGAUCCUAUAUGUCUCAGCUUUAUAGUCAAAGACAGGCAGAAAUCAAAGUAAAAGAGGUACCAGUUAAAGGCUGUUAAACAUGUACCUGGCCACAGGCCUUUAAUAAUCAGCCAUGCCAAUUCAUGCUGCUGCCACAAUUACCCAGUGCUCAAAAAAAGUGGAAACUUUUGCCAUCUGGAGACUGUCACACUGAUGGAGCCCUUCAUUACCGAUCACACACACACACACACACACACACACACACCCACACACACCUAUGCGCAAGCAUCUAAACUCACACAGGAACACAAUACAGGCACACACUGGAUCAGACCUGGACUGUAGCUUGCUGUCCAAUUGAGUUUGCAGGUCCAGUGGCAGAACAUAAUGAGGUUUUCACACUGAGACAUCCAGCCAGAGAGAGUGGCGGGUGAGAGCUCCAAGAGGGGGGAGUUGGUGGGUGGGUGUGACGGGGGGGAGAGAAGGGGAAGGAAAGAGAAAAGGCACUCAAUGAUAAUGUAUGAGCUGUCUGCUGUGCUCUAUGUUGGGUAAAAGAGUGCAGUGUUGCAUUUAAAAAGAAGAUUAUCAUGUCAAGAUACAGUAAUACCUCGCUGAACACUGAUUUUCAUUGUUACUGCUGCUCUGCUUUGUCUGUCUGGGCGAGAACACUGGGAGGGGAUAAUCAGGAGAAGACGGCAUUAUGAGGACAUUUGGCUCCACUGAAAGAUUAUCACAUUAACUAAAAACCAGAUUCAACAUCAGGUGUUAUCUGUUCAUUACCGUCUCAUAGGAAAUAUAUAAGAGGAAUUCAACACAGAAAUCUGUUCCUGAUUCACAAACGGGUUCUGCUGUCCUUUUUUUUCUUCUAAACCUGUGCAAAUGACAAAAAAAAAACAAAAACAAAAACAUGAAUUUACAAAGUGACACAUAGAGGACAAAUUGCAACUAUAUCUGGGUUGUAGAGAAAACAGUGCUGUUGUGCCUUGGUGUUGUUUGCACACAUUUGAAUGGGUCAUUAUGCAUUCAUGUGGGGCAAAAUUGGCCCAAACUACACAGAACCAUUAACCUUUAUAGUUGUCGUAGUCACAAUCCAUCCACAAUGAAUUUACCACUAUGAGAUAAAGGUUGAGUUAGCAUCAAUAAGGAUAGGAUGGUUUAUGACCUGCUAUUUUUGUAUAGACUCUCAAAAUUACAUGCUUUGAAUUGGUACUAUUGACACUAAAGCAGCAUUAAAGCUGCGGUUCCUAUCAUGAAGUUGGUAACCUACAGUUCCUUUCAAACCAGCCAUAUUUGUUUUUUGUCCAGCAUCCCUAUCAUACCCUGAAGAGUCUGGUUAGACCAUUCCUCAGUAGACCUUUACAUCAGUGUAGUACAGGUUCGUUCAAAUGGACAACCUAAAUAGUUAUUGAUGAAUAGAUGUAAAGCAUGUGUCAGCAUUGAACAAGUAAGCCACCACUAUGUGAACUGCUAUACUUCAAAAUCAAGUUUUCUUCCAAAUUGUUCAGCAGUUCCUUACUCCAGAAUGAUGCGCUGAAAUGUCCACAAAUUUAAUAAGAACUCAGAGCGGAAGUUUGCCGUCUUCGAAAGAGUGACUCCAAACUCAUAUAACUCAAAGACAAAUUGUUCUAUGAUCAUAAGAAUGAUGGUGUUGAUUGAACUACACUUCUACUACUACCCUGCAGCUGCUGAUGAAAUACUCACCCUGCAGAAGCUUGAUCAAUAACCCCUUUGAGAUAUUGUAUCUUGGAUGCUUCCUCUUGGAUGCAGGUUAUUAACAAACUUUCUCCUUCAGACAAGUAUACUUUUCUUAAAGCCUCUGGUAACACAAGUUUAAAUGUUAGGAAAUGCAUAAAGAAUAUCUGAAAAUCUGAGUGAUCAUAAACAUCCACAACCAUUGGAAAACCUUGACCAUAUUUUAGGACUGUGCAAGCCUGGCUGUUAACAAUAACUAAACCAUUACAACAGUCACAACACAACUUGUAAUGCAGAGAGAGUGUGGUCCAAUCUUGCAUGGAUGAACCUUCUGACUCCAAACGAAGAAACUUCAGCAUUUCUAAACAAUUCAUUACAAAUGCUCUCCGAGUGAUGAAUUACAAAUUACUUCUACCACUUAUUUCUUUCACGUUACUAUGUCGUCCCCAGAUUUAGGGCAUCAGGAACAUGUGAUACCUGGAGAGUUGAAGUCUGAAAUGCAGGAAGACGGGGCAUGGCCUUUGAGUGACAGGCUAAAUUGUUUGGCUAAGCCCUGAACUGUCUGGGCAAAGCUGGGGAAAUGGUCCAGGGGAGCAGAGCAAUUGUGAGACAGGUCUGGCAUGACUCACCAAAAAACUUGGCCCACCAUUACCCCAAAUCCACCGCAGUUUGAUAACAGAAGAACCCCAAAACAGAAUUUUGUUGAAGUUCAGUUCUAAUAUUGUUAGAUAGUUAUUGGUAUGUACUCAUAUUGAUCCGUUCAGAAGUUUUAGAGACUUGAGUCACCAGAAGCUGUUAACACCUUUAAGCUGGGAAAUAAAAGAGAAAAUCAGACCACUUAUGAGGCAGUCUUGCACACCGUGUAAUGAAGAUUUCAUGAAGUCGUGAAUCUGAAGUCUUAAAUAAAGAAACCUUUAUCCCCUGAGGCUUUCUUCCCCUUUUAAGCCAUGGUUAUACUGAUUGUUUAGCAUAAGCCUUACUUGAGCAAAUUAAUUUCUUUUAUAACCACCUAAGGAAGCUCUGGGUUAUGAUUGCUUUAAUGCCCUUUUGAAGAGCCAGUAAUGAUCCGUACUACUAGUACACUUGUGCAGUGGGAUUGCCGGUUCCCAUCAACAAGUCAAAAAUGUGAGACAUUUGCUUGAGUUGUAUCAUAUCUUGCAGUUACCUAGACCAAUGAUUUGACAAAAAUUUGACAAAAAACUAUUUCCCUUAAAAAUUCAGACGUGUGGAUAAAAUAAUUGCAGCAGAUUUUCAUGAGUGUGUAGCAUAUAAUGGCUGUAUCAAUCAGUGUGCAAUUCUGCCCUGGUGACUGGAAAAUAUACAAAUAACAGGCAAUUUAAGAUCCCCAGCUGCUCUUACGAUGCAUCCUGUUGACCAUCUAUCUUAAAUUGCCAUGUUGAGUUUUGGGAAUAUGACAGUAAUUUUACUUUAUCUAGUGUCUGAGUUGCUUGGCUUGAGAGAGAAAUCAUCCACAUAGAUGAUUUGUUGGUAACAGAAAUGUUUUCCUUUGGUUCAGUUUGGGUGAACUGCUUUGCUCCAAAUGUAGUUUGGUUUACCAAUAACUAGACUUUUCGCUGCAUUAGUUGAGUUUUACCAGUAUACACAUUUAGUCCAAAGACAAAGAGAUCUAACCCAGUGACUGCUGUUUAUUCCUCCCUCUUGAACCUUGUCCACGGGAUAAUGAAGAAAAUUGUCUGCCAAACCACACAAUCUUUGAAUUCCAACCACUGUCCUCUGAUUCUGCAGCCAGCUCUUUGUAUCUAAGCCUUUUCGUCUCACAGGCCAUUUCCACUGCAGUCUCCCAUGGUCCUUUUGGCUUCAGAGGGACAAUGAUUUUAUCUUUAAGUCCAUUUCCUGCUCCUUCUUGCUUUUUCAACCCAGUAUUUUGCCCGUACUAAAUAGAUAGCUGCUUUACCCUUUAACUGUCACUGCUUUAUUUUCUUGCUAUCUUCCAUGGCUGUUAAGACACAGCAUGUCUCAUCUUUGUUCUUCCCCCCUGACACAAUGAGCCAAACUGAGGCUAUACCUGAACACAGAGGGCAUGUUUGGCCCUCUCCUUUCCUUUUACUGAGAUUUUGGGUAGAUAAAAGUACAUCAAAAAUUGCUCCUGGCUUGAAUUCAAUCCUGUCUGCCUCCAAACUCCACCUUCCCUCCAGCAAAGUUUCUUCUUCUCCUCACUUUCUAAACUUAUCCACUGACCCUGCUUCUCCUGAGAGACUGCUGCUGCACAUCUAGAUGCGUUCACCUGCUUCUGAAGCUCCUGUUCAACCACAUUACUACGACUAGAUUCCAUUUCUUUGCCCCAUGAAGGCUGUGCUAUCUUCAGCCUGAGUCCCACAUGCCCAGGCUGUUCUUGCCCUAUACUAUCCUCAUGUUUAAGUGCUUUCUGAACUUAUGAAACUACCUUCUUCAGGUUUCAAAUGAUGUUUCCCAAACCUGUACUGGAUAAAGAUAAUCAUUGAAUAUUUCUUUAGUUCCUAUUAACAGACACAAAAGUAGGUAUUAAGUGAAAACAAACAUACAUGAACCCAUUAAUCUAUUUUGGGACUGACAUACUUGCUCUUCAUUUUCAACCCAUGCUUACAUAGCUACAUAUGGUGGUCUCUUCUUUGCUCAACUCUUGAUUCAGGGGGUCUCUGACAAUGGUCACCACCAAAGUUUCACCAGAUUAUCUUUAACUUCCCAAACUGCUGAAGACAGACCAAGACCACUUCCAGUUUUAAACAAGGAUUUAAAGAAAGUUUAAACCCUAUCCAAGCUUCACUGAGCUGCAUCAAGAUAUUAAGGUUGAAGGGGAGGAGAUCUUUGAGAGAAAGUGCACAGACUAUUGCUUUUUCAAACAUGUUCUGCAGCCUCUGUUGUACCAGAACAGGCACGAUCUGCACCAGUAGCUUUCAUGGAAGAGCUUAAUUCUACAAUGAGGAUUCUCAAGAAAGUUUCAAGGCCCCUAGUAUUGUGCUGCAUAUGUCCCUCUACCUCUAUAGCUACACUUGAAGGCAAUCGGGAAGGAUAGUGCACAAAAGCACAAAAGCACAGCAAUUGUAUGUUACUAACUCAACUUGUAUGUUACUAACUAACUCAAACAUACAUCUUUUGAAAACAUAGAUGAUGAGGAGAAUCUCUCUAAAUGCUCAGUAGCGGUAUGGUCUAAUUCAACAAGGUCAUUCAACAAGGUCAUACGCAUUAAAGAAAAAGCUAUCUACCAUUCUGCAGAUUUAUCAUACCAGUUAUGUCAAGCAUUUGAAGCUUUGCGUCUGACCUGUUUAGUGCCUGGAGAUUUUGCACACAAAAGGAUGCUUUUGGAUGGGGGGCUGGAGCCUAUCCCAGCAUCUUUGGGCGAAGGCAGGGGACACCCUGGACAAGUCGCCAGUUCAUCGCAGGACUAACAUAUAGAGAUGAACAACCAUUCAUGCUCACAUUCACACCUAUUGGCAAUUUGGAAGUGGCCAAUGAACCUAAUCCCACUUAGGCAUGUUUUUGGGAUGUGGGAGGAAACCGGAAUACCCGGAGUAAACCCACACAGACACAGGGAGAACAUGCAAACUUCACACAGAAAUGCCCUGACCCAGAUUCGAACCCAAGACCUUUUUUGCUGUGAGGCGACAAUGCAAACCACUACACCACUGUGCCACCCCCCUUUUGCCCAGUGCAUUGUUAAUUUUGGCAGCUAUUUUAAAUUUAGUCUUGUCUUAGUUUCUGGCCUAAAAUGCCUUUUAGCUUGUCAUUUUUGCCCUUCAUCAUUUUAGUCAACAAAAAGUCAAACCAUUUUAGUCAUUAGUGUUAGUCAAAACAUUUCCUGUCCUCAAACUAAUCCAAUCAAUCAGAAAUUGGUUGUCCAAUGUCUGGAUUCCUUACCUUAGUUUAGACUCUCCUACAACUUAAAUCCUCUACUAAUCUACUGAGGUUAUUUAGAGGAACAAUCCUAGGUCAAGCUUUCUUUCUGUUUUUAGGGACCUAGCUCCUAACAUCCUUAAGUCCAAGAAAUGCACCUGGACAAGCAGGUUGGACAGUCACUCGGAUCACUGCUCUCUCAGCCGCAUUUUUAUCUUCAGCAACUCAAAGUUAAUCAUUGAAACAUCUACUUAAAUUUGCUCUCUCGCAUGUCUCCAAAUUGAGAUAAAAACAUUUAAACAUAAGGACACAAGAUUAAUCCUAAUAAGUAGACUGAAAUGUUCAAGUUUCCACACAUGAUGUUUACUCUUCCAGUGGUCAAUCAGAGAAAAGCCUUUCUCCUGAUGAAGUGCUUGUUGAAGUGCCAACUCUCAUACCUGACUAGCUGUAAACAGGCUAAAAAUAUAUCAGCUGUUAACCCCUGGUACUCCACUGACAGCAAUGGAAAGGUGUGUGAAAUAUGACAAAACUUGAUGAUAGGGCAGUAAUUAAUGGUGACACUGAGCGGUGCACUAGCCAUGAUGUAUUUAUUUGUUAUUAAGGUGUUAGAAUCUGCUCUCCCCUUGUGAAAAAAAACAACAGCAGAAGUACAAAUCAAAGUUAAUUGAUGUAAUCUAGCAUGGAAAACACUUGGCUUGCACAAUAAUGCAAGUCAAGUCUCUACUCAUCUUUUAAGUUAUCUUAUCUCUACAAACGAUGCACUGUAAGUAUUUAAGGAGGACUUUACACCUGCUCAGAGCUAAGUGUAAGAUGUAAGUUGUAACUUAUUCUUACGAUAUAACUAUCCCAGCUGGUACUACCAAAAAGAUGUUAGUAGCACAUAAACUCUAUAACAAAUCAGAAAUUAUAUUCAAGCUGUGCUGAGUUUGAGUUGAUGCACAGCUGGUGAAACCCAGGGUAGAAAGGACAUCUAAGCUGUGGUUUUAACUUACACUUCUAGUUUCCUGGCUUUUGCAUUUCUGAAACAUACUGAGGAUUUCUCAAACUUCCUCCUACACCACCCACCAAAAAAAUCAAUUAUUUUUGAAACUCUUUAACAACUGGUUGAAACAAAUAAGGGGCACAGUCUGGUGUUCUUGAGCCAAGCCAUUCACUCGCCUCUACUUCAAAAGAUGACAGACUGUCCUUCCAUCAGUGAGCCGCUAUUGUGGACCGUCAUCUUGAAACAACUCGAGUGGUGAUGGCUGUUUUAAGGAUGACCGUUUGUGGUUGUCACAGCAUCAUGAUGUGGGUUUUCAUAAUCCCAUUGGAAAAAAUGAAUAAAAAUGACUCAGAUAAACACUGUGAUUAAAAUAAAAAUCCUGAUCCAAAUUAAAUUUUUAUUUGUUCUGUAAUUAAACACCCAUACAUUCAUGUAUUCUAUUGGCAGACACUUUUUCGUAUUGUCCUUGAGAUCACAUCAGAACACAGUGGCUCAACAUGGUGGCACAAAAGUAGUCUGAAGAUGACUUUAACGUCAUUUUGGGCAUUGGUCUCUGGAAGCAAGACAAUUAUGGAUAUUCCACAUGAAGAGGUGGUUACUUGAAAACCAAAUUUGUUCUCAUUAGUUGGUCGGCGUGCUUUCGGGUGGGUAAUGUUGAUGUUGUAAAUGUUGUGUAUUAUGUAUGUUUUUAUGUAGUUGCUGAUUUCCCACCUUUUUAGGUAGCCAUGUUCCUUCUGGCAGGGGGAUUACCAAUGGAAACUAGCCUUGUGGCUACAAUUGGGUCCAUUUACAUUUUAUCUUUUUAAAAUGUUCAUUAAUGUACACUGUCCCUCUUUAACAAAUAAAAAGGAAAUAAAAUAAAUAAAUGAUGGAUGCUCAACCUCCAUCUACUGUAGAUCAUUGUGCUGUUAUGAUGUCUCAUGACUGAGAGUUUGAUCUGCAUCUAGAGCACUGAAACAGCAUAUCAGAAUAGAUCAUACCUCCUGAAAACAGAUGACAAAUAUUUUUAAUGGGAAUAUCAAAGUCAGGGAGGCCUUUAUGGUGUUUCAUCAACAUGUGAAUCUGAAACAUGGGCUGCAAACUGCAGAUGUGACUUAAUCUCUAAGAUGCCUCAGCUGCUCUUGAGUUGAUUGAGUCCCUUUUCGUAAACUGUGGAGACACCUCUGUGCUUCAUGAGUGGAAGUUGUACCUUGGCAGGGAGAAAUGUUAUUUUUUUGUGCAGUAAAUUAUAUUUCAGCUGUACAAAAAAUACAAGAAGUUGAUAGCUUUGAAAAAUACUGAGGGUGGACAGUAGUUUCUGGGAGAUAUGGAAGAUGUAAAAUGAUUUUAAGUAUUCAUUAAAAAAAUCCACAAGCCCCCACACUUCUCAGACAGAACUGCUUGCGUAUCACAGGAUUUUAGACAAGAGAUCCAAGAGACAACAUGUAGCCGUGCAAAAGGCACUUUUUUUGCCUCAAUGGUCGCAGCUGUUCAGUUGAUUUUACCCCAGGAACCACUUGUAUUGGAAACCUUUGAGUGCUGGUGGCAAGGACAAGAAAGAUUUAUCUGCACUGCAGGAUUUGAUCAGUUCGAGUUCUGCCAGGGGGAGUUUGUGGAGCAUCAGCCCCAUUUCAAAGAGCGUUGUGUUGGUAAAAUUAACAAACUAAGACUUCUGGUGUACCUUGCUGAUUUGGAAGACCCAGAGGAACAUGAACUGACUUCUGUUGAGCGCUGUCAGUCAUGCACUCUGGGAAAUUUCAGGAAAAUGUCAGGGCCUCUCACCUGGAAGUUUACCUGUUUUUGCUGUCCACACAUACACCCCCACAGCAUGAAGCCUCCCUGCCAAAUGGGGGUCUGCUCAAUGUAUCUCUUUCACAAGUUUUAAUUUACUUUAAAUAACACUGCUGUGUUAUUGUCAAUGAUUGCAAUAAAGGUUGUCAGGAACUUUGUGCAUGUCUGAAAGGGGUACUGAGUGCUAGCUUUAAGAAGGAAAGCCGAAUGCUCUCUUUGUAUUGAUGUUCGCUUUUUGUAACCUACCUUAUUCAAUCUGUGUCUUGCGGUGGCGUUGAUAUGGGCCCAUCACAGUUAAAGCCCUGAGAUCCUGGUCAUGCCUUAAGAGUAUCAGGAUUUUUUCUUUGUUCCUUUUGUGGUUGGAUUUUGAAGGAUGUGUCACCCACUUGACCUCUUAAGGGGUCUAAAAUGGCUCAGAGGCAUGAGGGUUUCUGAGAUGCCGAAGAAAACCUGAAACAGAUCCACAACCAUAAGUCCAUCACUGCCAGAAAAAGGCAUGUGCACUAAAUUGUGAUUAGGACUAAGUGAGCUUUAAAAAAUUAUGUACUUUAACGGGAGCAUUAUGUUAAGAUCUAUAGCUUAUCCUUCAUUCAUUUAUGCAGGCAGAAUUAUCACUCUCGAGUGAGGUUAAAUGUUAAUGAAAAACAGAACCUGUGCCUUAUCAGAUAUGCAGGAUGUUAAUUGGUGGAAAAAUUGCCCAUAUAUGAUUUCAGUAAAAGUUUAGGCUCUAAAUUAUGUUUGGGUCUGAUGCACAGCCUCACUGUCCUCAUUUCAACAACAGUUCUUGGUCCAGUCAGAGGUGUCUGAAAUCAGGAUUCACUAUCACCACUGCAGAGGUGCUGAUCUCAUGGGCAAACAUGCUGUAACAACAGCAUAUCACAUUUUCUCUUUUUUUUUUUUUGAGCUCCCACCAGCUCCCCUGAGUUGGGAAGUCGGUCUACAGACUUGCAAUCAGGAGAAAAAGCCAAUCAUGGCAGAGGUGUAAUACUUUAACAUGGUAUUACCUUUAACAACAGCAACUGAGCCAAAAAAGGAACAUAUCCUGAUACGUCCCAGAGAGUAGAUAGCACUUACUGUCAAAGACUCAGCAUUGUUCAACAGUAAGUAGGCCACUGAUCAAGCCUUUUGGCCAGAAACGGUUCCUCUCACAGAGUCUAAACAGAUUGUGCUCCAGUGAUGAUGAAUCAAAACACCCCAGCUUUGCCAAGACCUGUGGCCUGAUAAGAGAGAUGGUGCACUGGCCCUGCUUAAGUAAAGAUUGAAGGCACUGGAACAUCGUCCAAGGUAAAUCCAGGUGAUGAAACGCUUAGUGAUUCUUGCUUCAGGCUCUGGAUGAAGUGUGUGUGCCACAUUCUUACUGCUGUAUUGUGUUUUCUGUACUUUUAUUUGUUUCUAGGAUAAACAUACAUACAGAUGUUCAUUAAUGCCCCAGCUCUGCAGGAUUCAUGUUCAAUCGGACUAUAAAAACACAUAACCUACCCACGAUGCACAGUAUUGGAUCAAAAGCCAUUUCCUCAGAGCCUCCAGUGAAGCCAGGGAUGAGCGAUAAAGGUCAAGACUUUCUCUUCUGUCUGUUGGGUUGUACAGACUGAAUAUAGAUUUAAAGAGCAAGUAUAAAGCUGGUGCUGGGCGACAUCUCAGAGUGGAUUGUUAGCUAUACUUAGAUGCAGGGCUGGUUAAGCAAGUGUAAGGUUAAUAGUAAGUGUGACGAGUCAGUGUUCUUCCUACAGGAGAUCCUGGUCAGCUUUGCCUCUUUGUUGAAAAAAACAGGACAUUUUUUCCCCUCUUGUUUCUGGUUUAGUGUCACAUGAAAAAAUAUGGACACAUUUUUGUUUUUCUCCAGUUCUUUAUUGAUCAUAAAAGUGGUUCUGUUGAACUUCUCAGUAAAUUGAUUUGGUUCCUGGUGCAGAUGUCCUGCUGUUGUGGACCUGCCUCCUGUACAGCUGCUUAUGUACAUCAGCCUGACCAUUGUUAACUGUGUUACAAAGCUGUUAAUGUUAAAUCAUUAGCAUCACUCCCUCUACUUUGAUUAUUGCUACAAAGGCACAUACUCUUGAGGUGGAGGUAACUAUUUGUUAAUAAUGAGUCAAACUGUUAAUUAAGAUUAAAUAACUGCCAUAAUUAAAAGUGUAUAAAGCUCAAAAGCAAAAAAGGACAUUUUUUCUCAGUCUCCAGUUGGAGUUCGCUGUCACACUCUCACACACUGAGCUCCACACUUUUGAUAUCUUACUCUAAGUUCUCCCUUCAACCAAUUUGCAUCUCAAUCUUAAUGCCAAGUCAGCUGUGACUUGACUCUAAAUUACACUGCUUCUAAAAGCAGCAGCAGUUAACAGCUUUAGUGUGAAUGGGGGGUGGGGGGGGGGGAGCUUUGAGGGGACUUUCUUAGUUAUUAACCUAAUUCUGACUUUAAAGACACAUCACACUCUAACAAAAUAACCAACCAAUUAUUUUACACUUUAGUUUCUGUACUGGUUUUUAGAGAUACAUAUGCCAACAUAGUCCACUUUUUUGUUUUCAGUCAUUACUUGCUGACUGCUGAACCUCAGCAUGGCUGCCUGCCUCCUCAUGGGAGUUCAUCAUCAGCACAUAGCCCACAGCCAACAUACUCGGCUACGUGGUCAAUUUGUCAGUUGGCUAAGCACAGCUUGAGUACGUCAGCUAAAACAAACCUUUCUGCAGACCCACAGCAAAGUUUUAACAUAAAUGCAGAGCCACUGAUUAUCACAGGAGCUCUUACCACACAGGUAACAUUAUGAAGCUGUCACUGUCAAGAAGAAGCACUCUCUAUUAAUAUUGGUUAAAGACAUAAACAAGAACAUACACAGCUUUGCACAGUUUUGUAUAUAAGCUGUUUUCUCCGGCACCUAAAGUUUCUGGUUUCUUUUUUUUGUCUCAUAAUUUCCAUACUUUUCUAUAUUUGUUCAUAUGCCUAUUUUCCCAGCAUGCAGGCUAACUCCCCUCUCUUGCUUCUGGUCCGUCUUGAACCCCUUUAUGGGUAGGUGAGUCAGUCAGCUGCUCUGCAUCACACUAGGCUCUGGUCCACUGCCACCUUCUCCCCCCACUGUCCCUCUGUCAGCCCCCACACCUCUCUGCUGUUGACUCAUUAUAAUCCCUCUGAUGGCUGACGGUGAACCCACAUGCUCCUGGUUUAGAAAGUCACAUACACAACACAGUUACAAAAUAAAAAAAUAAUGGGUACAUUUAUUUUUUGAUGUGUUUCUGCAUGCAUAGAGAGAACUGUCUGCACAUGUUCCUGAUUUCCAGCCUCCAGGAGCAGCUCAUACAGUAACAGUCUGAAUUGUACUUCAUUUGAUGCAGUCUAGCCUGAAAAAAACUAGUAAAACCCCAACUGGAAGUGGAUAGGAAAUUACAUGUAUUCACUAAAUCUGUAAGAAUUAUAAUUCAAUAAGCCAACAGGAGUUUUAUGAGGAUUAUUGUGCCCUAUCACUUAUAACAUAAAGGCUAUCACAACUUACCUGCUACCGUUCAAUGUUUUGAAUCAUUUUUACACAUUCUGGUCUGGUCGUCAUGUGAACCCUUUUCAGUGUUAUAAUGCUGAGGUCAGGUUAUACAGUUCUGUCUGUCACAUCAGACGCUGUGUCAGAUGUAACAAUCACAGAACCAUGAAAUCGCAUUGAGGCUUCACCUACAGGCAUGUCAGACUAAACGAUGGUACGUGAUUGGUCAUCACAACUGACAUGAGGACAUUGGGGGGGCAAGGAGCUGGGCUUGAUAAUACUCAUGGUUACAUCAUAGUUAAGUCGAACUACGGUUAAAGCUCCAUUCAGUGAUUUAAUUAGACUUCUGUCCUUGUCCGAGUUUACAUGGACUGGGCAAAAAAAUGAAAUUGUCAUUUUGUUAUUGAGAGAAGCAAUGAGCAAGUGUCUCCCGGUUUACACAUCAAAACAUCCCAAUAACAGGAUGUUUGUGGAACAUCCUGUUCUAUACCGUUUGUUUAUAUGACGGGAAAGUUUCCUCCUUUUAGCACCUUUCUCCUAGUCUGUUGAACUCUUGUUUACCUUGCUCACUAGCAACACAUUUUUGCUAUAUAACCUUUGGUUCAAAAGCCAGUGUGCGAACACUGAAGAAUGCACAGAAUGCCUUUGCCACUUUCAUGUCGAGUGAGAAGUAUGCACGGUGGAAAAAAUUGAUCAGCAAAUGUAUUAUAUGUACAUUAGCCCAACUAUGAGAAGUUUGAUUUAGUGAGGUUUCAGUCUGACUAACACGUGCAUGUACUGAUGGAAAUUUUAAAGCCAGUCACUCUCCAGGCAGCAGUAAUGUGUCUGCUUUUUCCCAACAACAUUUCUCUUUUUCAGUCCCUCGUGACUGUGCCUCAACUACACAUCAUAAAGUUAGGGAUGUUUUUGCUAAAGCUCCUCCUCUGUCUCAUAGUCCCAUCCAACGGCACCACCUUCAUCACUCCUCUGUGGCCUCACCCUUUGGUUUGUUUGCCUGUUAUAUAUAUCGAGCACUCCAUACCACCAAUGGUUAAUAUCGCUGAUGUGAGGGAACAAACCGUAGACAUCAGAGAGUAAAAUUAAACAUGCCAGAAUUUCUGUCAAGAAAUUGUGAGGCAUCAUAGUCGAGCCUUUGCAUGACUUUCAUUGUCACUUUUUUCAGGCCAAGGAGUUCCAACUGGUGCUCUUACAGUAUAUCAGCAUUCAUAAUAACUGUCUUUAAAAUUAAAGUGUUGAUAUGGUGCUAAAAAUAAGCAUAAGGUAAUCCUGUAAAUUCAUAGCAGUGGUCCUUAACUUCAUAGAGGAGGGAAGAAGUGAGCUAGCUGAAGCAGCUGUCUGUGAGAUGACAGCAGACGGGUAUGUUUAAGUUUUCCAUCAAUAUCUAUUAUUAUUAUUAUUGCAAUAUUUUAAAGUUGCUAAAAUCAGAUAAUACUUUGGAUACCUUACAACCAUGCUAGCAUUGUGUACUGUCACCUCAGUGUUAGACUGUUGGACUUUUUCUGGAUGGGAGGGCUUAGUUGGGGCAAAAAGGAAAAAAAAAACAGCUUUGGACAUGUAAACCAGUAUUGGCCAGCAAAAAAGGGUUUGGGAUUGUUUUCAGCUUUGGUGGAAGGAAAUGCAGGCCUCUUUUUGCUAUUCCACCUGCCACCCUAUUAGAAAUGAUGAUCCUGAUGAAUUUAAGGGAUUGCAAAAGGUGGAAUGGUUGGACAUUUGCAUUCACUGAUGUAGUGUGUAUGGUAAAAACAAACUGAGGAUCUAUCAUUCUCAAGGUGUCCUGAUAUUUGUGGUUGAUCAAUUGUUUAAAAGGGGACGAAAAAUCAACAUUUUCCCUAAUUGUUUAGGUAAUGACGCUACGGUUAGCUCAUGUGCCAAAAAGUAAGCAUCAUUGAGAAAUUCAGUGCUUCUCUAUACAUUAUAGGAAAUAUGAACUGUAUGAAGUGUGUACUGUGCACUACAACAGUAAUUUUGAUGAUCAUCACCAUCCAGUCCUUUUAUCUUAUCGGGCUUACAUGCACUCUGCAGAUCAGUGAUCUACUGUUGCCUACAAAUAGUGACAAUUAAAAAGACUUACAUAGCAGCCCCACCUUUCAAGAUGUAUUUCAAGGAAAGGAAGGAAAAAAAUCUGACUUUUUUGGGGUUUUUUUGUUCAUUAAUUGGGAAUCAGGUUUGAAAUCCUUUGGUCAAAAGUGACCAUAUUUGCAAUGCAACCUUAGCCCAAAUAACCGGUCUGAAAAAGUAAGCAACUUUGGUGACAUUCUUACAUGCAACAGUACUACAUGCUAGUUCAAUAAAUACCCAUUAAAAUUACAGCAGCAACAAACUUUACAUGUAUUUUGCAGAAUUUAGACAAGUUAACAUAAAUGUGUCUUUUUCAGUAAUGUCAGGUACGUCAUGAUUUCUUUUUUUGGGAGAAGUUUUUAUGUCAAAAUAACUCUGAUGUCUUGACAUGUUCACCAGAGCUCAGAGAGCAACUCAAAAACAAAAGUUGCAUGAGCAUUGCAUGAAAACCAGGGUAGUUUAAGACAAUAAUGUUAUAAUCACUGUCAUACAAUCACAAAACAGGUGUCAGGUUUGCACUGCUGUUUGUUAUCAACCCACAUGAUAGUUGAGUUUUUCACAACAACCAACCAAAAUCUAAAUCUUGCAUCUGCAUCAUAAUGCAACAAAAAACGCACUCUUCACAUGAUGGUUUUCUGUUACAGUUUGGACGGCCAGGGGCUAAUUUGUCCCCUUGUCACACGGCUGAAUACACAGUUAUUCAGGGGUUAACAGCUUAAUAAUGCAAUUGUGCCUGGGUUAAGUGUAGUGUGAAAAGAGGUAAUAAUCAUUUUAGAGUUGACUAAGAUUAAAGUUUGGCUUACAGCCAGUCUUACUCUGUGUUGGUUGUUAAAGAAGCUAAUUAAACUCACAUGAAAGCCUCUCCUCGGGUGCCAGGAAAGAUUAAACACCCUCAGGUGAAUUCUCUCUUCAACUGCAACAAAAAUGGGACAGCGAUUAAUCUGCAUGCACAGUCUGCGAAAAGCAAGAACAGGGUUUAGUUUGGUGUGUUUUCCAAAGGAGGCAUGAGUUAAAAUGAAAAAACUCUCUGAUGGAAAUGUUAUGCAAAAAUAUUAUGAUACUGCUGUAAAUUAUUAGGACUUCAGUCUGUUUACAUGCAGCUCACCUAUUCAGUGGGUUCAGGCUUAGGAUGGAGAUUAAGUCUCUGUUUGUCUGAGCAUUUCAAACACAUAAUUGCUUAUUAGUUCAUCAAAUAUGCUGAAGUCAGACAGCAAAUGUUGUGUUUGUUAGUAAUCUUUUUUCUCACGUCUAACAUAACCACAGUGCAGACUAGUGCAAGACUGGAAAACUCUGUCAGGUUAUAUUUCAAGGCCAGAAACACAUCAUUUUAAAGCUCCUGUAAAGAAAUACAGAUUUAUUUUAGCUCAGGCACCCUAUGGACAAAACAGAGCACAGAACCUUUUUGCUGAUCCUCUCCCUCACAUGUGUAAGACGUGUUUUAAUUAAGAAUUUCAGCCUGUUUUCAGCCUGUUGCAUAAUGCGCACCAUUUUUUCAGUUAUGAUUAGACACUAGUUUUGAGAUGGCUGUCUGUAGCAUGUAGCAUAAUAUUCUGCUGGACUAUAGAUAGCAUUUACUAAGUCAGGGCCAGUACCAGAUAAGCACAUUAAACUAUAAUCCAUAAACGUAAGGUAACAACCAAGACCUAACGGUGCUGUUAAAGCACACAAACCAUCGUCAUAUGAGAGAUCCGACGCUAAGACUCUCCACAUCUCCUUCAGGUCGUUAUCUUUGUAAUGUUUGUGUCUUUUAUCAUAAAGCACUCUGUUCUCCGACACGUAAACAAUCAGCCGGUCGGCCAUGUUGGAUAUACCGAUGAAUCAGAUGUCGCACCAACACGCAAUCUGAUUGGUCAGAAGUGGACACACAGUAUGCAAAACUUUUACCGUGAUACAAAAAAAUAAAUGCUGCAAUAUCGCAGAAUGGGAAAACGUCGCUUAUGUGAACGCUUGUAUUGACAGGAUACGGGUUCGAAAAAAAAUAUUGAUGUCUGAAAUAAUCACAUGUAAAAAACGGUCCCGAUGUGAAAGAACCUUAAGUGAUAGACAAAGGCCUUUUACAAUUUACCAGGUAAUCCGACCUCUUCACUCACUUGCCUCCAGAUGAGCUCCGUUUUAUUCUGGUUUAGAUAAUUGAAAGAAAAGGUAUCAUAUAAUCCUGGGCACCCACACACCUACAUGAUCAGUUUGUCCUCCAGUUCAGAUACCAGUGAACAAUCGUCCGUUUGCCUACGUCACCCGGCAACCUUUGUGCUGACUAUUUAUUGCGACGCAAAUAUCCGCUCAAGUUGAGACAUAUUCAUCUUACGCCCAAUUCACGCCAUUCGCACCACCAGAGUAGUAGGUGUUGGUGUGUUGGUGUGUCUGGAGAUCGAAGUGAAGUAACAAGGCACUGCACCGUGCAUACAUAAACAUGCCUCUCCCAACAUGGAGACACAGUCGCUUAUUCUUACUAUGUACCAAAACAGUCGACAGAACAAUUUAGCAAGAAACUAACAGGAUGUAUGUUGAACCAUGAGAACACCGUCACUUUUACAGCUCUGAACCUUUUGUCCAGAGCUGCAGUUUCACCUUUAACUCUUUGUUUACGACCCGGCUUCUCAGCAACACAGGUAUGACAUAGUCCGCACGAUUCUGGCUUUUAAGCUAUGUUUCUGAUGUGUGUAUUUUCCCCAUAAUGCCCUUUAUUUUGAUGAUAGUAAGUUGUACAUAAUUGAUAUUGUUGAAAUCUGUGAAACCUCAAUGUCAGUGUGUUCAUGUAUCAUUUAAUAAGUAUAUUUUUUGUAUGAGUACAAAAUCAGUCAGUAAAAGUGAAGUGAAGCAAGUGCACAGCUGUGUCUUUGGGUCCCUGCUCUUUGACACGUGUAUUAAGGUUAGGACACAGACACACACAAAGACACACACUCUUGCACACGCUCCAGCAGUUUCCUCUCCGCCUGGCUGAAAUCUGUAAGCCCUGAGCUCCUGUUGCUGAGGGGAAAGCAGCUGCACGCUCAUCCAAUCCUCCUGCCUCUGCUCCCGAUGAUGGAACAGCCCGGUGCACCCCUCUCCACCCCUGCAAGAGGAAAACAUUUGGUACAUCCCAUCAGUGCUUCUCUAGCUGGUCUGUUACUGACUCAGUAGUAUCAUCAGCAGUCAGACGAACAGCAGCCUGAAGACACACACUCAUACACACACACUCAAACUCAUACAGCAGAGAGUGAGGACGUAAAAGGGGAGAGUUGCAGGAGAGAAGAAACGAAACGCUUGGUUCCUCUCUUUACUUGUCUGCUGGUUGUGUUGCAACCCUGAUAUGACCCUGUUCAGCCCAAGAUGUGAGUAUACCAGGGUUCAUUCCUCUCUGUGUGUUUGUGUGUAUUUAUGCGAGCAUGCAAGGAUGUUUGCAUGCAGAGGUGUGUUUCUAAAGGACAAUAUUUUCCACUGUGACUUUCAUUUUCAUGCUCUCCCCUCCCACCUUCUGCUUUUCCCUCUAUAACCAUUUUUUUCCUUUGUAUCUGCUUCACUGCACCUUAAAUCCCAGAUCUCCUUUCACUUUUGCAUCUUUUUUUGUGGGUGUUUCUUUGCCUUUUUGUGUACCUUUGAUUCAGUCCAGUCAGGUGAUGGUUUUGUAAAGGAUCAUUGAGAUGUUCAAGGUUUGGAUUCAAAUAAUGUGAAGCAUUAAUAUGUGAGCAGGGGAACUUCAAGGCUUCAGUAAAACUGCACAGGUAGAGAUGAUCAAAGCUCAAUUUGUCUCCAACAUUGGCAAGGUCAGUGCCUGCUCUCCAGGAUAAAAUAUGCAAACAUGUUUUCUCUAUUUAUCCUUUGAAGUAUUCAUUUAUCCAGACAGUGAACCACUCUUAAUCAUGUGGUCAGAGUGGUGACACCUCCUCUCAACUUCCUCUUUAGUUUAGAAAACUCCAAGAGCCAAAAUUCUGCAUCUCUACCAGACGCUAAGACACAAACAUGCUUUGAUGCAAACGUUUAGUUCUUCAAUAACCUGACUGAUGUUAAGUGUUGUUGUGUCUGCUUUAUCUCCCUCGCUGCAAUGUAAAAUCGUCCACACACCUCCCUUUCCUCUUAAAGCGUAUUCCCUCUCUUGUGCCUCUGCUUUAUUCCUCUUAUCUGUUGGGAUUUGAACUCCUUUUUCAUUGUGACAGUAAUGCUUAUGAUAACUCUGUACUUAGCUUCAUGGUUGCUUUAAGUCUGACCCGAGGUCAGCUGCAGUACAGGAUAUGAAGAAAAUGUAGCGUGACAGAGAGCGAGGCCGGUCAGUGAGAGGCAUGCACGAUAUGCUUUUUAUCCACACUUAAAAAAACGACCUCCUCUUCAUAUUCAGGGAGCCUGACUGUGCCUAAUUAAAACUUCAAUGACAGGAGAGUUUAAAGAGGACAUUUGUAGAGUUUCUGAGAAUGUUUAAAACAAGAAGAAGCGACAGCAAAUAAUUAUUUUUUUAAUCAUAACCAAUUACUGUACGACAGCAGUUAAACUCAUUUUUUUAGCUGUAUUUUUGAAAUUCCAUCACUUUGUAUUUUAAACAACUUCUUAGGUCUGUAUUAACAGGUAAAGCAAAUCUCACCAGUGUCUUGAUUGAAAGAUGAAAUGAAUCCAAUUUGAUAUACUUUGAGAUCUUUACUUUUAGAUUUACUGAUCAAAUAAUGGUCAAAAACUAUGAUUUAUUCUGUAAAAAAGAGUUUAUCUGUGUUAUUUAUUUAACAAUGUUACACAUUAAAGAAUAUGCAGGACUGUAAGUACAUAAUGUCCCGUCAGUGUGAUGUGCAGUAACUCCAGGAUAAUUUUCGUUACUCACUGUUUAACCUAAAAAUUAAUGCACUUUUCAGGAGCCCCAGUAUGGUUGUUCUCUGUUUCAUACAGCUCCUGUUUACAGGAAGCUGUUGUUUCCUGUGGCAGUAAUGCAUAUAAGUGGUCAUGUUAAGCCAACCUGAGGAUGUCACUUAGACCUGUGGUGAUGCUCACACCCCAAGUUAGUGCUUUGCUGACAGGUGUCUGCUAACGAAGGUUAAAUUAGCUGCACCUGUAUGCUUCACUCAUAGGUGGUGCUUUGGUGAUAUACUUAAUCUUUUUGACAUAAAAUCAUAUACUUUACACCAGGGCUGCUGAAAAUUUACCAAUACCGAAAUUUACGACAAUAACCAACAUCAUUUUGUCUGUAUCGGUAUAUUUAGUGUAAAAAAAAUGAAUAAAUAAAAGUUGGUUUGGAUGUGUUUUGGUAGGCUAUAGUCUCAUGUCCCUUUAAGACGCUGUCCUAUGUCAGAGACGUGACUCCACCCCAUCCAGUCCAUAACAAAGAGGGAAAGACAGGUGAGGAGAUGGAGGACGGUUCAAAAGUUGUAGCGGCGGCUGAAGUAGACAAAGUUAAUGUGGGAGGAAGUGAGCAGCUUGUGAGGUAGUUAUCGUCCAUUUAUCGUUAUCGAGGUGAACUGCUCAAUAUAUCGUGAUAUUGAUUUGAGGCCAUAUCGCCCAGCCCUACUUUACACUGAUCAACUGAGUGUUACUCUUUGCCGCAGCAUUAUGCCAAAAGAGACAGACUAACAGCCUUAGUGACAACAAAAACAUUAACGGUCUGAAAAUUUCUACUUCACAGUAAAAUGAAUGAUAAACAAGGUUUGAACUAUAACAAAGAAAAAUCUGGACGAACAAAUUUCAGAAGGCAAUCAUAGGUCUUGAGUCAGGAUUUUAUUCACUUGAUAUUAUGCUUAAUUUUUAAGAAUUUAAACUUCAUAGCUGAAUCCCAAAUUAACAAGAUGACAAAUUUGUAGCUUUGAGUGUUGUUAUUCUCUGUAAAAAUUCUGUAGAAAUUGAAUAAGUGUGUUGGUAAUUUCUUCGACAGUAAAUGACAAUAGAGAAGCUAACAAAAGGCAACCUGAGAGUGGGUUUUUCAAGGUUUUAUUACGCUUUACUCUUGUAAUCACACCAGCAAGGCACUCAGUGUUUCAGCUGAAUGUCCCCAGUAGCUGUUUUCUGUUCAAACACUGUCACCAAACUUACCAUGACAGCUGUAAGCUGCACAUCAAAGUAAAAAAGGGGAAAUGUACAACUCACAGAAAAAGACUGCUGCAGCCCAAUUUUUCACCACAGCAUAGAAUAGUUCCUGAAACCCGCCAGAGUGAAAUAAAUCUUCUAGUCUGAGUUUUCUCAGCGUGAAUGAUUGUUGCAAACACGCUCAGUCAUUAGAGCUUUGUUUUUCUGUCCUGUUGGGUGGGAUGUUUGUGAAAAUAAUGAAUUGUCAACAGGAUUACAGAAGCGGUUGUUGUCUUGGAUUAAAAUGUCAUCAUUCAGAGUGUUUGGAGUCUGUUCUGAAAUUAGCAGUGUAAUUUUGACAUUUAUUAGAAAAGUACAUAAAACUGUAAAGGAUGUGUUCCAACCCUCUGUAUGAGAAAUUACAGUAGGGAGACAGAAAAUGAUGAUGGGAGACAGAGAGCGCAUCGAUAUUUUUAUCUGAUCCUGUUAUUAUCUCAUCUCGCCCACAUUAGUGACUUCAAAGCUCUGCGAUUAACUGAACAUACAGGCGAAAAUUAUAUUUUCUCAUGCACAUUACUGUGUUUUGGUUUGCAGGCAAAUUAUGUUGGCCUCUUCCCAGAAUUGAAAAAGACGUAAUAUCUGGGAAAAGCUGUAACUUGUGCGUAUUCAUACAUGUGGUCGCAUCGGCAGUGAGGCUCCAGGACAAAAAAAGAAUCAUGCUUUACGCACAUAUCUGACUGUAAUGUGUUCCUGUAGAGAUGAUAACUCUCUUUUGUUGCUUUAAAUUGGUGUUUCAUGGUUGUGCAUACAAGAUGUGUUUACAGAGGAGUAAAAACAGAUUCAUAAAGAUUGAGGUAAAAUUAGAGCAGGAUGAAUUCUGACUGACCACAAACUGAAGAUUUGCCGUCAGGUGAAGUACUUGUUGCUAUUUUCUAUCAAAUUUAAUACUGAAAUUGAAAGUCUUAUCCACAUUGUUAGUGUAAUCUUUUGGUAAAGACGGGGUGUGAUUAAGCAGCUCUCACUUUGGCUCAUUAUGAGGAUAGUCUGGCGCUCAGCCUGACAAAAUACCGAGGCAGAUUGUAAACUGUUGAAGAGCUUUAUCACUGCUUUGAGCUGAUUGUGUUACCUCAGUGUGUCCUACGGUUCCAUUUGCUCUAAUAUCGAACAUGCGGCUUGAUUUCUAUGUGUUUGUCUGUAUUAUUUCAGCCAGAGUGUCUACAGUGUCUUUGAGGUACCCACACUGAACAUGUUUUACAAAAUAUAAAGCAGCAAAUAUUCUUCAUGAAAUAAGAAAUCUGCUUCUUACGGCACUAAAGUGGUGGUGUUUUUAGUUUUUCCUGCUUUUGUUUAGCCUGUUUGCUCUGUCUGCUGAAGCUCUCUGUAAGAGUUGUCGUCAUGCAGACACACGGGAGUCUCUGUGGAAAAAUUAAUAGAUAGUUUUUGUACCUACAUAAGCAUGGUUUAUCACUGAGUUAUCCCUCCUAUUAUUCAUACAAAUGAGGAAUUACACCAGAAAUUCAUGGUUGAUAGAGGAACAGAUGUACCUGACUAAUAAGUGUAAAAAUACCUCCGUUCAAAGAGAAUCAGAGGAGGUUUAUAUUUAACUUAAUUGGACACUAGAAAUACUUUCAGGUACACUUGAAUAAAAUUAUUCAUGUACAUUCUUUCAUCUGUCCACUUGAGUGGACAUCAUGCAACAAAGGCCACAUUUUACCACUGGGCACAGAAUGACUUCCAACCUCAUUUCUAUGUUUUGUUAACAUGUUGUGUGCUCUCAAAAUAACUCCAGAAUAACGUGAUAUCACAGACCAGUGUUAUUUUCUGAAGAAAUUGCCUUUCAUCUCCACGGUGCAUGCUGUCCAUGACAGUUGGCAGAUACAUAUUUGUCCUCAAAUUUCUUUCUUUCUUUAUUAUUAUUAUUAUUAUUAUUUAUUUCUAUUUAUUUAUUUAUUUUUUGGGGUGGGGGUGGGGGGUCAAUUCACAUGGUUUUUGACUUGUUAAAUGAAAAAAAAACAUAAAAGUCGUGCAUUAAAAGGAUGUCGGUGUUAUCUUCUGAGAGAGCCUGUGUGAGGCCUACACAAAUACAAUCAUCAUAACCAUGCCACCAUUUUAACUCAAAACUUCUUUAAACAUCAAACGUUUUUGAGUUUUCAGUAAAAAAGGAAACCCCGCUGUUAAAGUUAAAAAAAAAAAAAAAGUUUGAUGCAACAGCAAAUCCCCAUCAAAAGGCUGUUAUUCAGACAUUUAACAAUAGAUGGUUUUUAUGUCGGUGAAGGUGUGCGCGUGCAGCAGAGAGGUUAGAUGGCGUGCAGGACUCUAUUUACAAAAUAGCAGUCUGAUUACCUCCUGAGGUUUGAUUCCCGCAGAGCGACACAACUGUGCACAGCAGCUCCCUCCGCUCUCUUCCUGUGUAAUGGCUUCCUCUAUAGUCAAUCAUACAGUCAUCACGCUGCUCAGCAAACACAUCAUAAGACUCAGUCGUGUUUCUGCUGCUACGAAAUCACUCUUGCUGGAGUCUGCUCUGACUAGUAUCAGACUUUUCUUCAGAUGUCAUUUCUUUUUCAUUUUAGAGUUGGAAGACAAUUUGACAUGAAUAUAAUAGGCUGGCAGUUUGAACACCACAGAGAAAAAAAUAUAUACAUGUUGUGGAAGAGGAUUUGAUGAGGAACUAGUAAUGAGAGGAAGUUUACAAUGUCAUAUGAAAUGUGUUUAAAGUAGCAAUCAGAAACAGGUGUAAGGUCUUAGAUGAAGCAGUACUGGAGCACCAGUUUGGCUGAGGAGCUCACUGCAUGUGCAGAGCUCAGUGGCUUUAAAGUCCCACUCUAAUGUUUUUUUGUUUGUUUGUUUGUUUUUGUUACUACUUUAAGUGUUAUCAGUGGUCUUAAAAUUGUGAUUAUGAAUUUUUUAUUUUUAUUUAUUUAUCUAUUUAUUCAUUUAUUUAUUUGACCAAAAAUCCCAUUACCUGUGUCAUUUUCAAGGGCUUAUCUGCUGCAGGGCUCCAGUAGAUCAUUAGCAAUUCACUUCUGAGUCGUGGGUAGAGACAGCACUGCUCUGCACACUCCUCUUUACGUUAGCUUGCAGCCCAACAUUGCCGGUGCAGCAGAAGUGGCAGGUAACAUAGUAGCUAUUCAGUUCUCGGACACUAAUGUCUUCAGGGACACGAUGAAAGUUAAUAUCAUAAUUAGCUUACUUACGAGCAUUGCAAUCCGCUAACGCACACGCUUGUUCUGCGAUCGUCCUCUCUAUUUCUCCUCUAUAUGCAGAGUGUGGCCCUGAAUAAUUGGGCUCCGAGGGCAGAGCUUGGAUUUGCUACGUAGGAAAUCUCACUGUUUCUGAACCUGCCGUUUGGGUCUGAAUGAAUGAAGACAUACUCAGAAAUGCAAUUUUGCGCUUAUUUUUCUCAUGAUAUGUCCUGUAGCAUCAGAAAAAUGCCAUGUGAACAUAUAAAAACAGGAAAAACAUUAUUUUUAUCAGAGUGGGUCUUUAAGGAAAUGGUUGCUGGUUCAACUCUUGGCCACAACACUUUGCUGCAUGUCAUCCCCCUUUUUCUUACCUAUACCUUUGGUCUCCCUGCAACUGUCUUAUCAAUAUGGACAAACAUGCCUAUAGAACCUUCAUUUUGUGGACAAAGCAGUGUUUUCCUAUCUGUCCUCUACAUGCUGAAUUAGUGUCUUCUGACAAAAAAAACAAUAAUAACCUCAUCCUGCUGACUUUUGACAUAGAUAUCAUUUAUUUGAAUAUUCAAUGAGAGAAAUGUAAAAACAGGAGUGUUUCUUUAGCUGCUUGACUGACUCCUUGCACGGGUUUCAAGCAUUAAAAAUUACAAUAUAAAAUUGUCAGUGCUGAUGGUCUUUUUUGCUUUUCUGUAUCAUAAAAAUUCAUCAAUAUGAAUUUCAGUCUAAAUGCUACAAAAAAACAGGGGCUUUAAAAUUAGUAAAAUGUGAACAUGUGUGAAUAAAGCUCUUGCAGGGACACUAUUAUCAUACCAUAAAAGUUGAAAUAACUUACAGCCUAAAAUGGAUGUUGGGUCCACUUCACAGAGAAGUGGGGGGUUUCUGUGAAAAUACUUUAUCUGAAAUAUAUGACAAUUCCACUUAUUCAGAUGUACAUCUCUGUCUUACAGUACAGUAACCUGCUCACUUUUGGACACUUUUGUAUCACUUACUGAAAUCUUGUCUUGGUGGUCUUUUUUGCCUCUAUUGCACAUAAAGAGACAACAUUUUGAGUUUAAAUCUGUUUCAUAACCAGGUAGUAAAUCCUCACAGGGGCUUUAAAACAUACCUUCAAUGACUCCCUCUACUGCAAGAUCACAGGUUUGUUUGUGCGCGCACGGCUCAGGCAUGUGAUAGUUAAAGUGUCAGCAGCAGGGGCCAGUUCCUCACCUGCAGAGACCCUGUUGGCUGCAGAGAAGCCAUCCAGCAGAUCUCUGUUUGACUCUAAACUGUCAGAAAAUUAUCUCUGCAGCGGGAGGUAGAAGCACAUACACGUGUCUGAAUUUCUCUUCACACAUUCAGAGCCAUACUUAAUUAAUUGUAGCUUCCAGCCAUUUGACAGUCAUGCUGUGUGAGUGUAUGUGCAGCUGGCCCAGUCACACUCCAUUCACCACCCAUCUGUCCAUGUCAGACCGGCCUCCUCUCCUCCUUUUUUUAUUCCUCUGCUUUCCCCCCACUUUACAGUCACCUUUGGUGAGUCACUGCAGAGCUGUUGGCACUGUCUGUAAUCAAGAUGGCUCCUGGUUAAUUUGCCAACCUGAGCGUGUGUGCAGGGGUGUUUGCAGGAGAGAUGCUUUUGGCUUUUGAGACAGGACUGAAGCAGCAUCACUUUCUUAAUGUAUGCCUGCAGAUGGGAGACAAAAAUGGAGGUGAACAGCUGGCUGGGAAAGCAAUCAGCACAGAGUGAAAAGAAGAUACAUUAGGGGAAAAAAACACAGCCAGUGUCAGUCCUUGCUGGCUCUUCUACCAUUAUCCUCUCAAAAGAUGGCAACAACUCGAAUAAAAACAGGCUAAAAUUUGCACAGAUGAAAAAUAAGCUUUGGUGUAGUUGAAUAAAUAUGCCAGGACAAAGUGUGGAGUUAGAAAGACACAUUCACAAUCUCAAUUAAACUUGUUCAUUGGAAAAAAUAAAUAAAAUAAAAUUCAUAGAAACAUUUCAAUUUUGCAGACUAUUGUAACUUCCCAUUUAAAAAGAGCAAAACUGAAUAAAUUAGAAGUUGAGUGCAAUAUUAUGUUAGUUACAUUAACAGCCAGUUUAGGAAGCCUUAAAAAUCUAUCAAAAAUAGAAAUCCAGGGUUGACUUCUGUGUUGAAAUCAUCUGUUUGUGAACUAGAGGAGGUGUCAUAGAGUUACAUUACGAUGUGUUCAAGGUCCAUAGUAAAGUAACUGUUGGGUGAAAUACAUAAAAAAGCAUUUUUUGUGUUUGAAUGUUACCUCAAGUAAAAGAAUAAGUAAAUUAAGGUUUGGUUGAGAAACUUGAAUUACAUAGUUGUUUUAGAGAGAAAUUAUUUUGUUUUAUCAGUAAUAUAAAAUACAUGUUGCACAGAGGUACGUCCGGUUUAACGUCCUCAUAUGAGCUCUAGAGACAGCGACAGAGGCCCCCUCACCUCAUGAUUGGACUUCAUCAUAUUCUCAGAAUGAUAGAAAUGUCAUUUUUUACCCAAGUCUUCCUUUGUUUUCAAGAAUAUUGCUGAUCAAUAUCACUUCCUGGACUUGAUAUCACAAUAUUAUCAUACUGUGAGACUUUUAUGUCUUUAUCUCCCUAAGUCAACAGUUUACUAGCACAGGAAGUACUUUGGCCAAAAACAAUGAUCUGCAGAGAAAGGACAUCUUAGACAGACUGUCAACCUAAAAAGUGAGAAUAGAGAAGGUGUUGUGAAACUAAAUAUGAAUUAGUUAUCAUUUGUUGUUAUUUGUAUUUGGAGCAUUAAAGCUGCCAUAAGGAACUUUCACUGCUUUGAUUUUGGCACCCCCUGUGGACAGAGUAGUACCUAUAAAAUAAUACUUUUUUCACAUUAUCAGCAAUAUUGUCAGUGGACUUCUUUAGGCAUCAGUAUUAGCUUCAGUUUGUCUUGUAAUCACCUUAAAAUUACUUACAGGAGCUUUAAUUUUAGUAGAUUUGUUGAUAAAUGGCUGCAUUACAGCACAUAAUGUUCUGUCUUUUCAGCAUUCACAUUGACUGUUUACAGCUAAGCCUGAAACACAUUUUACAUGUCUGUAAAAUCUGUUAAAUAAAUGAGUGAUCUGUUCGAAAAUGUGUGACCCUUUGUUGCUUCUUGUCUUUCUGUGAGGCCAGUAAAAAAAAGUGUAAACCCCUAUCUGAACAUUAUCUCUUUGCUUCCUGCUGCUGUGUUGUUUUAUGAUUCUCUUUGCUGUCCUUGUACAAAGCUAAUUGGUCACUCUUCCAUGCAGACAUGAGCAUGAGUGGAGAGUUGAAGUCCAGCCGUUCCAGGGCAGCGAGUAAGAGGGCCAGCAACACCACUUACGGGUAAGUGUGAACCCCCUUAUUCUCAAACACAAGCAUACAAAGAGAGAGAGAGAGACACUGACACACUCGCAGACAAUCAUGCGCUCCAUUAUUUGCUGCAGUCCUUUAUCUGUAACUCAAUAGCUGCACCUCAGAGCUGCAAUCAAUGCGGCAUUAUUGGUUAUUAGCUUCAUUGCAUCUGUGUAUGUAAGCUGUUAUUGAUUUUCCACAAAAGGUGCCGUCUCCAUCAGUCAAAGUUUUAAUCUAUCUGUUGAUGUAGUGCAUACAUAUUAUUAGAGCUUAUUACUGUUUAGUGCUGGUGGUUCAAUACCGUGCUGUGGAGCUACAAUAACAUUAAUUGUGUGCUUAGAUAGCUGGUGAAUGGAGUGUGUGUGUGUGUGUGGGAGGGGGGGUUGUCAGUGUGUGGGCUUGUUUGAAUUAAUUCAUGCCUUCAUUAUUCUUACCUCCAAGACUUGGCUCUAACUACAUCUCCAACUCCUGCUGCAGCUCUGUGGGUUUGAGUCCAUCUAAUGAGCGUAAACCACUAACAGAAAAGUGUGUGUGAAUGUGUGUGUGUGUAAGAAAGCAAGCAGUGUUUUAUAACUUACCUCUUGCCCCAAUGUCUCUGUAUGUCCUGUGGAAGCUCACACAUUGUCCUUCAGAAGUCAGUAAAAAAAAAAAAAACAGGAACUUUAUUUUAUGUCCACUGAAACUGAAACAGGAGUCAGACUCAAUAUUUGCAAAAAUGUGAUUUUCACCAGAACGUGGCCUACGUGACUGAUGAAAAGGAAAAUACGUGAUUGCUCUGAAUACUGACCAAUACUUUUAUUUCUGCUGACAGUGGAGAUAGCGAAAGAAAAAUUACUCACGCUGAUGCACCCGUAGGGUAAACAUAAUAAAUUAUAGUGGGAUUCUUCAAGGGACAUCCACUCUUGGACACAAAAAUGCUAAACAGAAUGCAAAACUAUAAGAGCGAAUGAAUAUUAGUGCCUGUAAUAACAUUAAUGCCAACUUGUUUGACCUCAUUAAUUAGCAAAUCUCAUUAUAAUUCCAUCUCCUGCUGAACCAGGAUCCACAUAUGUUUGCAGCUCCAGGAUAAACACUCACCAUUUCUCAUUCCUGGCAGCUACAUUUCCUGUCCAUCUGUUAUUUUCAUCAAGUGAUUCAUUCGUAUGUGGAGGUAUAAAUAUCCAGGUUUGUGUGUCCUUCAAAACAGUAAAUCCAGUUCACUGCAUGCCCCCUCCUCCAACCCCCUAAACCUCAAACCCCCACAUUAUUUAUUUGCCCAUUCCACCAUGUAGUUAUUCAGCGGCGUGCAGCCAUGCAUUAAUGAGGUUAGUCACACUACACACAGACGCACACACACACACGUGCGAUGACAAAAUACAAAUGGUACACACCUGAGGUAUCAGUCCUGAUAUAGCCUGAGCCAACGUGAUCUUUCACAGAGAUGACAUGGACUUAGAGCAGAACAAUUUGGCUCCCUGUGGCCAUUUCGGGUCUAGGAACACAUCCAGUGACUAAACUAAGCUGAAAACCUGUCGACUUUAAGAAGAGAACUAUGAUCUAACGCCGUGCCCUGUGAGGCCGCACUUAUGCAUGGUGGUAUUUUAAGAUCAGUGCAUCUGUUGGCAAGCUAAAAACCACACGGUAAUGAUGCUGACAUAAUGAUAGGAAGCAUUUCUACUGUGAGCGAUAAUGACAUAAUUUGGACAUUUUUGAAGAGUCUUCAUGAGAAGUGGGCAUAUCCGUCAUUGCACCAUCCUUUGGUUUUUGAACCUUUUUCCUUUGUAUUUUGAAUCUUUCUUGUUUUUUAACUGAAGUUGUUUGCAUUUCAACAGCAGGUAAUAUACACAUACACAACUGUACAAGUCAUUUAAGGUAACCGUGCAACAUAACCUGCUUCAUUGUCGAUUUAAAACACCAGGAAAAUAACUUAAAAACUUCAUAUCAUACUGUCCCCAAGAAAUCUUCAAAGUAGCCAUUUACCUAUAUAAGAGAUCAUUAUUAUACUGUAUUAGGGGUGGGGAUCACUUUAAAACUUAUGAUAUUAAAAAUAUUCCAGUAAAGUUAUCAAUAUGCUGCAAUACAAUCAUAAACACACAACAGUAUCUGCUAAAUUGUCAAACACCAAAUGCAGGAUUGAUGGAUUUAUUCACUGCACUUUGGUUUGACAGAGAUGAAACAAUGUAAACGUUUUCAUUCUGUAAAUUAAAUUUUCCAUGACUAAAGAGAAACUUACCAAAGGAGUGAAAAAGAUACGCACUUUAAAUAAAUGCACAUUAAGAGUUUUAUUUCAGUGCUUUAACAAACAGAACCAGCUUAUAUCUUUUAAGUAAACUUGUAUGGCUGUACCCGUAAUCUACAAUUGUAUCCACCACAAUGUAAGGUAUCUUUUGUUUUUCGGUUACAUGUCAUUCUGUCUUAGCUUUCAGUUUACCUAGAGACACCAGUGUGAUUCACAUCUAUCAAGCCAGUCCGGAUCUAUUAGGAACACACUUCCUCACACUAUCACAUGCUCACAAAGUCCACCCACGGCAGGUGAGUGAAACUCUAUCAGUAGACUCCUCUCUCAUCCCUGUCAGGAGCUGGCAAAAGUAUUUCCUCUUCCAUUUUGGUUUCAAAGUGGUGAGAGCAUCCAGGGAGAAUUUUCCCAUAGCCCACCAAAAGUCUGUCGUCAUUAAUUAGGGAAAUGAUUAUGAAAGCCUUUAUGAAAUCUUUUACUGGUCUUGAAUCGUGGGGGUUCUCUUAAAUGCAGCAGGAGUGGACAUCGAUUGUUUGACUUGAACAGGUUUAAAUGUUAGCUUUUACUUCUUUUGUUUUACACGAAACUUGUGUCGCGUGUCAAAUUUUUUUUUUAGCGCUAACUUGAAUGUAGGUUACUUCUUUGUGGUAAACAGCACCACCUCCUUAUACAGACACCGUAUCGUAGUACCUGAUUGGUGUUUACGAUGGUCACUUCAGUGUUGUAUCAGGCCACUUUGGCAUCUACUCGACUGACUAUAGCUGUUAUUUUGAUGUGUGUCCUUGUUUCUUUUGGUUCUUCCUGGCACAGAAUUCACAUACGUCCUCAUCUUUAUCAGCUGGUCCUCCUUUUACAUUUAACUAAAAGCUAAAAUGUCCCAAACAGAGCAAAUCUGAACUCAACACAAUCUGCAGGUGAGCAGUAGAUCCAGCAACAGACCUGAGUCUAUCUCUUUGCUCACUUAAACUCUGUUGGAUGACAUGCUGCUGACUUCUUCUGCUGUUUUACUACUUGUCAACUUCUGUUUAGCGAUCAUGUGAGUCGAAAUGACAGGAAACCUAUUUAGAUUGCCCUAGCUCAAAUUGAUAUAUCUGUAUUUUCCUUUAGCUCAUUGAAUAUUAAAUCAGCUUCCUCUGGAUAAUAAAAACUGUGGUAUCAGUAUUUUGGCCCAUCUCUAAUCAGUUUUGUCACCUUUUACGGGACACUGAGAGUAACUUGAAGUUUUUGCACUUUUGCAUUUGUGUAACCAAGAUGCCACUUUUUUCGAGACUGUAUUCAUUGGCACAAAAAUCCAGCUGGCAACCUUGUGCAGGCAGAAGAGGAGGGACACUGAUCCAUCCUGUGGGCAUGUUGGAUAGAAUGAAAUCCACAGAGACAAAAGUGACAUCAGUUUAUUGUAAUGCAGACCACUUCUGUCCAACACACCAGUGUUUUCAUCCCCAGAGUUUCUCCACCACAAUGAUAAAAUCAAUCAUGUGCACAUAACAGGAACUGCAUCAGAGAUUAAAGUGGCUUUGCAGGCAGCUUCUAAAUAUGUCCACCAUAAUUCCUUGAUAUUCUGUUUUAGAAAAGCCAAUCUCAAUGACAGCCACAGUAUCUACUAUACAGCUAGAUUCACAAAUGUAAAUCAUGGCCAGACUGACACCAAAAAAUCUCUGUGCCCAGACUCCAAUAAUCCUGUUCUGUGCUGCUGGCAGCAGUCUAACCCGUCUCCUCUCUCCACCCACUGUUCCCACAGAGCCAGCCAACAAACACCACUGCCUGUGGCCUAGAUUAGUUUCUGAGCAAAUUUUCCAACUCCUGUGUAAGAUGCUAAACUAAUACACUCUGCCCAUGCAACACCAUGUGGGCUGCUCGCAAGACUGAAAUGUUAAUCCUAAAAGUAGCAGAAAAAAGGCCUCUAUCCACAGUUUAACAGCUAAAGGUUUUAUUUUUGUGUAACUUUUUGUCUUUGCUCUAGAACCACACCGACAAAAUACGUUUUUUUGUCAUUGUGUAUCAUCAAGGCUACACUUUCAGGCAGCUACGGGUCCCCUCUAGCCUUGUUGAACCCCAGCUGUGGAAAGCGGGGGCUGGUUGCAGAGAGAGUGGUGAGCAUUUCACAGCCCAGAUGCUUUGUGUGCUCCAGUGCACCACAACAAAAACUCACCGUAGUGUGUACCACAGAUCAGGAGGCUCAGGUGCUACAGGACGCACCCCAGAGGAGUUGAUCUGUGUUUAAGUAUGUGUGUAAACAAAUGGCGGGAUAGCUGAUAGUUGAACCAUUAACUGCUGUGACAAGGUCUGACGCCUCGGCAUGUGGGGUGCAUGUUUAACAGACGCGGCCAACUGGCACCCUAGGUUUAUGGUAUUUUAAACGUACAUUCAUUUUAAUCUUAAAAUGGUAUAACACCAAUGUAAGUUUAUAUACGACUUUGCCAUCAUUACAGUGUUCUUGGCUGCCGUAGCUUAGACUCUAAGCUGUCUCAGUAUGAAUGUCUGGGUGGUGUUAGGGUAAGAACACUGCUCAUUUUAUUAUCUGCUCCAUUGUGCGCCUCGAUAUCAGUGUACCAGUUUGAAUUUGGAUUGACAGAGUGUGCUGAGCAUCUGGCCUCUGGUAUUUCUGACAGCCUUUCCGUGCUCUUCAUUCCUUUUAAUAUUCUCUCAUCUGUUUUAAUUAUCAGAAGGCCCGGUCAUAGAGGAGUUUGAUUUAGGAUGGAAACCAUGAGGCAGCCCCAUCUGUCGUAUAGGCUCAGGGAGGCUAAUGGGGGCAGGAUAGAUGUUGGGAUGUGUGCUGUUCAGUUGCCAGAGCAGUUGGUGAAUACGUCUGAUCUGCUCCAUGUGAUACACAGUGUGCCACGAUUUAAAGGCUGAUCUCAUGGCAGAUUUUCAAAGAUGGAUUGGAGGGUGACUAAAAAUGGGUUACUUAAGUAGGCUGGGGCAACUAUAGAACAACAUUUGAAAUAUUUAAUAUUAAUUAUGGUAACUUAUUACCCCAGCUUUAUUCCUAAACACCCAGCUGUUUUAGGCAUAACAAGGGCAACACCUGAGCAAUCAAUCCACAGAAAGUAGUUCCAGCGAUUUUGAUGUCUGUUUGUUGAGACUGAGGCAAAGUUUCCAUUGGCAUCAUUGGUAAAUGCCGAGGCAAAAACAUAAGAAUGCCAUAUUUGUAUAGGCUAAACAUCAGUGUCUAAAGUUGUGACUUUAGUGUCAACUGCACAGCUCUGAGGAGAAGGAGAGCUGAGUGAGGACGAAAAACAAUAGACCCAUUUAUGUUGUCUAACGUGACCCUCGUUGAACUUAUAUUUUGAGGUAGUCUGGUCCCAUCAUGUCAGGAUUCUUAUAUUCACAACUACCUGUUCACCAUGUCUUAUCCCUCACAUAGUGCUCACCAUAUUCAUUUCUAAAAGCUAGGUAUAUCAUAACUUCAGUAAAAAGCAGUCUGAUGAGAUUGGGAGAAUAAAUUGUCCAAGCUUAGGUGAGCAAUAACACCAAAGCAAAGAUAUGUACCCCAAAAUGCAGAUAAACUAAGCAAUUUUUAUCAACACAAAGAUUAAAGAUUAACAAAAUUUACUCUAAUAAAUCCAAACUCCAAACUACAACAGAGGAAACACAAAAGACCAACAUGGGGAAACACAAGGGAACUCAUGAGCUACAGGUAGGACACAAGAUAUGGGUGAAAUGAAUGAAAGUUAUCAAAAUAUGAGGAAAAAUACUGGAAGUAAACUGGAUCACACAGGGAUUGAAUACAACAGAAUAAAACUGGAAACUGAACUUGAAAAUAAAAUGAUGAAAAAUUUUAUAAACAACAAUAUGCAUACAGGUUACAGGGUACAACAGACAUAAAAGAUAAACCUUUAAAUAGAAACAAGGGGUAAAUUGUGCUACACAGGUCAGGGUGACCACAUGUUACCAUGACAUAUUUUGUUCCAUCUCUAUUUGUCUAAAACAUGAAUCAUCCUCUACAGUUAAAGAGGUGGCAGAGGUGGUGUUCGGUGCUCUUUCAAACUCCAUGAGCUAUCUUUUGUUUUUGUAUUCGUGAUGUAUUUUUAGCCGCAUCUCCUCCCAUCUCAUUUGUUCACAUGCUACACUUGUCACUAACUUUGUCAGUUUGUAUAUUUGUAUCUAGCCUGAGGCUUUGCUGGCUGACAUCUGUGAAACCACCACAAGCUGUGAAAAAGCAAAGGGCAAACAGAGACAAUCUGCAGCCAAGAAAUCCAUUGCUGAAGUUCACCCAUUUUCUAUGAACAACCUCUUCCUGGCGGUCAUAUUUCUUCAGCAUCACUCUGGUUGUCACAGCACAGCUGAGUGCAAGCUGCUAUGACACCCACCCACAGCUCAACCUGCACACGACACCCUGAUCAUUUCGAAAGAGAUGAGAGAUAUAAGCAUUUUUCAAAAGGCGGAGGUAUCACAACGCUCGAGACACUGACAGAUAAAACCCCAUACGUUUGAUCUUGUAAGUGGAGAAAAACAGCAGGCUGUUGCUGAUAUAAACUGAUACUGAAGUGUAAAUAAUAGAUUUAGUGUUAAAGUAGUUAUCUGUUGUUUGCCGACUUUGCCUGAAGCGCAUUUCUUGGGUAGUUUUUCAUACGUUAAAACAUUCAGCUAAUAAAGGAAAACAAAGCAAAGUUUUGAUACAAAAACAAAUCAUGCAGUGAUGCCUGAAUUUAGUUUGGCAUGUUCAUUUGUCGUGUAUUGAACAGCACCAGACUUUAGUUCACAGUGAUAAAUUUCUCACACAUUUCUCACACCGAGGGUUCUGCUUAUGUCUGCACCUUGUAAAAGGAAGUUUAAUGAAGUGUGAAAAGAGUUAUUGGCCUGUGUGCACUCUUUUUUAUUGGGAUAUGCAAUGCUGUUCAGGCCAUGACAGACACCAUGCUGCCAAUCAGGCUGCUUUCCAACAAGCAUGAAGCCUUUCACACCUAGUGCGUGUUUAAAACUCAGACUCACUCACCCAGCUCUAGAGAGGAACAAAUAUCCAAGAGAUAUUUGAUCAUGAAUUCAAAAACAACCUGAUAAGUAUGCUAGAUAACAUUCAGAUAAAUACUGAUGGUGGAAUCAAUUUUUUAAACAUGAUAUGCAGAGAUGAGAGAACUGUAUUCCCACAGCUGCCUUCUCCUUGUGACUUCACGUUUAAGCUCACAUCCAAACACAGCUAACAUUAGAAUUUAGACACUUCCAAGUUAUAAUUUGGGAUGAAAAAUAAUGAUAGGAACAAGGUAAAAGAGAGAAAUUCUCUCAAAUACAACAUUUAUUUGAUAGAAGACUACUUUACUUAACUUACAUUCUGGUAUGUGACCAUUAGUACAACUGUAUCAAAGAAAAGUCUGUUUUCAACUUCAGGGAUGUUGCUGUCUUUCUUUUAAAAUCAGAAACAUGGAAAAUUAAUUUACCAUUUGUUAAUUUGUUCAAAGGAAGUUGCUGGUAUCCAUGUUAGAUUUCUCAACCUGCCACUGGAGUGUGGCUGACAACACCAACAAACAAGGGAAGACCACAGGUGUCACAUGCAGUGUAAUGAGGUACCGUGUUUACUGGCGACUUGAGCCGAAUGUUUCACUCUGACAAGUCACUGAAAGUUAACAGGGUGACUCAUUAAACCUUAACACCAACAUCAGCAUGCCUGUAACUGUACUGACAGUAAAGAGACAUGAUUAAAAAAUAGACACAAACAUAAAGAUUAGCAUUUCCAGAGUAAUCAUCGACAGCAGUGGUUCUCAAGUUCAGUCUUCGAGGCCCACUGUCCUGCAUGUUUUGGAUGUUUACCUGCUCCAACACACCUGAUUCAAAUGAUCAGCUCGUUAUCACAGCUCUGAAAUGUAAUAACGAGCUGAUCAUUUGAAUCAGGUGUGUUGGAGCAGGGAAACAUCCAAAACGUGCAGGACAGUGGGCCUCGAGGACUGGACUUGAGAACCACUGAUCUACAGUAUAAAAAUCAUGAUUUUUCUGGUGCAGAUUUUCCAGUUUUGCACCAUGUCUGUGAUUUUUGAGAACGGUAACAGGAAGUAGUUAAAUGCUGACGUCAGCUGUGUUCCCAUGUUAGCUAACUUACUGUCAAACAUGUUUUGUUUUUUUUUUCCAUUUGAAACAUGGCACAAUAUUCUGUAUUUCUACAAUCCAUUUUCAUGAUGAUAAUCUCAGAGGUUUGAACACUAACGGCCUCAUCUACUAAGAUUUCAAAUAGCGAGCGCUAAACUGAGGUCACAAUUGAUAACAGGUGCAAAAGUGGUGCGGACCGCCCUCUUUAAAGGAGGUUUUGCAUGCGCUAUUGGCUGUCACCAUGGAGAGUUUGUGAGAGCAGAGUGUUUGAAGCCAUGGAGUUGUACAUAUCGUAUUGGGGAACUGCAUAAAGGGCAAGGCAAGUUUAUUUGUGUGUACAAUUCAUACACAAGACAAUUCAAAGUGCUUUACAGAUACAAGGAUAUAUACUAGAAAUCAAAAAGGAGAUUAAAACUAUCUAAAAUCAAUGACAGAUUUUUUUUUGCGUCUGUUCCGGUUUUGACCUUCUAAUUUAUGAAAAACAUCAUUUACUUUAAAAAAUAAAAUAAAUCACAAGCAUUGCAUCUGCUCAUAUUUUGCUCGUUCUGAUGAUCUACAUACAAUCUGCAUGAAAUCAAACACGUUAAAUCGAUUGCACGCACGGUUUUGCUCAUUGGACAGACGCAAUCCUCGGUGUACCCGGUUAGUAGGUCAGGUGUUUGUGUGCGCUAUCAUGUUUGCACAUGUUUUUGCACAUGCAAACCUUUAGUAGAUCAGGCCCUUAGUGUAACUUUACAAGAAGCUGGCUGCUGUGUGAAUAUGGUCAAUGAGCAUUUGGACUGAGGUUUAUUGAUUGCAUGAGAAGUACAUGCCCGGGUUCAAGCCAACCUCCCUCUGCAAAGCCCUGUUUGAGCUUCCAUAGAGCAAAGAGGAAGAUAAACCUCUUUAUAUCUUCUCUUACAUGUGGAAUUAUUUUGUAAAACUGGUAACAGGGGGAUGAAAGACAGAAAAGCUGAACAUUGAUAUUUGGCAAAUCUGAAUGAUUACAUGCUUUUGUGUUGUGUACUUGGUGUUUUGUAAUGUGAAGUGUAUUCAUUCCAGUGCCGUUCAAUACUGACGUCUUUAUACAGCACUCUUAACAAGCAGGCCAACAUUGCCAUUUGAAAACAGUAAAACAGCCAGAACAGCUUUUCUUUGUGUCGUGGCAGAGGCCCAAACAACCUUUAAAACAUCUCUCCAUCUAUUCAUCAACACCAACUGCACCUUUUCCUUUCACUCCAGCAUCACUUCACGCUCUAACUGCCUUUUUUAUUUUCCUGCCCAGCCUUUUCCCUCUGUCCUUUAUCGGCGCUCUCACUGCAUGGACGCACAGGCGAUGUGCUGUCUGCAGUCCGUUCCUGGCAGAGAUGACAGGGGCUGUACUGUAGGUAAAGGUCAGUGCAGUCAGAGGUGGAUGUACUGCUGGGGAAAAGGUCACUCUGUGCAGAGAAGGAUGGAGAGUGCAUCUGCUGGUUUUCAGCUCGUCGCCGCCGCCGCUGAGGUUUUAGAGACCACCGAGAACAAGAGAAGAGAGGAAGCGGUUGGAUAAAGAGAGAGAGGAAUGGAUGGGGGGGUGAUAUAGUCUCUGCAUACACACACCUCUGUGGAGAAAGGUCAUGAGUCAGCUGUGGUGACACCAAUAGCUCAGGGCAUGAAGGCAAGAAUGAGCAUGAUGACUUCAUAGAAAAAAUAAAAGUAUUUUCCAUGUGUGCGUGCGUGUGUGUGUGUGUGUGUGUGUGUGGGUGGGUGCUGGUUUGCAUCCAUACAUUCUGUAGCCGUGUGCAUUACAGAGCCGGAUGAGUUAACUCUAUCGUCCUGCAGGCUUAUCACUCUGCAGGGGUUGGCCCCUCUGCUAAUGAAGUCAUCUCUAUCUCUACUGCCUACUCCACGUAGAGAAGUGAAAAGUAAGGCAAGCUGGUGGAAGAGGGAGUAAAAGAAGUGAGAGUCCGAUUGAUGCUGCAGUUAGGAAAAGGAUAAGUUUGAAACAAUUGAAAGAGAAGUGAGUAGAAGGUGAGAAAAAAAAAAGCAAAAAGCGCAAUAACAACAGUCAAGGAGAGUGAGGGGUGAAGAAAGCAGAGGAGGGAAAGCAAGUGAGCACUGCACUGCGUGUCAUUGGCCCCCUGGCGUGAACAAUCCAUCUCAAAUUGAUCUUGCUGCUCGGCCCAGCAGGGCAUUCUGAAUCAAUCUCAAAUUGAUCUCUGUGCCAGAGGUCGGGAAAACUAGCAGUGGAGCUUAUCAGAAAUAUAGUGGUGCUGGGAGGAUCUGACAGGGAAACUUAUCACACUGCACAACAGGAAAUGGGCUCCAAGCCCCCGGGGCAGCAAGAGGACGAGCCUGCUCCCUGUACUCACACGCACACACACACAUGCAGAAACACACACAGAUUCAAUGUCUCUGCAUGCACCCAACACAACCACACACUGACACAUGCUCCCCAGCAUUCAGCACAGUACAGAGAGUUUGCACAGACAGACCCAUAAACACUUUUGCGCAGACUCAGCCUACACACACAACCGCACACAUUUACAGGCAUCAGCACACAGCUACAGGCUACCGCGGAAAAUAAAAAGUUUGUCAGAGCACAACGUGUCGAUAUAUUUUAAGGUAGACAGGUGAGAUUUGAGGCCUGGAGCUCUUAAUGACUUAUAACACGUUUAAUGUGUCCUCAGCAAGGCUGCGCGAGAGGCCAGGGGAGGGACGAUCGAUACAGACUCGCAUUUAGACGUUCAGUCAGCUUAAGGGAGCAACCUGCCUCUCCAGGCCUUGGGGAAAAAAAUGAAACCACAGAAACAAUUGCUCAACGGUGACUUUCAUCACACAGUAUCUCCAAAAAGACUCAAUCCAGUCUAAAAAUAAAAGAACCACAGACUGUUUUUAAGAAAUAGAUGAAGUCUCUGGCUGUAAAAGUGAAGCCAAUACAGGCUUGCCUUUUACUUGCUUUCUCUCUGAUGACCAGCAGGGGGCGACUCUUCUGGUUGCAAAAACCUGCCAAACUGUAUGACACCGGGUCAGACAGUAAGGGUACUUUUUAGUUGAUGCAUCACCCCAGCAAUUACUUCCCUGUUGAGUUUAUAGUUUUGGUGCAACAUUUCCAAGGCUACUUAAAGGGAUAUUUUGGCAUAAAUUAAAGUUGUGGUCAAACACACCAUAACAUGUUGCAGACUGCUUGCUCCUCUAGUUAUACCAACUUGAGCAACGAUCGCAUGUUAGCAAUACACAUGGUCUACAUCUACACAUGCAAACCUCAACCAAAAAGCCACUCAUAGCCACAAGUAAUGCUCAGAACAGCACCUAACUUCAUCAACAGUACAUAUAGGGUCCCAGCACUCAGUACUAGCCACUAAAUAUCUUUUUAGCUUUACCUGAUUUCUUUUGCAAAGAGACUAAACGCAGCUAACCCACUCCCCUCCAGCAGCUGUUUGUUUGUGGGGGAGCCCUGACGAGUCAAUCACAGAGUGUAGGGGAAAAUUAUGAUUAUGACUUAAUGAGGAAAAAUCCACCACAGAGGCUAGUGAGCAGGAUGGAUAUCACCCUCUGUCGUAAAUAUGUUUCAAAAGAGGUGACAAAGCCAAAAUGUCAAACACCAGCCUUCAAAGGUGAGGUAAACUUACCACUGUUUGACACCAUAUUAUGUUCUGAUUUCUUGGCACACCAUUGUUUUUACCUCAGUGAAACUCAGUUGUCUCAACACUUUUUGCGUCACAACAGGAGGUUAAAGGUAUUCUAGACUGCAUAAAGUGUGGGUGUAGUUUAACCCCCAAGACCCACAGGAAGUGUGUGCACUGCUUUCUGCUAGUACUGAACAAUCUGUGGCAUUCUCAUCUUGGAGCUCAAAAAUCACAGAUUAAUAUCCAAAUAAGAAACACACUUCCAGUAGGAAAGGAUGCAUGCAGAGAAUGAGCAAAGCUUGAAGGCAGGACACAUUCCUCCUGCUAGUUUUAGGUGCAGGUGAUCAUGUCACCCAUUUGUUUCUGGGCAUGCUAACUUUUGAUAAAGCUAACAGUCUAACAGUCUAAGAGGUGGACUUGAGGCAUGUUUUAACCUCCUACAAUGCUUAAAUGCUUUACCACAAUGGACCCACCUAGAUGUCAUCUCAGCGUACCCUCCAUCAUGCAAGUUAAAGUAUAACUCUUAGCCUUGAUAAAGUAAAAACACAUGCAUUACAAAAACACACCCAGUAUAAUGAGUAUGUAUAAAUGAAUAUGCGUUAAACCUUAAACAGUCCUGUGUCUCAGGCUGCUAACAUGUUUAAUUUCACCGUAAAAAGAGGCAUGUAAACAUGGGUUUCAGUCGAGUUUCUCUGCUUUUGGAGCUGCCUCAAGUGGACACUCAGGAAACUGCAGUUUUCUUUGUGUCCACUUGACAUGUGUCUGUUUCUACCCGAGUCAACGAUUAAUCAGGUGAAUUCUUUGUGGUCAUAUCCCAGACAAAUAGAGGCAUUACAUGUAUUAGAUACAUCUGGGGUUUUAAAAUUUCAAGUUUUCUUAAACAUGAUGGGUUAAGUUCAGUGGUGUCAGUCAUGUUCAUUAGGUAUCGUUAUGAUACCUGAUGCCAGACACCACAUGCAGGACUUUGUAGUGCAAAGGUAAGAUCCAGAACAGCUGGUGACACAAACAGAAAAUGCUCAGUAGACCAGACUGUCUCGUAACUGCCCGCCCUUGGCAGUCUAUGUAGGCUAGAACAAAAUGCAUCUCUCUCGGCCUUGGUCCUUUGAAGGAUGCAGCUGCUGGAUUUGGACUCAGCUUGUAUGAGUGUUCCACUAAAGUUAUAAUGAGAACACGUAAAGUCAACUUGCUGCUUGUGAAACUUUAGUAUACUUCAGUCUCCACAUUUAUGAUGGUAAAGGGCUGUGGACUUCUUUUCUCACUUCCACUUACUGUUCGACUCAUCAGAUUAAAGCUGACAGCAACUUUACAGAGCACAACCAAACACCAGAACACACAGAAAAGUGACUCCAAGUUCAUUUUGAUGACAGAGAGCUGCGGAACGACACACAGAUAGCGUGAGGAGAGGGAUGUGUGCACCGAGGGACUUGGAGAGUGCAGUGAAAAGCUGUGAGGAAGGGAGGGGGUGUGUCUUUGAGUGUGUCAGCGUUUGGGAGGCAGCAGGAGAGGCUUUUCUGUGGCCUGGACUGGAAAAGCUCCCUGUCAGCACUGAGGGGUAAUGGAGGUUAGCAGGGUGAAAAGAGGGAGCGCAGAUGAGUGUGUGAGUUUAUAGAAAAGUGGAAGUGUGUGGGUACAAGUGGCUGCAUGUCCCCAGGAGUACGGCAGUAUAUCAGUGACCCCAGAGACCUUACAGAGGAAUAACUGAGCAGGUAUACAUGUAUUUACUGCCAUUUACAGCCGACUCAUCAAAAACAGCAGCUUAGUAAGAAGCCUAACAUGUCAAAAUAUGCUGCUGUAGGCGACUAUAUAACAACAUAUCUACAUGUAUGUGUACAAACCGCACAGCCUUUGUUUUGGGUACGAAUACAUUUCCAGAGUGACUUGUCUACUCCUUCAAAAGUCCUUGUCAAGGAGGAGUAAUAUCCAGUGAUCCGGGGACUUUUCUAAGUUAAUGUGAAUUUAAUGAAGUCAUACUGUCAUGUAAAGUAACCUGGUGUUGGUCAAUCAGGUUUGAAAGUGUCCUAGUUUAGGAGUUUAAAGCAGGUGCUCCAUUUACAAACGGACACCAGCUGAGCUGAGAGAGGGGCAGACAGGUAGAAGCAUUAAAUAGAAGAUUGCACAAGAGCAAAUAUUUCUUUUAACAUGUAUUCAUUUCACAAAUAAUAAAGCUAACUAAUGUGCUGCUGCUAAUGUGAUUUUUUUACAACAUUUUUUGGACAAAAGUUCAACUCAGAGACUCAGAGAGAUUUGCUGUUUGUACAUUAACUAUGUAUGUCAUGUAUGGACUAUGUUACUUCUCUAUUUGCCUAAUCCUAUAACCAACCUAAAACCAUGUCAGAACAUUACACCUGCAACUUUUAUAUUUAUAAAUGUCAAAAAGUCAUACAAUGUCUAACAUUUAUUACUUGACCACAUUAUUAUAGGGUCGCAACUUCCCCUCUGAGCCCUUCACAAUUAAAGAUGUGCAUGAGUAAAAGAAACAGUCACGUUUUUAAGUAUAUAUAGACACUGAAUAAAAGCUUAUUUGGCCAAUGUUUCUGAAAUCAUAUGGAUGUAUACAAACCUACAGUAUCCAAUAAUGGUUGCCAGCCUCUACUGACUCAGAAGUUCCUCCUGGAAUGAAUAUUUUUGUACAAAUAAAGAAAUUGUUCUAUAAAAUGUCCAAUAAUCCUUCAAACAACUGUAGACGGAGGCAGAUUUUCAGACAGAUCAGCGAGUGUGAUGUGUUUUCCUCUCUCAACAAAAAAAGCUCCUCAGUGUACAAGGACGAACCUGUGCUAAUGAAUGCAUCAGCAAAAACAAGGCAGACCCUGUCCUGACCUUUGGCCUCCAUGAGGGACACACACAUGCUUACACACACACUUCAAGAUCACCCCCUGCUGCUUUACUCUCCAUUUAUUCUUUCAGUCUCACCUGUAAUACCUACCAAUGAAUGCCCUUCAAAUACCUUACUCACAUGCUGUGCUCUAUCAUUAUGUGCACCUCCCUCUGUUUUGUAGAACUUGUAGAACUUUUUCUUCUUUAUAUCAGACAUGUCGGACUUGUGCAGCAGGAACAACAAAGUAGAGACAAAACUGAUUUAAGAUUGCCUAGAUUGGUGGAGUGUCAUCCUUUACUAUACCAGGAAAAAGGAAUCAGCUCAUCUUACAAGCAUGUGCUUAAUUUUAUACCAUAUUACCACUUAGACAGGUGCUUUUACAUCUGUAACAAACCAAAAUAUUAGCAGAUACAAUAAGAUAAACCACUUUUUUUGAGGAGGAACUAAAGCAUAAAGCAACACAAGAUAAAAAAAUAAGCAGUGGAGUUCAUACAAAUAUAAUAACAGCAGGUUAAAUCUAUAUAAUAAGAGGUAUACACCUGAUUAAAGUAAGAGUAUAUUGAACCAUAUGGGAUUACGUAAAGCAAUGAAUUACAAAAAUUCAGCAACUUCGACCAGACUUUAAAGUGACAUUGUUACAUUACAGGGCUAAGUGAAAUAUUGAUUUAUUAGAGCAGUGGAAUAUAGUUAUUCCUAAUUCAAUAUUGAUUCUGAAAAUCCUGGAUUCAGUUAUUUCCAUAGUCCCUUUUCCCACAAGGACACUCUGGCUCCUACCAUACUCUAGUUUUGACUAAAUGACAGUUAUUUGGUCAACUAAAUGGUGGAAGUCAUGUCACAUAUCAGCAUCAGUGAGGCUGAAUAUACUACAACAUCACACCAAACUUGAGCACCCAUUUGAGCUGACACUCGGGUUUCAUGACUACUUAUUUUACCGGCUAUUUUACUGGUUUUCAAAAGCACCAACCUGUGGUUUAAGAAGUGAGCGAGUUGAUUAGUUGGUGGAACCCUAGCUGACACCAGGCCAAAGUUUUACAGCCUGUGGUUAAAGCUAAACCAGCGGAUCAAAAACAAAUGCAGCUUCAGUCAAGCUCUGUGCACACAUAGAAGAUAACAGAGCCUGUGGGGACCCUCGCUCAAUACCUCCAGAGUGACAGAUCCUCCUGUUACUUCUUGUUUCAUUUCUAAUAAGAGAAAAUCAGUGAUGAUAACCAACAAUAUAACAUUUUAUUGGUAUUUUAGUGUGUAAAUAUGUUAUAAUCACCAUUUUCUUUCACAUUCUACAAAAACUUGCAGCUGACUUAAUUUGAGCUUUAAGACUUUCUGCUUUCCUCUCGAACCCUCACUGCUAAUGUCUCCAUUUCUGAGUGAUAGUCCAGACAGUCUUUGUCUAAGCCAUGCUAACACCAAGUCUGGGAGUUGUACUCUCUCCCUCCACCUUAAUUACAUCCCUGUCUACAAACUUUUGAUUUAUCUGCCUCUAUUUUAUCCCCAUCCCACUUAUAAAAGUCAGGCAGACUGAUACAGGGAGGCUGUUGACUUAGCAUACCUAAUGUUAGCCAAAGUUUGAGUUAUGUCCAGUGAGGAUGGCGGACAACAGUCUGAGGUUGACUUUGUAAAUGUCAGUCCUGUCGAUCACCAAUAAAACCAUGAAAAAAAUCUCUCGAGGGCGUCUCUGAAUGGCAGUGCAGUAUUUGUCUCCAAUAUCUCCUAAAUGUUUCCAUCCUCUCCUGGGGUCUGAGGGGGAAAGUGGAUGUGUUUGGACUUCAGCUGGAUGACCAAGUCUACAACAACUCCCCCUGUAACGCUCACACACAGACUCAGAGUGUUUGCAGCUUCGUGACAGUGUCUUUUCUAAUAUUCUUUCCUGUGGUAGAGGCUUGCAGCUUAUUCUAGCCCAUUGUCACUGUGCUGCUCUGCCCUUCAUGCAGUAGAGCUGAAGUGACUUUUAGCUUUUAAUUCUUCUGUAAAUUCAGGACAACAGUCGAGUUCAGGACAUGAAAACGGUGCAGGGGUUUGACGGAGCUGAAAAGGCUGGAGGGAUUAAUUACUCCAGGCAGCCUGGGGUAACCUUUUAACAUUAUGCUCGGAGUCGCUUUUGAUUGGGGGGUAUUCGCCCCUGUUAGAGGAAGUGUCUUGAUAUCUGCUUGUGCUCUUUGCAGAUAAUGGGUUGAGAGGAGGGGUGUUUUAAGCGCCCUAGAUGUCACUUGUCACCUUACCGCUGUGUAAUGCCACUAAUUAGCUCUAAAUAUCCUGAACACUGAAAUUUCAAAUUACUGCUCCCAGCAAGACCCUGAGCUUUUGAUGAAUGGCACAGAGUCACAUUAGUCGGCCCUCCUGCGGAGACCCUGCACACAUAUAUAAAAGAAUACACCCUCACAUCAGUAACAGGCUAAUGACAUGUUAACCAGCUCUUGUUUCCUGCUACCUCUCCCUCUCUCAUGGGCGUUACGAAAAGCUUCAGAAGACCUUUUCAAGGCUGCAAGAAAAACUACACAAAGUGGCAUCCUUUGCUCAUUUUUUUUUUCUUCUGUGCCGAGUUUUGUGCAGAUGGUCUCAAGUCAUGCAGGAGAAUUGGACUCAUCCCACUCCAAACACUCUGCCUCCAGGAGGAUUAGGCCACAUUGUCGACACUACUGAGGGGAGCAUGUUUCUACAUCCAGCUAAACCCACACUUAUCUACAAAUGCACACAUUUGUGCUGUGCCGACAUACCUUCACCCACAUACUGUGUGCAUACAUUCACACAGUCACAGCGGCAAGCACACAGACCUAGCGUAUGGAUUAUACUGUACAUCUUCUGGUGAUUUAAAUUCAUAGGUUGGACUCCUUUGCUCUUUGAAUCUUUUCAUAUUUUUAGCUCUGCUUUGUGUUUCCUGUAGCAAACAGAGGUCGGCCAAAUCUAGCACCUGAUCUGAUUGGAUUAUAUAAAAAAAUGUUUUUGCCAAAACAACAAAACAUGUACUAUUUAUUCAUGUAUUCAGAUCCUGUCCUGCAAGAGAGCUUUAUGAGUAAUUAAUGUAAAAGCUCUUUGGGUUUUUAAUCACAGUAAAACCUGUAACACAGUCUGAUUUGAAAGGCAGAUUAUGCUAAUCUUUUGUUUUAUCAGUCCAGGACAGUUUACAGUGAGCCCCCCUCUGCUGCCUUGCACAUUUUGUCCUUGCCCUCAAUCUGUAGCUACAGUAUACGUGCAACUUCAGUGUGUUUCAUCUCACUGUCUUUUAUGUUCCUGGUGUUGCAGAGAUCCAGUAAAGUCUUUUGAACCUUUUCAGCCUGUUUGAUCAAAGCCCUGCCCUGAUGCAGAGACAUUAAUGUUUAAUGAUUACUUACUGCUAUCAACUAACGCUCUGGUGGUUGAUGGUUUCUCCCCUGAAUAUACAGUAUGCACUGUACGUUUUGCUGCGUCAUUGUACCCGAAAAAAAAAAAAAAAAUGCAGGAGCAACAUUAUCACAGACUGUCUACUUAGUUUCGAACAAAGUUUCCAACAGAUGGUGCUGGGUCAAAGGAUUUAGCAGUUUGCUGAAAUAUCCACAAACAUCGUCCCUCUCUCUAGCACUAACUGACCCAGUGGUUAGAACCACAGACUGUAUGAGACGUGACUGUACUCAUAGUGACACCAGGCUUCUGAAGCAGAGUGUUGAAGCCUUUCAUUAGCAGACGACACGUUGGGAAUGCUGACUUCUUCUAACUCUUGGUCAAUCUAUUGACAUAGAGGUAGUUUAGGUGUGCCUUUAACUGACUUGACUCCAGUGUGACCUUUAACUAUUCAAAACUUUUAACUUAAAUGUCAUAAAAAAUACUUAAUUUUGUAAAAAAGUCACCCACUCAACAGCACCAAAACAAGGCUGUAAACAUGUCUACUUUUGCUGUAGAGAUAGUGGGAGUUCAUCAGUUAUUCUUCUUCUCACCCCUUUUUAAAUAUGUAUAUUUUAUAUUUUAUGUUUAAAUGUUUUGUCUUACUUUUCUUUUUUUACAUUUUUGGUCUGCAUAUUCAAAAGAUGGGCGUUGUUGAAUGGUUGUCUAUGUGGCUUCUGGUGCUUUUGGAGCCAGCCUCAAGUGGACACUUGAGGUACUGCAACUUUUGACACUCCUACUUGAUCAGUUUUUAUUUUUUCUCUCAGUAGCAGAGGUUGCUGCUUGGUCAGACCCAUAGACUGUAUAUAGAAUGGACGCCAUCUGCCUUCUCACUGGGUGAAACCACCGUGAUAACAGCACCCUCUGGUGACGGGCUGCAGUAUAGAUCAUAAAUCCCGCCUCCUAAAGCAAUCCUUAUGGAGCUGUGGACAAACUAUAGAAAUUAAUUACAAAGCAUCUAAAUUUUUCUCCCCCCUGCUUGUGAUAUUUAUUGUCGGACUGGUUUGUGCUCAAGUCCUCUUUUUUCUGUGAAGCUCCAUUUUUAAACGGUAUUUGGGGGUCAAUGUUUUCUAUGAUUGACACUUGAUACAGCCUAUGGGUGUACGAAGAUCGCGUAGCUCACCCGGGAAUGCACUGUUUGAGCUGAGUGUCAUCACAGCGGCUCUUGGCGACUCUUCCACAGAAUGCGUACAACGCUACUGCGCAAUGUUGGUUUCAGGAAAUGGAGAGGAAUCGCAGAAAUACUAAGAGCUUUUCUGCUUUAAUUCUCUAUACUGGCUGACGGUGGAACCAAGUUGUCCAUAGUAUAUAUCUAUGAAAAAUAUAGCUGGAUAAGGCUGUCUUUUUUCAGACAGAUUGACAAAGUGUGCUAGCAUGGCAGCAGCUAGCUUUUUGGGACAUUUAGCUUGUUUUUUGAUGAACUUUCCUUUCAUCAUCUUUUGUUUAUUCAUUUUUUAACAGUAGUUCAUUUAUUCAACUUCUUUGACAAGAACAGAAUUGCUGAUUCAAACCAAAAGCAACACUCUACAAAACAUUUUUACCUUAAAAAUACAUUUCUUGUCAAUGUGGUGUUCAAAAUUCAAAUCCAUUAGCUUUGUAUCAAAGAAGAGAAGAGAAGCCUGGUUUGGCUAAAAAUAAUUCAGCUGUUGUGUAAACCUCUGGACUGACACAUUUCUGUCUCUUUUAGGGAACAUUUUUAUGAAACCGAUGACUCAGUGGUGUCUAAUUGAGAUUUUAAACAUAUCCGUAACAAUGAAGCUGUCAGCUCUGAUCAUUGUGAGAUGGUAAUGAUGCUAAAAACAGGCUGAUUCACAGGGUUGCUCAUAAUUUCCAGCUCUAACCAUUCUGGCUGGUUGCCUAAUCAAACAUUAACCACAGCACAUUAUACUCGGCCUGGUCGCUGCCGUGGCUGAGCCUACGAGCCGGCUGUAUUAGAGAGGAAUGUCCACACCCUGACAGCUGUAGGGGAAUCUGACUCAUUCCUCUUUCUGUCCCUGUCCUCCUUGUCUCUUUGACAAACGAACCACUCAUCCUUUCUCGCCCUCCCUGUCCUCUGUGCUUUAUCCACUCUUGUUUGAGAGCUUUGGCACGGUGGCACUGCCUCCUCCCUCUCCUCCUCCCCCUCCUGUCGUUUGAGUGUUAGUUUACCGAGGAUGAGUGUGAGGGGACGAGAAGGAUGCAGACUGAUGGACAAAUGGAGGGUCAAAGAAGAAAAAUCUGUCUCCUAUGGGACACUUUUUAUUGAGUCUCCUGUUCCCUGAUGAGUGUCUGUUGUCUGAUAAGUACUGCCUGUUAUGCUCCAGCUCUCGUCCUGGCUGCUGCUCAAUGGCUUAUUGAUGCAGCAGCACUCCCCAGCUCCUCUCUCUCGAUGCACUGCUCCUCUUUUUCAUUGUGGCUGCAAUCAAACCUAAAGGGCUGUCAGCCAUUCACUGCUACUUAAACUAAAGUGAGGAGGAAUGAGUGCAAUCUGACACAUAACCCUUAUCUAUGUACCUCUGCUCCUCAGUCUGAAUAAACUGCUCUGGAGCCAUAAUUUAACCUUGAUGCAUGCAGGAUAUAAAUUUACCAGCUCCUUGGGCAGCCAUUACUCUGGUUCCUCUCAUGCUCUAGGCCUGUAGCUGUAUAUCACCAUGCUGCAGUACAUACAGAGUGAUGCAGACCACUGGGCCUGGCAGUAAUGGAUGUCAAGGAGCAGCAUUACAAGGCGAUGCGUUAUUGAUCAGCUACUGUCCUGCGCACGUUAUUGAUUGAAGCAGUAGAGUGUGUGAUCGCUGCGUGUUUAAGUGGUUUCUCAGGAAACAAUAAAGAUGCUUUUUGUCAAGAGUUAAUUUUCCCUCUGGAGAAGCUGUAAAAGCUGCUGCGGGGGUACGCCUACGUGUAGAGGUUCAAAAUGUCAAUAAGAGCUUCUACAUCGUUGUAGGUCUGCAAAUAGUUCAAUAUCCAUAUUCAUUAUAAUGCUGUCAAAUAAUGAUAAAUGAGUAAAUCAAGGAUCUCAUUGCAAAAAUCCUGUAAAUCCAUAAAGCAGCUUAGCUCAUUGAUUUGCAACAUCCCCUGCAAUGCAAAUGCAGCUUGAAUAAAGCAUAAAUAAUAUUUCUGUAGUGAUUCUUGUUGAUCAUUUACUUAACUGUGAGUGGAAAUAACCCAUCAUAACCACUUAAAAGCCCAUUUCAGCAAACUCAUUUUGCUGCUUGUAAUAUCUCCUAACGCUGUGAUUACAUGACAGACAACAGUUUUACUUUCAUUUGCCUGGCUCAUCUGCAUCUAGUAUUGGUGGUGUCAGGGGGAGGCAAAAGCCCUAACAUCAGAAAAACACUCUUUCCAAUUGGUUGCUAUGGUAACUGACAAAGCAAACAGGUCUGCAGCAACCAAAGUGAUCUUUUUUAGGACAAUCUGUGUGGAAAUCUGAAGGUCAUUUAAUACGCAGGAAGUACACAAAGGGUGCAAAUCUGAACACUAAUAAACGCAGGAAACACAUGCAAAAGAGGAAAAACUAUCAAGACAUAAAGUCAAAGGCACCCGAUGCCUCUGGAGGCGCUAAAUGGAACAGUUUAUUAUUAAUGCUUAUUUGAUGUACACUGUUUUCCCAAAUUAUUACUUAUUUAAACUCUGCAAGGGACUCAAUUUAUUUUUUACAUGAGGAUGUGGUGCAGCAUCAAAGCAGAGAAUAGCCUUAGAAUUACAGUAUAUGCAAGGCUAGCUAAGUAGCUUACAUGCAAUCUGUAUUAACACCCUUAGCUUAUGCUACAGCUAACUGCAAAGCUUACUGGCAGUCAGCUGAGCAGUUUUGUUAUGUCUUCAUUCGCAGCGUUUUUCUUUUUCAGUUGUUUUCUGUGUUAUUUUUCAUCUGUGUGAUACAAAAAUGAGAUCUUUUGCUGGUGCAGAUCAGUGAGCCUUAUCAGUCACCAUAGGUAGCUGAAUGGUGAGUCAUCUAGUGCUACUGCAAAUCAUAAUGAACUGUGUAUAUGCAUGCAACAGUUUCACUAAAGCUCCUUUUUGUCUUUAUAUCAUGCUAUGCCAAUUGAAAACUGUGGGCUCUUACCUAGUUCUUUAUCAUUAUGGAGCCAAAUUCCCAAGCUUACACUCAACACCAGCAUCCAUAAUGUGACCAACAACACUCAUCAGCUGUUGUGGUCAGUAUUUGGCCUUUGGAUGGUGCCAACACUGGCUGUAAUCAGCUCAAUAGUUGCCAUGUGACUUUUACUGUCAUUGGAUUAAAAUUAUAAUUUCAAAUCACAGCUGGACUGUGAUAGGAUUGAUCACAAAGGAUGAUAUUUGGAAUUUCAAUUGUAGCUGUUUUUGGUCAUCUUUGUACCACACAGGAUCCUGUGAUACAUAAGAGAGGGGCUCUUGUGGAUUAUGGAUUGUGCGGCAACGCAAUCUUGGAUCAUAGACAGGAAAGAAGUGGGGCUUGUUGCUUACAUGAAAAAAUAGAAAGAUUAUUCGCUUGUUGUGCAUGCAAAUGACAUAUAAUUUUCAUGAAUCCAUCUGAAACAAUAGACCCUGUGCUUGCUGUAAUUACCUGUGUCCUUGUGGACGUGUUGGUAUGCAUGUUGUAGGGGGUAAUUGAAGCAUCACUUGUGCAUUUUACAAAAAACUAGAGAGACAUGAGCAAAGGAGUAAAUAAGAGCGACAGUGAUUAAAUGAGAGUGAAAGAGGGAGUAGAUUAGCCGAGUCUGUCCUCAGAGAGUGUCUGAGAGAGAGGACGAGCUGCCAGCUCUCCCUUCAUCUUCUCCUCCUCCCUCAUCAAAGCCUCCCUGCUCUCAUCUUGAUCACACUCACCCCUUAACUUCCCGUCGUCUCUCUCUUUUUUUCUCCUUCCCUCUCCAUGUCUUUCUUGGUCGUCACUCCAUCACACAUGUAGAUUUCUCUGUCAUUUUCCUGUAUGGCAAGGAAGAAAAAAUCCCCCCCUGCACAGUUUUUUUCACAAGUAAUCUCUUUUAUCCCUGACUGCAUGCCGCUGUCAGUCUCCCUGUGUAGGUGUUUCUCUUGAUUACUCUGCUUUCUUGUGUUUUGCUCAUGAAUUUAGCGAGAAGAACAUGUUGAAAUACACCCUGACUGUUGCAGAGAUUUGGGAUUGUGGUGAAUUUAUUGUGGACUUUCUUUUGUACCUUGCCAAAGAAAAAGAAAAGUGUUUCUGACAGAAACAGCCUUUUGAAAUAAACAAAGAAAAGUACUGUUAGUCAGUGGUGUAUUUUCCCAUCUGAUAACACUAUAAACAGAAAGACAUUGUUUACCAGUGUCUUCCCAUUGAUCAUGGAGCCAUCGAUUCCCCUUCAACCUCCUCAAUCGAUUGACUCUGUUCUUUUAAGACAAGAAAUAAAAUUACACCAUCUAGUUUUUCCUGAUUGACCUGAACCCUAAUUCCUACAGCCUCAAAAAUCAAAAAACACCCUCAGAGUCCCAUCGAUGUCACCUUUGUGGUCUCCUCUGAUUGGCUGGAAAAUCAGUAUUAAAGGUUUUCGUUUAACUACAACAUGCUGUGGUUGAACAGUGUCUGUUAGAUGUUCUUGACAUGAUGCGCAGACCUUUUAAAGACUGUAUUUUGUGAGAACUGGUCUUACCUGAGGUGUUUCUACUCUCCCCUGCUGCAGUCAGUCCUUGGUUCUCAUCAGCUGGGCUUUUAUCAUGUAUCACUACACUUCACUGUGACGUACCCAAUUAAAAAAACCUCCUUUGACCUUUACUUUCUAAUGCUAAAGAUGAGGGGCUCUUUGCAUCACUGCUGGGUAUUAAAGAUUCAGUUCUAACGAUUCCCCUAGACUUUAACCAAAAGACAUUAAAUGUUCGCCCAUAUACGCACAAGUGCCUCAAACCUGCAUAUUUACCUGUUUUUUUAAGAGAUAUUCUGAGACUGAUGUAUCAGCCCAAGGAACCAGUUCGAUCCAGUUUAAUCAAAAAUAGCCAUGGGAUUUGAUUAGUGACACUUAGCUUGUUUAGAUUUACUUUUAAUCAAUCCUUUGUCUUGGCAGCAGAGACAACAAACAACAAGCCCAUCAAGAACAGAAAUGAAAAAAAUCUGUGUCCAAAUGAUAACACUGAAAACAAUCCACAUGCACACAGAUCCACAAUGUGCAACUUUGGGGAGUGGGUAUGGGUUUGGUAUGGACACCCUGGCUGUUUUGCAGCUGCACAUUCCAAUUUAAAUCAGAUUGCAACACAGUCAGUACGUUUACAUAACACUCAAGAAAACCGAAAAUUUGCCUUACUCCGAUUAAGACCUGACAACUGAAGUGCAUGAAAAAACUCAUGUACGACGAAAAAACAACGCAGUACGAUGCUCCUCCUCUCGCUCGAAAAUGCCCAGCAUCAGUUAUAGCCGCUUCUGACGUCUGGCACGGACCUGCUGUUGUUGUAAACAGUUGUAUGGGGUCAACUGUAAACAGCACUGCUGAAAAGACCCAUAUCGACCCCUAGUUUUGGGCAGCAGGGCACAUUCGCGUCAAUACUUUGAUUUUCUUAGGUGCAUGUAUAGGCGGACAAGAAGAGAAGUCGAUUCAGCGAAAAAAAACGAACUAUGACCUUAGUCCAAUUAAGCUGCACAUGUAAACGCACUGACUGAUCUUUCAUCUUACCAUCAGAACCAGCUACUGGAGUAGCUCUUUUGUUGAACUGGACCACGCAUGCCGGGCUCUACUCCUCACACACAUCAAUGUGCCCAAUUAAAAAAGAAAAAAAAAAGUCAUGGACUGAUUUGACAAAGAAACUAUGAAAUGAGUCUUAAGAGGUUUUUCCAAACAAAGUCUGUUAAGCUAGAUGUUCUAUUUUAUAUUAAAGAUAAAUGGCCAUUUUUCUGUCGCUGUAUGUACUUGGGCUUAAGCCCGGGCAGUCCAGAAAUGUUCUCAGCUGCUUCAUCCUGCAGUAGGACUUGAUAGGUAAUUACCAGAGUUUUACAUUUAAUCCUAAACUCCGCUGGUUGAUAAUGGAAAGAGGCCAAUAUUAGUGUAAUUUGCUCCCUGUGCUUCCUCUUUGUUAAAAGAUGAGCUGCAGUGUUCUGAUCCAGCCGAAGGCGAGCUGCAGCUACUUGGCAAAGGCAGGCAUACAGAGAGUUACAGUAAUUUAAGCGUGAAGACACAAAAGAACGGAUUAAUUUCUCAGCACUUUAAAGGAGGGAAUAUGUCUCAUCUAAGCUGUAUUUCUUAACAGGAGAAAGCAUGAGCGAGUUAGUGUGUUAAUACAUGCGAAAAGACAUCCAGACUGGUUAUAGUAGCAGUCAAACAGCUUAAGAGAGGGGAAGUCUGUAAGGUCUGAAGUUGUAGUGUUGUGUUGUUCAUGAAUGUUUAGUUCAAAAGAAGGAAACUGCUGAGUGAACGAUGUCAAUGGAAUCACUCCAGGACCUUAUUCGUUCCUUUCUCAGUUCAGUUGAGCUCAGCCGCGAGCGUGGCAUGCCAGUUGGGUGUGGAACUGCGGUCUUUGACUCUUUGGCGAACAACACACAGCGAGCAGUCAGAGUCUCGUCAACGACAUGUAUGAGUCAGACUGUGAAGGAAACAAAUGACUUCUGAACAACUUGAGGCAGGCAGAGGAGGGAGGGGCGUAGCAUCGUUCAUGAACUGCCGAGCAUCGGUUCGUUCACAGCGGCUCAAAUAAAACUGCGCAUUAAAGUGCUAUUACAUGAAGCACUGACUGAUUCGGUAAACAAAUCUUUUGAACGAAUCAUUUUAAUGACUCAGUACAGUUAAAAGAACUGUUCUUCCCAUCACUAUGAGGUUGACUCUUACUGAUAUUUUUAUGGCAAGCAUUAUUUCUGAAAUUGUGUCAUUUCUACUUUGACUCUUUUCCUGGUGACUUUACAUCUAGCAAGCGUAGAAACCACAAAGAAGCACAAGCAUGAUACGACUUUAUUCUUAUUAAUUCAUCAGGCUGGUACACCCCUGCAAUGUCCCCCAGCCAGUUUAGUAUUUUCGUGGACUCUCGUGCACCGAGGUCCGCCAAGCUGGGCGUGGUGGCGCGGUGGGGGGAGGUGUCGACAGAAUCAGCUGGCGUAGUGAUUUUUUUGUGCCCGCCGGCAGCGGAAAGUGCGCUGAAAGCUCUCCGAUUCAAACCUGGUCAGCUUUCAGCGCAGGCGGAGCGCAGCUGGUCUAGUGGUAUUUUAGUAGACCAGCGGUGUAGUGCGCACAUGUCAGCGAUGCCUCACUGGCAGGUUUCCACAGUGUCAGGCACAUUUCAGUGCAAUAAAUAAUCAACAACAACCAAUAUUCAGUGCAACUAUCUGAGUCAGCACAUUCAUUUAGAUCUAUAUUGCUAUAUUCUGAUCUAUAUCUUAUCUGAUGAGUGUGUUUGGCACGUGUUUGGACACUCAACCUGACUGAAUUAUCAUUUAAGUUUUCAGUAAAUAGUCACACAUGAUGAAUUUAACAAGAUAUUUAAUUUGUCCCCCUUUUUCUCUCUUCCUCUUUUUUCUCGCGCAGCUCGACCUGGAGAGAGAGAGAGAGGGAGAGAGGGAGAGAGAGAGAGUUUAUAUGUGGUGUAUAUUUAAAUAUGGAUACAAGUAAACAGUGGAAGUGUUAGUGUGAUCCAUGAGGUUCAUAUGAGGUGAAUAAAUGUUGAUGCAUUUAGUGAAAUGUUGGUGCAGUUGAUCUUCAGGACCGCUGCAGCUUUAAUAACCUCUGCUUGUUGGAGUUUGAGAGUCUAAAGUUCACAUCGCCACUCCUCUUCCUGGAUUAUACAAGAGCUGGAUUUCCCCUCCCUUAUCUCUCACACAGCACACUCCACUCUGCACACUCACUUCCUUGUUCCCUCCCCUUCAGAUCUACAGUCUGAGAAAGGGUGUAACCAGCCUGUGCUGAACUGAUCCUGCUGACACACACAUGCUGUUGAGAUCAGAGCUCAGACUAGUUUCACUUCUGAGGAAAUGAAACUCAGUCAGUCAGUUGUCAACAGCGAGUGUUGAAAUGGCGCAGAAAGGAGUUCAGCUGGACCGUGAAUCUUUCUCUUGUUCCAUCUGUUUGGAUCUACUGAAGGAUCCGGUGACUGUCACCUGUGGACACAGCUUCUGUAUGAGCUGUAUUCAAUCCUACUGGGAUACUGAGGAUGAGAAGAAGAUCUACAGCUGUCCUCAGUGCAGACAGACCUUCACACCGAGGCCUGUCCUGAUGAAAAACACCAUGUUAGCAGGUUUAGUGGAGGAACUGAAGAAGAGCAGACUCCAAGCUGCUCCUGAUGAUCCCUCUGAUGCUGGACCUGAAGAUGUGGCCUGUGAUUUCUGCAGUGGGAGAAAACUGAAAGCUGUUAAGUCCUGUCUGCAAUGUCUGGUUUCUUACUGCCAGAUUCACCUCCAGCCUCAUUUUGAAGUAAUUCAGUUUAAGAAACACAAGCUGGUGGAGCCCUCCAAGAAGCUCCAGGAGAACAUCUGCUCUCGUCAUGAUGAGGUGAUGAAGAUGUUCUGCCGCACUGAUCAACAGUCUAUCUGUUAUCUCUGCUCUGUGGACCAACACAAAGGCCACGACACAGUCUCAGCUGCAGCAGAAAGGACUGAGAGGCAGAAAGAUCUGGAGGAGAGUCGAGAAAACAUCCAGCAGAGAAUCCAGGACAGAGAAGAAGAUGUGAAGCUGCUCCAACAGGAGGUGGAGGCUAUCAAUGGCUCUGCUGAUAAAGCAGUGGAGCACAGCCAGGAGAUCUUCAGCCAGCUGAUCCUUCUCAUGGCGAAACACCGCUCUUACACGGAGCAGCAGGUCAGAUCCCAGCAGGAACAUGAAGUGAGUCGAGUCAAAGAGCUUCAGGAGAAGCUGGAGCAGGAGAUCAAUGAGCUGAAGAGGAAAGAUGCUGAUCUGCUGAAGCUCUCACUCACAGAGGACCACAACCAGUUUCUGCACAGCUACCCCUCACUGUCAGGACCGGGUCAACCUGCAGACUCAUCCAGGAUCAACAUCCGUCCUCUGAGAUACUUUGAGGAGGUGACAGCAGCUGUGUCAGAGGUCAGAGAUAAACUCCAGGAUCUUCUGACAGAGACGUGGACAAACGUCUUACAGGCAGUGACUGAAGUGGAUGUUUUACUGUCAGAACCAGAACCAGAACCAGAACCCAAGACCAGAGCUGGUUUCUUAAGAUAUUCAAAAAGAAUCACACUGGAUCCAAACACAGCAAACAGACAUCUGUUAUUAUCUGAUGGAAACAGAAGAGCAACACAAACAGAAGAAGAACAGUCUUAUCCUGAUCACCCAGACAGAUUCACUGAUUAUCGUCAGGUCCUGAGUAGAGAGAGUCUGACUGGACGUUGUUACUGGGAGGUGGACUGGAGAGGGAACUGGGUUGAUGUAGCAGUCGCAUACAAGACUAUCAGCAGAGCAGGAAACUCAGAGUAUUGUUCAUUUGGAGACAAUGAUGAAUCUUGGAUGUUAGAGUAUUUUAAUGACAGUUAUACAUUUGUGCACAAAAUAAUCCACUCUCCUGUCUCAGGCCCUCUGUCCUCCAGAGUAGGCGUGUAUCUGGAUCACAGAGCAGGUAUGCUGUCCUUCUACAGCGUCUCUAAAACCAUGACCCUCCUCCACAGAGUCCAGACCACAUUCACUCAGCCGCUACAUGCUGGACUGUGGGUAGGUCAGGGCGGCUCUGCUGAGUUUAUUGAACUGAAAUAAACAGAACUUUGAGUCAAUCAGACCAAAAACUUGUAAAUAAGAUCAUUGAACUCUUGAAAUGUUCUGGUUUGUAAAUGUUUGUGGAUCAGUCUCACCAAAAACUGUCUGUUUAGUUCUUCAUUUCAGCUUUUUCAUUCUUUUGUAAAAAUGCUGAUUUGGUCGCAGCUUUUAGGACAGUCAUUGUGGAUAACUUUCAUUGUUUGCAUUUCUCAUUUUGAAAACUCUUCAUAAAAGUUUGAUAGUAACAGCAUCAAGAUGAUCAUUUGAGACUUUUUUGAGACUAGAAAAAAGUGAAAUAACAUCAAAAUAAUGUAAGAAAGAUUAAAAAGCACAACCUUAUUUCCUGUCCCAAAUCCAACCAUCUAAAGUAUUUCCAGUCUGCCCCAAAAACACUCCAAACGAUCUGUGCUUUCUCUGUUUGCUGAAUAUUUGUAUGAAUGUCAUUAACGGAUACUCCUGUCUGCUUCUGUUGGUGCAGAGUAAGGGAGGGAGGAUACUUGCGCCAGGCUCAGCCGCUCACCAAAAUACCAAAGUCUGCCCGCCUACGCCACACCAUUGGCGAGGCAGGAAAAAAGAGCCCUUAUUUCCCAUUCUCUGGGGAAAAAAGGAAAAAUAACAAAUGAUUUUUGUAAUAACGAAACUUAUUCGUGAGUGUUCAUCACAUGUUGUUUCACAGCUGAGUCAAAUACUUAGUUGAUGACAGAUAAAUCUACAAAACUGGAGAAGGUUUACUAAGUCAACAUGCUGUGGGAUACAGCUGAGUCUAAGGACUGGACAUAGAACAGAAAAGGUCACAGACUGAUAACAACAAGACCGAAAACCUCAACCAAGUGUGACACUAAUUUGUGCAGUUCUGUUUGUAUUGUUUUACUUCGCCAACAAUGGAAAUGUUCAGUUUACUGUGAGUAAAGCUCAUUUUUGUACUUUGGACAUGGCUCAGACUGUGGAUCUACUGUUGUGUUCACACCUAAUGUAAAUAAAAUCAUUCACACACCUACUUUACAUGCAUUUGGAGGCCUGAAUAUUGUGUUCAUUUGCUCCAUUUGUGUGCCAUAUUGCAUCUACACAAGUGCCCAGACACAUCAGUGAAUGCCAGAGAGGAGGAGUUUUCUCCAUGCCACUUCAGUCUGUUUACACCAAACAUGGAUGUGGUUGCCUAAAUUGCAAGGAUUUGUUGUGUUUUCACAAUUUACCAGAAAAUCCAACCUACUCACUCACUUCCCUUCAACAAGCUUCUUUGUAGUCCUGUUUUGAUAGAAAAAUAAGUCAUUUCCCAUAGCUUAGAGUAUCUAAAGUCCAUCACAGUCCUCUGUUUGCCAAGUGCAUGAACCUCUAAUGGUCCUAUGUCACCAUACUGACUAUCGGAGUGAGUGGUUUACUGGGGCUCAGAUUUUUCAUUUUGUGGAUAAACAAAUAAAGCAGAUAUAACUCCGUCAGUCAGCACAGUUCAGGAAGCAUAUUCUUACUCAUUCAUUUGAAUGUAUUUAUAAAGAUCAUUUUAAUAAUAAUUACGCCAAACUUAACUUGCUCUUGGUAACUACUUUGUAAAGAUAAAAGUGAAAUUGAAUUCUGACCAUGAAUGGACAAUUACUUGUACAUAUUGUAUGAGCUGCAAUACAAAGUUGUCGGUCCAGUCCGAUAACUACACAAAGAACAGCUGACAGUCUUGUGAAAUGUAAGGGAAGAAGCUCAGGACAAAAUACUAAAGCGGUGGUUAUUUAUCACCCAGAAUGUCACCACAAUCAAAAAGGCAUAAAUCCAACCGAAAAUGUCACUUUGAUUCAUCGUCAGCGAGAUUUAAAUUGCAUCUGUCAACCCUCUGAGCCAAUUGAAUCUGUAAUAAUUCAUCUCACUUGCAGACACACAGUAACACACACAGUAACACACACCUUUGAGGAUUUCCAUGGAUCCAACAGCUGUGUCUGAAGUGGUUUUCUACCUGUGCUGGAUGGUGAGUUCGCAUGUUGGAGUAAACCUCUGUGCUGCUAUGUUCGUGGAUAUGCGACUCUUCUUUGUUUAACGCACACAUACACACACACACACACACACACACACACACCGAAUCACAUCCACACACAGGCACACUGAGGCUGAAAUGAUUUAUGGCCAGCCGUGUCUAAUGGAUUGCUUUGGCACUUGAGAAAUUAUGAAAAGAAAUUAAUUAGCCUUUAGUGACCCUGCUGUCCAUCUGCCUCGCUCUCUCUCUCUCUCUCUCUCUCUCUCUCUCUCUCUCUCUCUCUCUCCACACACACACAAACACAGCGAGCACACACACACACAGUGACCCAAGCACUCAGCUGCUCUCCUUAGUGGUAAUUAGGGUCUAAACAGGCUGGGCUUCCCUGUCACACAUUUAUUGUGUGUAAAUCACAUCUGUGUCAUAUCCUCCUCCACACUUCAGGCGUAUUACUGACCCGACCAUGAUCCCUAAACAAAUAACCAUGAAUCAAGCAUUCAGCAUUUACCUAAUGUACAGCAAUAUGCCACAAAGCUCUAUGUUUGGACUGCUAAAUAAUCCAUCCAAGUCUUCAAACUUUGUCUGUUAUUAUACAGCGAAAACACAUGAUUUAUCGUAUGAGCGUAAUAAGGAAGGUCAACCAUGAGCAUUGGUGCAGAAGAAUCAGAGUUAUUAUCAGUUUAGUUCCCUCUCAGUGAGGAUCUGUGUAAUAACAGUUAUUUUCUGUCUCCUUCUGGGUUGAAUUCACUCACAGAACAAAAAGCUGCUCAGCCGAGGAGUUUUUCUUUCUUUUGUCCUCCGUCCUUCUGCCUCCAGUGGGUCCUUCAAUGCGUCACAACCAAAUAGAGAAGCAGCUGCCCUGCUUGUUAAUGUGUCAUCAAUGAAUCAGAAUAAGCUCAAAAUGGCACUUGUUUUUCCCUCCAUCUCCAAUAGGAUAACAGACAGCAGUCUUCACACUGGAAUGAAAUAACACUUUCCAUUUUUGGAAAGGGUCCAGCUCAGACAGGAGCACUUGUCAUGAAUUAUUUUGUGAUUUUUUCCCCCCUCAGUGCUCUGGAAAAACCAGCUGCAGGGUCAGCGAGAGUAACACUGGAGGAGAUGUGAAUGCAGCUCAGUCCAAAAAAAGAUCCUCAGAGAUUCAGAUGAUUUUGAGUCACCCAACUCAGCAAACUUUGCUCAUACUUGCACUUAUUGUGUUCAUCCUUUCAUUCACACAGAUAUAUCUUUUCUUUGGUACAAGUGUCAUGACUACAACCAGGAGAAAAAUCACCUCCCAAAAUAAGCAGACUGUGUGUGUGUCACUUUUCCAAACGCGGCUGUAGUCUCCUGAUGAGAACCGGUUUCUACUAGUUUGAGCCACUAAUAAGGGUAGCGUCAUUGCAGAAAAGAGUAGUAUGCUUCUGUCUACUCUUUUCUGCCACAAAUACCUCCUCAACUCCUAUGUUUUCACACUGAAAGUUGAACUAGAAGGCCUUAUGGGGGACAUCAGGGAUCUCAUAUGGGGCAGAAGCUCGUCUGCUCUGAGUUUGUCCAAUUAAAUAUUGUGAUAACACACUUGCUGCAGUUAAGACGUUCUUCCUGUGGGUAAAAUUGUGUCAAAAACAGCAACAACAACAAAAGAUGACUUUUUUUCUCCUGGCAAACACACUUGAAUCAAGAGCAGAUUUGCCUUAAAGAGCUACAGCUAAAACAAAGCGUCGCAGACGGAGGCUGAAAAACUUUUUUUGAUCUAAAAAUUUUGUAAAGCUGUUAAUGAGUAUCAGAAAGGAAGCAUAGAGUCUGAAAGAUAUGCGUCACACCCCUCCGAAAAAGAGCAGAAAUACUGCAGUCCCUUGGGUGUCCACUAGAGGAGAGACGCCUGUGUUUAACUCUCCAUUUUCCAUGCAGAAUUAAACAUGUAAACAACCUCAUUCAAAAAUAUCUGUUUCUGUGAGUGAUGGCGUUAGUUAUACACAUUGCUCAGUUGAUGAAAUGUAUUUAUCUAUGAAUGAAGGUGUUCAGUCCAUGAGUUUUGCAUUUUUUGGCAUAAUUAGGGGUGUGGUUGGCUUGACAGGUGGGUGCAUUGCAGCUUGUUUUCCAAGCAGCCUAAGGUCUGCCUCAACCCCACCUGAUGGCCUGUUUCUUUUGACCCGAUGUUAUCAAGAGUCAGCACUGCAACAUGAUGACCACCAUCAUUAGGCUGCAUAACUCCUCUCCGGUAGUUUCAAUUUGUGAUGAUGGAGAUGAAAAGAGCAAGGUCAGUUCAAUUAAGGCAGAAUCAUUUGAGAUUUGUGAAAUAAUGGCAAUAAUAGAGAGAGGGGAUAAGUCAGCCCGAGUGGCAAAGGGAGACGGAGGAAGGAUGAGCAACAUGGAGGGAUUAUUGGCCACUCAGUGCUGGGAUUAAAGAGGACCGCUGAGGUCUGACACACCAGAAUGUGAUCUCACUCUGGCUUAGUGUCACUUUUCUCCCCUCCACUUCUUCUGGCCUUUUCUAAAGGUACACAGCAGCCACCGGCCCAUAUAAGUUCACUGCUGUCACAUCACUCUCCUGACACUAAUUCUCAAACACACAGACACACACUCUUGGCUGCCUCACCAAACUCACACAUGGAGGUGUUCAGUGAGGGGUACAGUUGGAGCAAUGACAUUUUCUAUGGAGUUUCCACCUUGGAUGCUGCAGCAGAACAAAUCCAUGUCUUUUUCUAGCUGGCUGGAGAUCAUAAAUCUGCAUUCUUUCCAGAUGAAGUUAUUGUACCGUAAAACUGUUAUUCAACUCACACACACACAUUCACACGCUGACUCACAAAGACUUAUUCUUUGUUAAGUGAAACUGCAUUUUGACAGCUAACCACCUCCCCUGUCUUUCUUUCUGCAGAUCUGAGUUGGACCUGGACUAUGACAGCUACCACGAGGACUACUAUGACAGGUACUGUCAGAAAGCUUCGCAUGGCAGCUCUCACACAUUACUGCUUGUCUUUGUGUCACUGAAGCUAAAGGAAGAGGGUUAAAGUGGAUUCUUCAUCUUUCUGGUCUCUACGAGUCAAACACCCUGUCACCAUCCGCCACACAGCUGUCACUCAUCCUGUCUUUACUUAUGAUGUCCCUGUUACUGUUUCACAGCCACACUCUGAUCACACCUACAAACAGACACACAAAUACAAGAAUAAAAUAGAGAUACAGAGUAAAUUCAUAGAUUCUCUACAUACCUAGAAAUGUGCACAUUUACUGUAAUAAGUAAAAAAAAAUAUUAUGAUGCACGGUCCAUAUCUACUUUCCUCAUUCCACCUAAUUUAAGAUUACUCUCAUCGAUCAGACAAGUUAUAUUUGAUCAGAUCCAAUCAUAACUUUGUGCAAAUUUGGUUCAGUUUAUAUCAAUGUAUGGUAGCCCAGAAAGGCCAAAAGGCUACAAUGGCCAAAUAUAUUUUACUGCAAAUUCAGAAAUAAUCCUAAAACCAUGAUCACACACAAAUGCCAAAAAGAGAAGGAUAAAGUGCUACACUUAAACAAACAUGCUGAAAAUAAAAGCCUUGGGCAACAUUAAGAACGCAUUUAAACCUGAAUUAACAGCUGCAGCUGGAAAAAGCUGAAUUUUCAGUCAUUACAACAGAAGACUUCAGACCUUCUGGGGGGAGUGCUAAGUGGAGCAGCUUGAUUUUUGACCUCAGAGGGAGAGAAAGAGACCUGGCUCUGGAUUAGAUAAGUCUGUUUUUAAUGAGAUGAUAAUUACAGCCAAGAAUAAGGUUGAAUAAAAAAUUUGCUCAGUGGAGCGGAGUGUUUGUGAUAGUGCAGCUGUCUUUGAGGUUAUAUUGUGUUUGUAUGAGGAGCCUUUUUUCCUGCAGUAAAGAAUCUCUUUCACACAAGUCCAAGAGUUUUGGGAUGUCUACACUUUUAAUUCUGCUUCCUGCAAUUAAUUAUCAACCUGAUAUUUUGUAUAUUGUAAAUAAUACUAAAAUGCUGUUUACCAGUUUUGUCGCAACAGGCUGAGAAUGAGACAGACUCCCUGAUACACAUGAUUUGAUUUGUAUGUAGGAUCAGAUUUUUCCUGGCAAGUGUUAACAGUUGAGAAAUAACACAGUUAUCGGCUUUUUGACCCUUCACAGGUGAGUGUUUAUAGGUGCAGAGUGUAGAAAUAGAAAAUAUUUAGGGAUGUCAGAUCAGAUUCUAGAUUGAAACACUCCCUUACAGCCCCAGUGGCCUUUAAGGACAAGAAGCUGCUGUGAUGCAUGAUGAGUAUUGAUUCUCUUAUGUCAAGUUUUUACCAUCCACAGGAUCUUUUAACACAAUUUGUUAUUUUUGCACAACAACAACCGCUCUCUUCCACCUGCUGCAUUUCCGAUGGCCAAUCACUGAUUGCAAAAACAAAGACUUUUAUAGUUUCUCUGUUCAUCAGAAACCUGGCAGUGCAAGAUGGCAGCAACCACAGACGGGAGGGCGCUCCAAUGGAGACAGGCUUAUUCUUGGUUAUCAAAAAGCCAUUUGGUGAUAACUACUUGUUCAAACAUGAAUAUUAUAUUCCAUUUCAACCAAAUCUGCUCUGAGAAAUGCUGCCAAAUACUUCAUAAUGUCUUUUCAGAAGAGCCGGUUCAUAAUACGGUUAAUAAAAAAAAUAAGCUCCUCUGAAACAUGAAUAUUUUCUGGACUUGUUUUGAACCCAAAGCUCAGCGGUUAGUUCAGUGUGUUUACCUUUUCUCUGUCCCUGCUGAUCACACUCCUGUGCAUGUGUACAGUCAGUGCAGUGGUUAUGCAGAUGAAGUGGUUGGUUAGACUGUGGCUCUGUAUUACUGGUCGUCCACUGAAAUUGUGCGGGGACCUUCAAACAUCCCCCAGGCCCCACUCAUAAACACCCCACUCAGCACAUCUGAAAAGCAGAAUGCACCACGCACACACACACACACACGCACACAGAAUAACACCUCAUUUCAUUCCCUUUCUGGCUCAUAUCGAUGCUCUGCUGCUCCAAGUAUUAACUGUCAUCUUUUCUUUUUCUUUUCCUUUUUUUUUAAUCCCGCGGUUUUCCUUGCUCUGCAUUUUUCUGUUUGCUCAGGGGGGAACACUCACCACUGAUUUUCAAUUUGUUUUUUAACACAGUGCAUGAUUAUUCUCCAUGCUGGUGGCUAGCACUUCUGACAGUUUUGUGUGUGUGUUUGUGAGUGGGAAAGGAAGUGUAUUUCAUCUGUGUGUGUGUCUUCCUGCAUGUGUUUGCCUCUAGAUGUGAGUGUGUGGCAACGGUGUACAUGAGUGUGUGUUUGUUUGCCCGUUUGUUGUUUGUGCACAUCAAUAUGUGGGAAGAAGAGAAAUGACUUUUUUUUUGCAGCUGUCCUCUUGUGCAAACGCAGAAGAAAAGUGUCUUCCAGCACACAGAUAACAGCCUGAGCUGACAAAGCUGCGCUCUGUGUGGGUUCUAAUCCACAGAGACAAACACUCCCUCUCACAUCCACUCACACACUUUUCUGUAAUCCUCACUCGUCUAUGCUCUCUCAUUGUCUGAGCUUCCAUUCUCUGAGAUGACACUUCAAAGCUGGUGUAACAACACAUUGUAUAUCUGCCCCUGCAAACUGCUCUGAAGGACUUUAAACUCCCAUAAGUCUUUGGUGUCUGUGUCUCCUCACAUGGACAAAGCUUAAAGUGUCUAAUCUCACACUCUUAAGGUAACCGAAUAUACUCCAUCCUCAUGUGACUCACGUGUGGGUGUGUUGGAAAUUGUAUCACAAAGAGACUUCACAGAUUUAAACAGAUUGAAAAAAAAGAAAAGAAAACAACUGAGGGAAAACUUUCAAGGAAGCCGGGCUGCAUCUGACUGACUCUCUAACAGCUCAGUCAGUAAAUCUACAUUUCUGUCCCACUCCAAGUCCUUGCAGCUGACAGCUUGUCUACCUGUUUCUGGCUUGUGAUAAACAGCAGAAGAGCUUUUUAUUCUCUUAGCUUUGCAGGAAGAGGGCUGUCAAUGGUCCAGGUAUAUCCAGAUUGUGUUUGGAUGCAGUUAUGAUGGAUUAUAUUGACCAGAGAGAAACAAAAAUCACACUGCUGCAGCAAUUCUUCUAAACUGACCAUUUGGUUGGAGAAAGCCUUUAUUUCCAGGUCUUAUGUGCACAUUAUCGAAUUCCUUUAACAACAGAAAUUUAGCCUGGUGUCACAAGACCAAUUCACCCUAGUGAAUGGGUUUGGGAUUGCUUUCCAUUUUCAUAUGGAGGGAUUGGCAAUGAUUGCAUCCGAAAGUGCCACUGGAAGAUUGUACAGACCUACAACCAAUCAAGUAAAUGCAGUAUGUGAUGAGGCACACUGCAACGUUAUUGUCUCUGUGCAGCUAUUGUCUAUUUCACUAUUGUCUCAUAACAAACCCUGUAUUUGCAGUUUUUCAGUCUUGUUUUAAUUAAAAUAAAUCACCCAGAUUAUUCAAAACAGCUGCCAUAGAGGCUUCAAUCGAUCUCCCGACAGUGAAAACUGACAUCUUGGUUGUUUUUGAAUAAGAUAGGAGAGCUGCAACAGACUACUGGCACGGGGCACCAGUGUCGCCAUCCUAAAGUCCCACUCCAAUUGCUUUUUUUUUACUACAUAAAUUGUUCUCAGUGGUCUUUAAAUUGUGAUUAUGAUGUUUUUACCAAAAAUCGUGUUACCUGUGUCGUUUUCAAGGGCUUUUCUUCUGCAGAGCUUCAGUAGAUCAUUAGCAAUUCACCUCUGGGUCUUGGGCGGAGACAGUGCUGCUCUGCACACUCGUCUUCACAUUAGCUUGCAGCCUCAUAUUGCCGGGGUAGUAGAAAUUCCAGGUAACAUAGGAGCUAUUCAGCUCUUGGACACUAAUGUCUUUAGGGACACGAUGAGCACUAAUAUCAUAAUUAGCUUUCUUACGAGUAUUGCAAUCCGCUAACGCACACGCUUGUUCUGCGAUCGUCCUUUGUAUUUCUCCUCUGCAGAGUCUGGCCUGCAUAGCAGGGCUCCGGGGGCGGAGCUUGGAUUUGUGAUGUAUGAAAUCUCACUAUUUAGGCAGCAGUUCCAGGUCCAGAGAAAAUGAAUAUCAGCUGAUGGAUCUGAUGAUGACAGCCUAUGAGAAACUGAAUCUUGAGUUCAAGAUUUACUUUUUACAACUUAAUGACAAAGAAGUGAGUUGUUCCGCCCACCACCUUUGCUCAGUCUCUUUUGUUAAACUAUCCAACCACAUAGACUUUAACCAGAUGUUUUUUGAAUCUCAUUAAUAUUUAAGAUAAAUUGGUAUUUGUACCCUCACAAGAACGAUGAAUGCUCAUUGAAGAAACCCAUCCUAUUGCACCUUCCACUGAUAAGUUUCGCAGCCUACCACACCUGCUUCCAGUAAAUACCUAAAAAGAGUCAUCCAUGUUUAAACUUCAUUCAGACCACCACAGCUCUCUGUAUUUUGUAUCUGCCAGACCUCCAUGAUUAUGUCACAUCCAGAGAGCUGCAGCCAGAGCUCUAUACAGACACUAAACAGGAACACAUUACAUGCAUAUGAACAUCCCUGCACUGACUCUCCAUUUGUCACAGAAUCCCUCCCUAAACUCUCUGUUUGUGUCCAAAGCCCUUUAUGGCUGCACUCCCAGCUAUGUUACAGAGCUCCUUUCCCAUUACAGUACAGCCAGGCCUCUCAGAUCAUCUGAUCAAGGGCUAAUGACCAGCCCACCAUCGCAUCUGGAAGUUCUCAGAGACAGGGCCCUCUGUGAGGCUGUACCAAGACCUGUCUUUUUGUGUUUGGGUCUGUUUAUGUGGAAAUCUAUGUGCAGGUCUUUGUGUCUUUAUUGUUUUGAUAGAUUUUUCGAUAUGUAUUAGAUUUCUGUGGAGGUUUUUUUUUCUUGCAUUAAGGCCAUUGAAUUCUAAUUUCCCCUCGGAGAUGAAUAAAGUUCUUCUUGUCUUAUCUUUUCUUAUCCUAUUUGAUGCAAACCUUAUUUGAUGUAAAACCCUCAAUAAAUGAAGUUGACCUUGACAUUUAAACAUUCAUCUAUCUGUGGACGAAUGGUUUAAUGCCACCUAUCUAAUCCAGCCAUAUUGACUGGUUAUUGUUUUUUUCUGAUUUGGGGACAACAAGCAUAAGAGUUGACAUGUUUCAAAAACCAGUGUACCUGGUCAAUAAUUUCAGUAUCAGAUUGCUGUCAUGAUUUUUGACAACUGUAUCUGGUUUCAGUAAAUGAGACAUUCAAAAGAUUUUGAAAAGUGGAGCUCAAUUAUUAACAACCUUGGCCAAUUAUCGGGGUAAAAAAAAUGCAUUUGGCCAAUUAUCUGUAUAGUACAGAAGUGUAUUGCUGCCACACCAAAUAAAAAAAAUGCUCUGUAUCAUGAAAUAACGUGCUUGGUCUCAAUUCACUUCUGUUGUUUAGGACCACUUUCGACAGAAUGUCAAAAAAGUCACUAAAUGAAUCAAAAUUUGGAGAGUUUGCCAUCAAAAAUAAGUGACAAAGACAUUAACAGCCAUAUAAGACGACACAAAUCAAAUAAAACCAAGGUGAAAACAGUUCCCCUCCAGGGCCUCACAAGAUAACUUCUGAGAAACAUCUGGGGCCAAGUUCUAUCAAGUGCAAAGUUCAUGCUGUGUAUUAGAAUUUGUUUAACAGCCAAAUGCUGUGUGGUCUUCUAUACUAGAGCCCUGAAUUUAGGGGGGACAUAAUCUGAUCAGAGGGGGUUGCUGCAGGUCUGUUGUAGAUUUUUUUUUGUCCAAAUUCAACAUUUACUGGUCUGUGAGAAAAGACAGGCUGCACACCCAUCUCCUACUGAACAGUUGAACAACUUUACCCAGCUUAUUCCUGUUUGGUACAGACAAUGCUCUCAGUGAAGCAACUUCAACAUGGCACUGUCAACAUUAAAUUUCAAGUUUUCCUUGAAAAGUGAAGAUGCUGAUGAGCCUUUUCAAACAGCAUCACUGUUACCAUUCCAUAUCAACCUGUUUUCAGUAAUCAUGCCCAAAUACUUAAACUCCCCACACUUUCAGCUGCAGUACUGUUCAUGAUUAUAGGAGACUUAGUUCACAAUAUACCAAUGUUUAAGCUUUAAUAUGCAAACCAUCUCUGUACAUUCUGUUCUUUUAAAGUCAUGCUCUUAUCAACUGUAUAACUCAACUUUAUGACCUGUUGGGAAAGUUAGACUUACAGCAGUCAAGCACCAUCCAAAGAGUCUCUUGUAGAAAUAAUUUCUCAACUUCACAAUUUUGUCCAUGGUGGAAACAAACAAACUUGUUUGUUCAGAAUUUUAUUGGAUUUGUGACUUAAAGGUGGCAGCGGCUUGGCUCACAAUCAUCCUUUUGUUUUGCAGUGGAAAGAGUGAUGAAAACUGCUGUUUUGAUUGAUUUCAAAACAUUUUUUGAGAAAUAUUCUUAAAGUUUUACAUCCUUUGAAUCAUUUCUGUGUCAUCAUAUUGUGUACAAUGAUACAGCUGAAAACUACCCAAAGUAUUUAUAAAUUCUGAUUGGUCUCAGCCUCUUCUGAGUGAUUAUUCGAAUCGUCGACUUUCAGAUAGCAGCCAUAACUAGUUUCUGUGACCCCUGCAGCUUCUCUUACCUGCGAUUGGCCGAUCUUGUGGCUGUAAUUGACUUGGUCAUUGGCCUCUCUGCUUGUUGAGGUUAGAUGCCCUCUGUUUCCAUCUCAGCAUCCCCUCAGUUUGAGCUGCAACCAGCCCACAUGCACAAACAGUGUGGUUUCUGUAAGCAGUAUAGAGUUUGACUGUAAUACACCCCCUGUCAGCAGCACUACCAGCCCGGCGGGGAGCUAUUGAUUGGCCCUGACAGAACCAAUUACAUUCAGUGACAGAUAGAGACAUGGAGCUGUCCACAGGGAGGAACAACGCCGGUGUGUGCCAGCGAGAAACAGAGAUAAAAGACAAAGAAACACAGAAUAUAAAUAUCCAUAUUUAUCUGGAAGAUGUUUGAACAGAGACUUUUUCAACUUGCUCUUCUUUUAUAUCUUUUUUAACAGCUUGUAUAACAGCAGGGCUGUUUGUAUGUUUGGGCAACGACUGUCUUUGAAUUUUACAUUGUUAAUGCCAAUAACACUGAAGUUCAGUCCUAUGCAAUAAUUGAGUCCCUUGAUGUUUGUUGUUCAAAGGUUAAAUAGGGAUUUGAUUUUGCACUGAUUAUAUUUUAAUGAAGCCAAAGGUCUUCAACUUCAUGUGUUCAAUAAUAAAACAGAUUAUUUUAAUGGCAAAAAAAAAUGUUUUUAAUUGGUCCUUUUAGAGACCAAUUAAUAUGCAGCCCAAAUUAUUUGCAGAGUAUUAAUAUUCUCAUGUAGUUUUUCCACAACAUAUGACUAACGGUGUUGCUGUCUGUCCUGAUGAUUUUACAAAAGCAUGUUUAACAAAUGAAGUAAAACUUUCUGCAUGACAAAGUUUCAAGGUUAGGCUGUUUUAAGAUUGUUUAUACUGCUGUGUUUCCAGGGUGUAUGACUACCAGCGUGUGCCGGCCUCUCUGUCCCCUCUACCCCUGGGACCCAGUCAAGCCAAGCGAUCCCGUUCCUCCUCUCACUCCACGGGACACAGACGUAGUCGAGACAGAACCCACUCCAAAAGCUCCAGAGCCCACUCAUCCAGUUCAUCCAAGUGUGAGUAUCCCUAAAGGAGUAAACCAGAAAUAAAAAGGUUAUAAAAAGCUGCUGACCAGCAUCAUGAAAAUUCAAACCUAACGUCAUCAGACUUCUCAUUAUUUUAAAGUUGUCCUGCACAAAUUAGGCUGUUAAUGUAAAGCCAUACUGAGAGAUAAUUUUUGUUCAUGUUGAUUCUUGCGCCCUCUUGUGGACAAAGUGGCACCUCUAUUAGGUUAUUCUAAACCAGUUCCCUGCUCCAACACACCUGAUUCAAAUGAUUAGCUCGUUAUUAAGCCAUUACAGAGCUUGAUAACGAGCUGAUUAUUUGAAUCAGGUGUGUUGGAGCAGGGAAACAUCCAAAACAUGCAGGACUAUGGGCCUCAAGGACUGGACUUGAGAACCACUGUUCUAAACCAUAUGUAUAGGUUCCUUUUUCCACAAAAACAUACUUAAUUUAGCUUUUUUCUGGUGUCAAACAUGUCACUUUUUAAAAAUCUUUGACCUGGACAUUGUUCAAAAAGGCUUACUGAGAGGCAUGUAGUUUAUCAUUUCAUCCCACACCUACCAGACAACAAAAUGGACAAAGUAAUCCCUCUUUACACUAAGUAUUUGUUUGCUUUAGUGGGUCUUGAAGAAGCAUCCAAAGUCACUUCAAAAACCAACAGAAAACCCUCACUGGAGCUUUAAUGUUUAAAAGUCAUUUUUCACUUGACAUUUUUUUUCCAAGUUAUAGUUGGACAUUUAAAAAAAAUCACUUUGCUUUUCUUGCUUGUAUUUAAAUGUGAAGAUUAAGAACCAAAGUCUUAUCAAUACUUCAUCAUCUUUUGUGUUUAAACUGUCAUGUAUGAAUAAAAUACUUUUAUUUUAGCAAGGCAAAGUGGCUUCCUGUGUUUCUGCUGGUCGCUUGGCAACCUCACCAAAAGUCCCAAGACCUCUUUUUUGUUAUACCAAAGUUUACUUUCCCAAUGAACCCAAAAGAAGUUUAAAAUAUGUCAAAAAGUUUACUUAAAAGUUACCAUCAGGGGGAUUUUGUUUCAUCUGGAUGGUGUCUGUUACUGUUACACUGCAAAGAUGGAAAAAAUGUGUAAACACUUAGAGCUGGUGUGCUUUUUACUUGACAUUAGUACAGCUUACAUUGUUUUCAAAUCAAACCAUUUUAACUAGUUUUCUGUAGGGUUUUCUCCAUUUCUCCUUCUUCUCAUUUACUAUAUUGUAGUGACAGGGGUAUUAAUCAUCUUCUCCUACUCUCUGCAUGGAAUAAUUCCCUCUGUGUUUAACUAUGAAAUAAAAACUCUCCCUACAUACACCUCCAGGUUUUGUAAUGUGUCCCGAUGAUCUCAUCUUUUCCCUGCAGUGGGCAUGGAGGAGUUGCAGGUGAUCAAAAAGGAGCUGACUCUGAUAAAGACACAGAUCGAUGGGCUGCUCGACAGUCUGGACAGGAUGGACACACAGAGGAAUGACCACAAAGGUAUGGGACUUAUUUCCAAAGACACUGGAGGCAGAUCAGUGUCUGAUCCCAUGGCGGAUAAUCUAUACAACCAUCAGAAACAUUUUUAGGCAGACUCGGGUGAUGCGCCUGAGAUAUCAGAUUUCCGCUUGAUUAGCGUCAUCAGUCACAACCCUGAUCAAAACGGUUCAAGAUCUAUGCUGCAGGGACACUAGGAGAGCGAGAAUAGAGCUGCAGCAGCACAGUCACUCUUAUUACACUUGGCAAAUCUGUUAUUUACUCUCUCAGAAAGUUAAAUCAAACUGGAGUGCAGGUCUUUUGAUUUAUGGCUGGGUCAGGAGGACACUAUAGAACAUGCUGAACAAACAGUGUUGAAGUAACUGACUUAUAAAGCUUAAAAAUCAGACAAAAAAACAGGGACUGAGAGGGAAAGCAGAGCUGUGUGUAAGGGGAAGAAGUGCUGCUGCCCUCUUGUGGACAUUUGAAGCCCAUACAGUCAAAGUCUCAGACGGCAGAAGUUACAGAGCAGAGAACAAACUUAAUUACCAAGAACUACCGUCCUUCCUGUCCUAAGGUGACAGAUUUAUCUGCGCUCUUAUUGAAACUGUGUUGAAAGUGUAGACCACUCAGUCACACUCACUCACUCACUCACUCACCACAGUCAUUUUACUCUGAAUAAGACACACCAUGUCACAGAUACACUACAAUGUUGCUGUAAACUCUGAGACACAGUUUUAACUUAAACCUAUUUAUCAUAAAGUCUUUACUAGGCUCAUAAAUGAAGUAUUAAAAAGUGAUCUGUAGUCUGCUGCAGUUCAGCUGAAGUGUGUAUAUCUGUCUGUAUCUGUGUGUGUGUGUGUGUAUGUGUGUGUUGAAUCUACUUUGAAUGACCUUGUGUCGAUUGAUAGCUCUCAUCUUCACAUUAAUUUAUCUCCAGCUCUACUUCAUUCCCCUGUCCCUCACUAUCGAGCUCUUCUCCCUUUCCCCUUCCUCACACUAUGUCCUUUCCUGUCCUUCAUCCUGUCACUUCAUCCUGUCACUUCCACUCUUGUUUUCUGCCCAUCAUCUUGUGCAAAGUCAGAGAGAAGUUUUAUGUUUGUCCAACAACAGAUAUCCUCCAGGACAGGAAUUCAGAUCCACACUGAUGUCAUUUAACUAUCGGUGUUUGUGUAUCUGUGUGUUGUAGGUUCCCCCCUGAGAGAGGACAGUCCGGCCGGCUCACCGUACGCUCUAUCUGCCAGCAGCCCCGAGCACUCCCUCUCCUCCCUCUCCCCACCCAGCUCCCGUCAUCGAAUCCACAGGGAGAGCCACGAGCUGAGGGACCAUGAUGACGACCGCCACACGGUAAACAAACCAAAUCUGUGUGAAAUUAAUCAAAAGUGCAUGAAUAAAAAGGAAGCCAUUACUCUUCAUCAUAAUCCCCCGACUAUGUUUGUUUUUUUCCUUGUUGUAACAAAGCGCACAAAACAGAAAACUGAGACAAACAGAAAUCUAAUGGAAACACAGCAGUGGCUGAGCCGGACUGUCUUGACUGGGGUGGCCAGACAAGGGCACUGAAUUUUAAUGGGAGGCUCAUACUAAGGCUGUGUCUAAAAUGAAUCGCUCAAUCCCUAACCCCUAACCCCCAUAUGGGGUUUCACUAUAUAGUUGACUAUGUAGUGAGCUCAAUCACCGGAGGUUUCAGACACUACAUGGCAAGAUGCAAUGCAUGACGGGAUGCCCACCACCGGUGAGUGACCAUUGGAUGGUCACUACAUUUUGCAAUGCUUUAUGGGAAAUUUUGAGUCGCCUAUAUAGGGCACUGGAAUUGGUCACUCAGGCUUCUGACACCCCUCAAAAUGACGCUAACCCCCAUAUAGUCACCUAUAUAGGAGUUAGGGAUCUAUUUUGGACACAGCCUUUGUCUUUGUCAUUGCCAGUAACCAGAUCAUCCAUCCAGAUGGCCCUAAACCUUAUUUGAAAAGUGAGAAAAUGAGUGAUCAAAUUUGAGCUCUAAAUUUUUUUAUCAAAAUACUGUUAGAUUAUUCAAAGAAGAAAAAAGACUCAUUUGGUUCAUUCAAGAUAAUCAGAUGUUCCUGUCUCGUAAGGAGAACAGAUAUGUAACACCCACAGAGUCUCCUCUCCUAUGAAAUCAUUUUUUCCCCGUGCAUUACAUUUUACUGAGUCAUUCUGACUUUGCACUGUAAUGAAUAGUCUCCUUGUAUGUUUUAUCCUCUGUCCUGUCUCUCAUUGUCUGUUUGUCUGUUAUAGAUGAGCAACCACAGCUCUGACCCCGAGGAGGAAAUAUGAAGGAGGAAGAGGAGAAAAAAGUAGAAGACGUGGAUAAAGUGCCAAACAUGGAGGAAGAGAACAAACAACCAGAAAACCAACAUUCAUAUCAGAGGAUCAUCUCCCCUCCAGCUGGGUGUAUAUUUCAGACAACACAAUGCAUUUAACUGUAUCACAGCAGCUCUGUUUCUGUCGGCAUACUUUAGGGGAAAACACACAGACACUGGUGACAUAUACACAUGUACGCACACUAUUUAGAAGAUUUGUUGUCGGCGUGAGAGAGUGUCAGAGAGAGAAUGGUCUUAUCCAGAGAGUAAUUAUACAGAUUACCUGGAAGCAUGGUGGUGAAUUAAACUUUUUAUAAUCCUCCAUAAUCAUGCACUCCUAUUGCACUGUGUGAGCAGGGUUCAAACAGCACCAGUAUUCCAGUAUUUAUCCAAAUAUUGCUGUAUUAAUCCAAAUGAGACAAUAGACUCCCUGAUUGGAGCAUUAUGUAAGCAGCUUACCAGUUUAGCUCAUUCUCAUUAAAAUUUCUUGAAAAUGCUGCAAAAUGUUGGACUGUAAACACAAAAAUCCUUGAAGUGAAGUCAUGGUGGUGUGCAAGACGAACUGCAUUGUUUUUGUUGCAUCUAAAGAAACAGACAUAUUUAAAGAUGCAACUUUUCUUUUAUUAGAUAAGUGUAUUUCUGUUCAAGAAUGAGCUCCCUUAAAAACAAAGAAACAGUAAUGUAGAUAAUGCAAAAACAAGUGUGGGUGGACCAUGUGGUGAACCAUGUACACAGUGUAUUUAAAGUUUAUAGUAAUUUUCAAUAUGAUGGCAUAAAUUGAAGCCUGUGUGCAUGUACUGUAGAAAUGGAAAUCUCUUCUUUGACACAGCAAGAGGGUUUUUUUUAAUCAUGCUUGUAUACUUAUAAAUAAUAUUAUGAUGUAGCAAAUCAUGGUGAUCCCUGAAUAAUCCCACUGAUCAUUCAGGAGAAAAAAAAAGGUAGUUAUGGCCUGAAAGCUUCACAGAGACCCUGACAGCAAUGUUCUGGAAAUGAUCUUGUAGCAGAAACAAGGUGUGUCCUUUACUUUAACUGUAUAAGAGGAAUGUUACCAACACUCUUCCACCAUGUAUUUGGCACUUAAAGACAUGCAGAAUCCCAGGUCAGUGUGUAAUAUUGUGUACUAUCGUAAACUUUUCUGUAACUGUACCAAUGUCUGAUUUGAAUCUUGCUUUAGGACUUCUCAUGUGUUUUUUUUUUUUUAAAGAAACAACAAUGUAUAAUUAUAAUUCCUAUGGUGUUACAUGUUUUUGUUUGCAAACUUAAGAUGAGCCAAGUGGAAAUACCCAUUGUCACAGUAGUAAAAGUAUUUUCAUAUUGAGUAUAAAUGCAG
Xyrichtys novacula (pearly razorfish) is the source of this 93413-nucleotide messenger RNA. The record is from the annotation of a GenBank genome assembly. Lineage: Eukaryota; Metazoa; Chordata; Actinopteri; Labriformes; Labridae.